Messenger RNA from Seriola dumerili (greater amberjack), 94214 nucleotides. RefSeq names its product titin-like (gene ttn.2). Gene Ontology annotation, molecular function: ATP binding; protein kinase activity; protein binding. The record is from RefSeq and is a predicted model, not a curated record. The transcript is spliced from 241 exons. Lineage: Eukaryota; Metazoa; Chordata; Actinopteri; Carangiformes; Carangidae. Gene Ontology annotation, biological process: protein phosphorylation.
UUUUUUCUGUGGGGUUCCUUCGAGGCUCAGCUGUUCUCUUGGAUUUUCUGACUGAAAUUUCUGGAUAAAGAGUUUUUGAUCUUCUGCAGUCAGCCCUCCUUUGGGCAUCCCAGGCAUCCUUGUGCAGACAAGGUGCCAACCAACAUGACAACACAGGCGCCAACGUUCACACAGCCGCUGCAGAGCGUCGUAGCACUUGAGGGUAGUGCUGCGAUGUUCGAGGCUCAAGUUAGUGGUUCUCCAGUUCCUGAGGUGAGCUGGUUCCGUGAUGGCCAGGUUCUUUCCGCCGCCGCUCUGCCCGGCGUUCAGAUCUCGUUCAGCGACGGCCGCGCUGUUCUGAGGAUCCCCGCUGUGACCGCCGCACACAGCGGAAGAUUUUCUGUCAGAGCCACCAACGGCGCUGGACAAGCCACAAGCACCGCCGAACUCCUCGUUACAGCGGAGACGGCGCCUCCAAACUUCCUACAGAGACUGCAGAGCUCCACAGUGAGACAGGGCAGCCAGGUGAGGCUGGAUGUCCGAGUCACAGGUAUCCCCGAACCUGUGGUCAAGUUCUACAGAGAGGGAGCCGAGAUCCAGAGCUCGGCCGACUUCAGGAUCCUCCAGGAGGGAGACCUGUAUAGUCUGCUGAUCGCUGAGGCCUUCCCAGAGGAUUCUGGGACGUAUUCUGUGACCGCUACCAACAGCAGUGGACGGGCCACCUCCACCGCAGAACUGCUGGUUCAGGGUGAGGAAGCUGUGCCCGCUAAGAAAACCAAGACUAUUGUGUCCACAUCCCAGAUGGCGACUUCCCAGACCAGAGUGCAGAGGAAAAUGGAGGCAAGUUUCCAGGCCUCCGCCAUGAUGGAGAUGCAUGUAGAAGGAGGAAUGAUGACUCAGCAUUUGGCUCACAAAACCCCCCCGCGGGUUCCCCCAAAGCCGACCUCCAAGUCCCCGCCCUCCUUUGUUUCCAAGAUGUCCGGAGGGCGCCAGCAGUCACCUUCACCUGUCAGACACGUGAAGGGGCCGACACCCACACCUAUCAGACCCGUUUCUCCCUCCACCAGACUGUCCGUCUCCCCCAUCAGACCGGUCAAGUCUCCUGUGAUGACCAGGAAACAGGUAUCAGCUGCAGCUGAAGUCCUGCCGCCAUGGAAACAGGGAGACUACGUGGCUGAAGCCGGCUACACCAGUAUGACCAGUAUGACCAGCAUGACCAGUGUCAGCAGCGCUGCCCAGAUGCAUAUGGAGAAACACUGGGAGCAGCAGGUCACCGCCACCAGAGAGGAUGAGCAUGUUUCCGUGGACGAUAAGAGCGUGGCGGUGGCUACUGUGGUUGCAGCCGUGGAUCAGGCUCGUAGCCGGGGGCCGUCUGAGGCCGCAGUGUCUGGAGAGCAGGCUGAGGGAGGGAAAAGAGCCGGGGCGGUGGCCACAGUGGUGGCCGCCGUCGACCUGGCUCGCGUCCGCCAGCCCGUGCAUGCAGAGGGCGGUGGAGCUGAAGAGGAGGAGGCUGUGGAGGUGGCGAUAAGGCAGCAGGCGGCAGAGAAACAAACUGUCGCAGCUACAACAGCGGCUGCCGUCGCCGUGACCUCAGAGCAGCACAGAGUCCAGGUCUCCCAGAUUCAGAGAACAACAGAAAUCUCCUCCUACGUGGACUCUGGUGUCUCCGCGUCCUCAGUCCCACAUUUCACAGUCUCUAAAGUUUCUGUCCCUAAACAUGAAGCGAGCCACGAGGUGUCCAUCGCCGGCUCUGCCAUCGCCACUCUGCACAAAGAGCUGUCCUCCCCCGCCGCCCGCAGAAAGGUCAUCAAACCCGUCAAGUCUCCCAGUCCAUCUCGCAGGGCGGCGGUGGAGGUGCGGGUGACGCCGGAGCCCCUCCCCCCACCAUUCAAAGACGUCAGAUAUCAGAGUCAGGUUGAGUUACAGCAGGGUGGGGCUUACGCAGUGAGUGAAGAGGAGUUUGAGGACUGGGAGCCUCAGGCGGCUGCUGUGCCCACGAGAGCCCAGGAGCCGGUGGUCCCUCCCACUCUGAUCGCUGGCCUGAAGAACGUGACGGUGACGGAGGGCGAGUCCAUGACCCUGGAGUGUCAGAUCAGCGGCCACCCAGCUCCCGUCAUCAUGUGGUUCAGAGAGGACUACAAGAUCGAGAGCUCCAUUGAUUUCCAGAUCAGCUACGAGAACGGAUUUGCCAGGCUGGUGAUCCGCGAGGCGUUCGCUGAAGACAGCGGACGCUUCACCUGCACCGCCACCAGCGAGGCGGGAACCGUCAGCACCUCCUGCUACCUGCUCGUCAAAGUGUCAGAAGAAAUUGAGAGCAGAGAGGAGACGACUGUCACUAAAAUUGGAAUCACACAAGAGAAAACUGUUGCUGUAGAGACAAAGGAACAGAUGGUGACAGAGGUGACUACAGGAGAGUCCGCUGCUCCCUUCUUCAUCAAGAAACCCACUGUUCAGAAGCUGGUGGAGGGAGGAAGCGUCGUCUUCGAAUGCCAGGUCGGAGGAAACCCAAAACCUCACAUCAUCUGGAAGAAGAGCGGUGUGCCGCUCACUACUGGAUACAGAUACAAAGUCGCCUACAAGAAGGAGACUGGAGAAUGCAAACUGGAGAUCUCCAUGACGUUUGCUGAUGAUGCUGGAGAAUACUCCAUCUUCGUCAAGAAUCCUCAUGGGGAAGCCUCGGCCUCCGCUGGCCUGCUGGAGGAAGAGGAAUACGAAGCUUAUAUGAAGCAACAUGACGUGACGUAUAAAACUGAAGUAACGACGACAGUGGUCCAGGAGCCCUCUGUGGUUGUGAGCCAAUACGAGCUGGAACAGAAGAGGGUGACGACCCCCAUGAGCUUUGUCUCAGAAACGGAAUUCCUCAUUUCAGCCUUUGAGGAGAGGAUCAUUCAGGAGAUUGAGCUCCGUAUCAUGAGGAUUACCUACAGAGAGCUGGUGACAGAGGAUGGAGAGCUGAUGGUGACUGCAGCAGAAGAGGAGGCAGUGCAGCCGGCCUUUGACACACCCGUCAAAAACUACCGCAUUAUGGACGGAAUGGGCGUUACUUUCCACUGCAAGAUGGGUGGAAAUCCACUGCCUAAGAUUGUUUGGUACAAAGACGGCCAGCGCAUCAGAGCUGGUGGCCGUUACCAGAUGGAGGUUCUUCAGGAUGGACGAGCCAGCCUUCGUGUACCUGUGGUGCUGCCAGAGGAUGAGGGCGUGUACACCGCCUUCGCCAGUAACAUGAAAGGAAAUGCUGUCAGCUCUGGGAAGCUGUACGUGGAGCCGUCCGGAGCUGUAACACCUCAGAGAUACACACCACAGCCGGCAAUGCAGAGAAUCAGGUCCACAUCUCCUCGUUCUCUGAGCCGCUCACCUGGUCGUUCUUCCAGCCGUUCUCCUGGACGUUCUCCUGCCCGUAGGCUCGAAGAGACAGAUGAGGCUCAGCUGGAAAGACUCUACAAACCUGUGUUUGUCAUGAAGCCUUCCUCAAUAAAAUGCUCCGAGGGGCAAACUGCCAGAUUUGACUUGAAGGUUGUCGGCAGACCCAUGCCCGACACAUACUGGUUCCACAAUGGACAACAAGUGGUCAAUGACUACACCCACAAGAUAGUGAUUAAAGAGGACGGUAUUCAGUCCCUGAUCAUUGUCCCGGCUAUGCCGCAAGACUCUGGAGAAUGGACAGUCGUGGCUCAGAACAGAGCUGGACGAACCUCUAUUUCUGUAAAUCUUACUGUUGACGCUCGGGAGAGCGUAGCACGCCCUCAGUUCACUGACAAGCUGAGGAACAUCACUGUGAAGCAGGGAACUCUGGUUGAACUGGCUGUUAAAGCCAUUGGAAACCCCCUGCCUGAUAUUGUCUGGCUGAAGAACAGUGACAUUAUCACACCACAGAAGCACCCACACAUCAAGAUCGAUGGUACUAAAGGAGAGGCCAAAUUCCAGAUUCCCUCAGCAGCUGGCUCAGACAGUGCCUGGUACACAGCUACAGCCAUUAACAAGGCUGGUAGAGACACGACUCGCUGCAGAGUCAACGUUGAGGUGGACUUUACUGCCCCUCAAGCUGAGAGGAAGCUCAUUAUUCCCAAAGGAACCUACAAGGCUAAAGAGAUUGCAGCUCCGGAGCUGGAGCCCCUUCACAUGCGAUACGGUCAAGAGCAGUGGGAGGAGGGCGACCUUUACGACAAAGAGAAGCAGCAGAAACCGCUGUUCAAGAAGAAGCUGACCUCUGUUCGCAUGAAGCGUUUCGGUCCAGCUCAUUUUGAGUGCAGACUGACCCCUAUUGGUGACCCCACCAUGGUGGUGGAGUGGCUGCAUGAUGGCAAACCCCUGGCAGCUGCUAACAGGUUGCGCAUGGUCAAUGAAUUUGGCUACUGCAGCCUUGACUAUGAAGUUGCUUACGCUAGAGACAGUGGCGUUAUCACCUGCAGAGCCUCAAACAAGUUUGGAGUCGACCAGACCUCGGCCACCCUGAUCGUCAAGGAUGAGAAGGGUCUUGUUGAGGAAUCACAGCUUCCUGAAGGCAGGAAGGGAGCACACAGAAUUGAUGAGAUUGAGCGCAUGGCUCAUGAGGGAGGACCUGCAGGAGUCAGUACUGACGAUGAAUCUGAAAAGACCAAACCUGAUAUUGUCCUGCUUCCUGAGCCAGCCAGAGUGCUGGAGGGCGACAUUGCACGAUUCCGCUGCAGAGUGACCGGUUAUCCAGCACCCAAGGUUAACUGGUACCUUAACGGACAACUUAUCCGCAAAAGCAAGAGAUACAGACUUCGUUAUGACGGUAUUUACUACUUAGAGAUUGUCGACAUCAAGUCCUAUGAUGCAGGAGAGGUCAGGGUGGUUGCAGACAAUCCCUUGGGCACAACUGAGCACACUGUGAAGCUGGAGAUCCAACAGAAAGAGGACUUCAGAUCUGUCCUGCGUCGUGCUCCGGAAGCGAAGGCCGCAGAGGCUGCACAUGAGACUGGCAGAGUUGGAUUUGAUGUUGUGAAGGUCGACCGAUCUGCCGAGGCCGCACAGGACAGGGAAGUUGUUACGCUUCGUAAGACACAAAGAAUUGUUCGCGAGAAAACCUCAGAGGAGUCUGCUGAGCUGAAGAGCAAGUUCAAGCGUAGGACAGAGGAAGGUUUCUAUGAGUCCAUCUCUGCUGUGGAGUUCAAGUCUCGCAAGAGGGAUGACUCUUAUGAAGAUCUACUGAAGAAGACUAAGGAGGAGCUGCUUCAUCGCAUGAAAGAGAAAGAAGAGGCUGAGAGGAAGAGGUUGGAGGAACAGGGCAAAGUCACCAUCCCCACAAUCAAACCAGAGAGAGUCCAGCUCUCCCCCAGCAUGGAAGCACCCAGGAUCCUGGAACGCAUCGCUAGCAAGACCGUUGCUCCAAUGGAUGAAGUCCGUUUCCGACUCAGAGUCGUGGGCAGACCAGAACCUGAGUGCCAGUGGUUCAAGAAUGGCAUUCAGUUGGAAAAGUCAGACCGUAUCUACUGGUACUGGCCUGAGGACCAUGUGUGUGAACUGGUGAUCAGAGAUGUCACAGUAGAGGAUUCUGCCAGCAUCAUGGUUAAAGCCAUCAAUGUUGCUGGAGAGGCCUCGAGCCACGCCUUCCUGCUUGUGCAAGCCAAGGCGACAGUUAGCUUUACCCAGAACCUGGAGGAUGCCAGUGCCAGUGAGAAGGACACAAUGGUGACCUUUGAAUGUGAAACGAAUGAACCUUUUGUCAAAGUCAAGUGGCUCAAGAACAACACGGAGGUCUUUUCCGGAGACAAAUACAGAAUGCACUCAGACAGAAAGGUCCACUUCCUGUCUGUGUUGGUUAUUGAAAUGCGGGAUGACGCCGAAUACACUUGUGCGGUCAUAGAUGACGAGAGCAUCAGGACAAGCGCAAGGCUUCACGUAGAAGGCGCUGCCCUGGACCUCAUCAAACACUUGGAGAACAUUGAGGUACCAGAGACCUACGCUGGAGAGUUUGAGGUUGAGCUGUCUCGUGAGGACGCUGAAGGCAGCUGGUUCUUUGGAGACAAGGCGCUCUCUCCCAGCAGUAAAUAUAUCAUGUCCUCCCGCCGAGGAAGACACACCCUAUCUGUCAAAGAUGUCAGGAAAGAGGACCAGGGGAAAUACACCUUUGUAUGUGGAGACCUGAAGACCAGUGCCUCACUGAAGAUGAAAUUGCGCCCGGUCACCCUGAUGCACCCCCUGACCGACCUCACGGUCUGUGAGGGUGACAUUGCUCAGCUGGAGGUGAGGUUCUCCCAGGAGAACGUUGAGGGAACCUGGAUGAAGAACGGCCAGGCCAUCUCCGCCUCGGACCGCAUCCACAUUGUAAUCGACAAACUGGUUCACAAGCUGCUGUUGGAGAAUGUCAGCAGAGAAGAUGCUGCUUCCUACUCUUUCGUGGUUCCCGCCCAAGACAUUUCCACCUCAGGCAAACUCAAUGUUCAAACUAUUGACAUUGUGGUGCCACUGAAGGACGUGUCCUCCAUCGAGGGCACCAAAGCUGUUCUGGAGGCCAAGAUCUCCGCUCAGGACAUCAGCUCGGUCAAAUGGUACCACAACGACAAACUGCUGUUGCCCAGUGACCGAAUCCAGAUGGUGGCAAAGGGAGCCAAGCAGCGUCUGGUCUUCACCCGGACCCACGCCUCCGACGGAGGACACUACAAACUGGUGGUCGGCAAGGUCGACACCAGCUGCAACCUGACUGUCGAAGAGGUGCACAUUGUGAAGCAUAUGGAGGACAGAGUGUGCUCCGAGUCCCAGAACGUCACCUUUAAUGUGGAAGUUUCUCACCCUGGUAUCGACCCGGUCUGGACCUUCAGGAACCAGCAGCUCAAACCUGGACCCAAACACAAGAUGGAGUCUAAGGACAAGGCCCACUCCCUGACUGUCAUUGACACCAUGAAGGAUGAGGAGGGCCAGUACAUGUUCCAUGCUGGUGAAAAGACAUCCAGCGCCACGCUCACCGUCUCCGGUGGAGCCAUCACACGGCCCCUGCAGGACGUGACGGUGGCAGAGUCUCAGACAGCCGAGCUUGAGUGUCAAGUUGCCAACGCCGACGCCGAGGGGAAGUGGCUUAAGGAAGGUCGGCCCGUGGACUUCAAUGAGAACGUGAUCAGCGAGGUUAAGGGAGCCGUCAGGCGCCUCAUCAUUGUCAUCACCAGACCGCAGGACGUCGGAGAGUACACCUACCAGGUGGCCAACUCCAAAACCACCGCCAACCUCAGAGUGGAGGCGGUGAAGAUCAAGAAAACUCUCAGAAACCAGACUGUGACGGAAACCCAGGAGGCGGUGUUCACGCUGGAGCUCACCCACCCUGACGUGAAAGGAUCCCAGUGGAUCAAGAACGGAGUGGAGCUGCAGAACAGCGACAAGUACGAGAUCACCUCCGAGGGCAUGGUCCACACCCUGAAGGUGAAGGACUGCAACACACAGGACGAGUCAGUUUAUUCCUUCAAGCUGGGAAAACUGUCCGCCAAUGCCAGACUCAACGUAGAGACGAUCAAGAUUGUGAAGAAGAUAAAGGACGUGACAUCACUGUUGGACAGCACCGCCUCCUUUGAGAUGAGCCUGUCACAUGACAAUAUCCCCGUCAAGUGGAUGUUUAAAGGUGUGGAGCUGAAGUCGAGCGAAAAGUGUAAAAUUCUGUCGGAGAGGAAAGCUCACAAGCUGAUCCUGCAAAACGUCGACAGCAGCAACGCGGGAGAGUACACGGCUGUGGUGGGACACCUGCAGUGCAGCGCCACGCUCACUGUGGAGGCUCUGCGAGUCACCAAACCCAUGAAGAGCGUGGAGAUCCCAGAGACUCAGGUGGCCACGUUUGAGUGUGAAGUCUCUCACUUCAACGUGCCGUCCACCUGGCUGAAGGACGGCGUGGAGAUUGAAAUGAGCGAGAGGUUCAGGAUUGUGGUUCAAGGAAAACUCCACCAGCUGAAGAUCAUGAACACCAGCAGGGACGACUCUGCAGAGUACACCUUCAUCUGCGGGAACGACAAAGUCUCCGCGACGCUAACCGUUAACCCCAUCCUGAUCACCUCCAUGCUGAAGGACCUGAACGCUCAGGAGAGAGACACCAUCACCUUUGAGGUGACCGUCAACUACGAGGGCAUCACCUACAAGUGGCUGAAGAACGGCGUGGAGGUGAAGUCGUCUGACAGAUGUCAGGUCCGCAGCCGGCAGCUCACGCACUCGCUCACCAUCCGAAACGUUCACUUCGGAGACGGAGGAGAGUAUCAGUUCGUGGCCGGCUCUGCCGCCACCACCGCCAACCUGUUCGUCGAAGCUCGUCUGAUUGAAUUCACCAAGAAAAUCAAAGACAUAAAGAUCACAGAGAAGAAGAAGGCCAUUUUUGAAUGUGAGGUUUCUGAGCCAAAUAUCCAAGUGAUGUGGAUGAAGGACGGCCAGGAGCUGGACAUGUCCGAGGAACGGUACACCGUGACCGCAGAGAAGUACGUUCACCGUCUGAUGAUCCAGACGGUUCGCAUGUCCGACGCCGGAGAGUAUUCGGUGGUGGCCGGAUCGAGCGUCUCCAAAGCUCAGCUGAACGUGGAGGGACGCGACAUCCGGAUCUCCGAACCGGCGGAGCGGGAAAUCACGGUUCUGGAGAAGCACAGAGCGACCUUUGAGUUCGAGGUGAACGAGGACGACGUGGAGGGUCGCUGGCUGAGGAAUGGCGUGGAGAUCCAGAUCUCAGCGGAGGAGAGGUUCAACUACGUGGCCAUCAGGAAGCUGCACCGCCUCACCAUCGCCGAGACCUACAGGAGCGACGCCGGCGAGUACACCUUCAUCGCCGGCAAGAACAGAAGCACCAUGAACCUGAGAGUCAACAUCCCAGAACCUCCUCAGAUCCUCCGUCACAUGGAGCCCCAGUCGGUGGAGGCUGGUAAACCGGCUCGCUUCUCGGUGCAGGUGAGCGGCGUCCCUCAGCCUCAGGUCUUCUGGUACAAAGACUCCCAGGCUCUUUCUCCAGGCUUCAAGUGCAAGUUCCUCCAUGACGGCAACGAGCACACGCUGCUGCUGAUCGAGGUCUUCCCCGAGGACGCCGCCGUCUACAACUGCGAGGCCAAGAACGAGUGCGGCACCGCCACGAGCACCGCUUCGCUCAACGUGGAAGUCUCAGAGGUGGUUUCUCCGGACUCAGCUGCUCCUGUUGCUCCUCCGGUCUGCAUCCUGCCCAUCGCCAGCACCUCCACCGGCGAGGGAGAACCGGCUCGCUUCCAGUGCAGAGUCCGCGGAGACGAUGUGAAGAUCAGCUGGUUCCACAAGGAGAAGGAGAUCAAGCAGUCAGACUUCUUCAAGAUGUCUCAGUUUGACGACAGCUGCCAGCUGGAGAUCUCCAGGGUUUACCCGGAGGACGAGGGCGAGUACACCUGCGUGGCCACAAACAACGCUGGGACCGCCUCCUGCUCCGCCACUCUCACACUCGACGGGCAAAAACAAACAGUGGACAGUCCUGCUGAGACUCAGUGGCACGUCUCCACCAGCCUCACCAGUAUAAAGAAACCUUCCAUUGGCCAAAAGCCUGUUUUCAUCCAUCCUAUCACAAGCUGCAUGGUCCCACACGGGGAGGUGGCCCGCUUUCAUGCAUGCGUAUCCGGCAUGCCGAAGCCAGAGAUUAGCUGGUUCCAUAACCGACAGCCGGUUCGGCCCACCAAGAACGUGGUGUUUCACUUCGACGAGGUGACCAACACCGCCACGCUCAUCAUAGUCGAUGCUUUCUCUGAGCAUGCGGGGCAGUACACCUGCAGGGCGGCCAAUAACGCUGGAGAGGCCACGUGCUCAGCCACCCUCACCAUUACCAGAGGAGAAGAAGAAGUGGCUCAUGUGAGAGAGCAGAUCGAAGCCAAGAUUGAGGAAGAAGUCAAAGAGCAUUGUAGCACCACCAUCACCACUGUCGAAGAACAAGAGGAAACCUACUACACUGGUGUCCAGUUACCACAGAAAACAAAAACACUUGAAUUCAAGCCAGAGUCCAAACAUUACUCUUCCACUUUAGAGAAGAAGAAAGAAAAACCAGUAUUCCUUAGCCAGCUCUCCCCAGCAGCUGUAACCAGUGGGGAAACAGCCAGGUUUACCGUCAAAGUGUCCGGCUUUCCAAAGCCAACUGUUCAAUGGUCUCACAAUGGAACAAUACUUAAGACCUCCUCUAUGUAUAAGCUAAUAGAGGAGAGGGAGGAAUACACUUUAGUAAUCACCAAGGUCACAUCUGAGGUUGAGGGUGAGUACUCUUGCAUUGCCACCAACAGAUUUGGCAAGACAACAUGCACCACGUACCUUGAAGUAAAAAAGCCUGAUGUUAGCCAGGCAGAGAAAUGGGUUGAGAAGAUGUUUAAGGUCACAGGUCAGCCUCCUACUUUCACAGUUCAGAUCCAGCCUGUGAGGUGCUCAGAAGGAGGAGAGGUUUAUUUUAAUUACAAAGCCAACGGUGAUCCAAUCCCUGAUGUAAAGUGGUUCAAAGGUGCUUUCCAGAUCCAACCCAGUAGAAACUGUAUCAUUAUAGCUAACCCAGAUGGAUCUGGCUUCAUCAAUAUGAAGAGUGUCAAACAGGAAGACAGUGGUUUGUAUACAUGUAAGGCCUCCAACCCAUUUGGGGAGGCGUCUUGUGGUGCUGAGCUUGUUGUGUUUAGGGAAUCAGUCUCUGUUUCCCACAAACAGGAGCAGAUGACAGUGGUUCAGAAGAAAGGCUACAAGGUUUCAAUGACAGAACAGGCAACCGAGUCUCGCUUGUACCAGGUCAGCCUCCCAGGCCAGGACAGGGCUAGGUCAGAUCAGAUGGUUUAUACCAUCGGCACUGAGGACCGGCAGAUAAUUCCCAGUGAGCAAGUGGGCUCCCUUAGAGACCUUGAUAUCUCUGCUGCAACUGUUCAUCGUGAGCAUUUGACCCACCAGGCAGCAGUGCUUCAGUCUCAUGAGAUAGAGGAGAGAGUGUCAGUGGUUCCUACCCAUCCACCUCAGGUUUCAGCUGUUCCUGCAAAACAGCUCCAUAUGGCAGCGUUUACAUCGUCUGUCGAAGAGAGUCAAGACCUCACAGAACAGCACUGUGAUCGCAUUCAAAGCCCUGAGGUCAUUGAGCUUCAGGUGGCUAGAGAAAAGAGGUCAAAGGUGAUGUCAGCUGUUGCUGAGGAGUUCACACCACUCUCUAGUGUUAGCACAGAGGCUCUGGCUGACAGAAAGUCUGCUACGGUCAGACCCACUUCAGAAUCUAAACAUCUCGUCAGUGGGCAUCAGGUCGAGUCACAACUGUCCAUCCUGAAAGAGCAGUCUCAGGACAUCCCCAAACCACAGGAGGAGAAGGGUUACAAGGUUAAGGAAGGUGUUAAGAUUUUAUACUCAGCCCAGUCUGCAGAAAAACGUGUGCUUGCAGAGGACCACACAACUGAACUAGCAACAGCAGAUUCUGCUGUGAAGUCUUCCAUUGGAAAAGAACAGCACAAACCCAUCUUGGCCUCAGUCAGUGAGUCCAAACAGACUCUUUCCAAGGAGACUAAGUUCUCCAUGCAAAGGCCUGCUGAGGAAAUAGCCCAUCUCUCUAAGGAUAAAAUGAUGAAGGCAGCGCUAAUGGCUGAAGAGAAGCAAAUGCUGCAGGCUGAGCCUACUCAGCAGCUGCCAAGUCUGGACAGUGCCAUGUCCAUUCAGUCACAAGUAGAAGGGGAGCAGGUGUUGCACCUGCAGGUUAUCACAGACCAGGAUUUACUUCCAUCUGAGAGUAGCUUCACCUGUGAGAAACCAGCACCAGAGCAGGCAGGAACUCGGAAGAGUCCCACUCUGCUUCACACUGUUAGCCAGGAUGAGCAGAGGACAGUAGUUUGUGAGGACACAUCAGAGUUUGAGUCCAAGGCUAGCACCGUGGCCAUUCAGCCCCAGAAAGAGGCCCUUACUCUUCUGCAUCUCCAGUCAACCCAACCUGUGGAGACGCUACCCAAAGAGGGUAUUCUCUUAAUUGAGAAGCCCGACCAGCAGGUGGCAACACUGAAACAAGAAAAGACAAGGAGCCAUGCAGCCAUCUCCGAGGAGAGAAGGGAGCUCACAGCAGAUUACCACACAGAGUUGGAUUUGUCUGUGACUGGAGUUCAGUCUCACCCUCGAACUGAGCCCAGGCCUCAAAACAUCCUCCAGCUCUCCUACCAGCCUAUGCAGCUGCCAAAAGAGACGCCAGUUACAACUGAUGUCAAGCAGCAGCGGGCCUUGGUGCAAAAGGAGGAUCGCUGGAAUGUGAUGCAUGUCACCAGUGUGGCAGAAAGUCAGGCCUUAGAGGAAGGUCACACACAGAGUCUUACAGCCGUGGAUAAAUUCACUUGUCAAAUGGCUGUAGAACCAAAAGUUCCCACUGAGCCAAUCCAGAUUGAGGAGAAGGAGAUCUCCACUGAGAGUAGUGUCGUUCUAGAGGCAGCAGAACAGGACUUUGCUGUUCAGAUCCAGGAAGGCCAGUCAGUCAGGCAGUCGAUAGUGAUGGAUGAGAAGCGAGUGCUCAUGGGUGAAAUCUCUCAGGAGAUCACCAAGUCUGAGUCUACUAAAGUCGUCGUCACCACGCAGCCAAAACUGUCUCUUAUGGCAUCAGAAUCAAAAGACAGCACAGCUCUUCCCAAAGAGAUGACGUUUUUGAUUCAGAUCCCUAAACCAUCCAGUCUGAAUAUACGCCGUCAGCUCAGAGAUGCCUUACAGUCUGCUGUGGCCAGUGACCAGCCAGUGUUACUGGCUGAUGUCGUAGGCAGGUUACAGGCUGUAGAAGUACAAGAGGUCAAGGUUCAAAGAGAGCCCAAACGGGCCAUGUUCACAUACCUCAUCACAACAACAGGUGCUCCCAUGGAGAUCACUCUGGCUUUUGAGGGGAAAUACCCUCGGACAGCUGACCUCAGAACUGAACUGCAGGCAGCUUUCCACUCCAUAGUGUACCAAGAGGCCCAUGUUCUUACUUCAGAACAGCCGGGCACUAUGCAGCUGGACAAACCUCAAAGGGCGCAGGUCACUUCGGCCUCCUCUAAGCAAAUGUUGUCAUCCAUGGUAGAGACAGUUAAUGUGGCAGAGAGUACAGUGGAUUUCACUGCCAUUAAAUCUCAUGCUGCUGCACUCAAGACAGAGUCUAAAAUGGAAGUUGAACAUGCUGCAGCUGGGCAACAGGUUGUGGUGCAGGAAUCCAAAGCAGCAAAGAUGGAACAAUCCAUCUCUUCCCAGAUCAAAAUUUCCACUGAGGCUCACAUGGCUUUUGAGCAGUCAGUCCAGGUGUCAAGGCAGGAGGUGAGGUCAGUGACACUGAAAAGCCAAGAAAAAGAUCUAGGAGCGGCUAUUGUUACCACUUCCCUGCCUCCUACCAUAGUCCCCACCGAACAGGCAGUGGAUGUCAGCAUCCAGAAGGAGCACAGGGAGGAGAUCUUCAAGGAGGAGAUCACAGUAUCUAGGCCAGAACAGAAAGAAUACCCUGUAAUAGUCACCUCCCUUGAAGACUUAUCUAUCGAAGAAGGUAGUAAAGUAACCUUUAGCACCACCAUUAAGUAUGUUACAAAAGUAAACUGGUUUUUCAAUGGACAAUUGUUGAAAUCUGGCAAAGAGUUCAAGUGUUCCAAAGACCACGACACAUACAUAUUGGUUAUCAACAAAAUUGUCAAGGAGAGGCAUCAAGGAGAAUAUGUUUGUGAAGCUGAGAAUGAAGCUGGCAGGACUACAACAUCUUCAAGGCUCACUGUGGUCUCAAGAGUGCCACCUGUCUUUAGGCAGAAAAUCACACCUCUGGAGAUAAACAUUGGCGGCCACGCCAAGUUCGAAUGUGAGAUUGAGGAUGCUCCAAGUGUGACCUUCAAGUGGUACAAGUCUGGCAUUGAGAUCAGACAGGGCGAGAAGUAUCGGAUCCUCAGUCGCCACACCAGUUCCUCUCUGGAGCUUCUGAACCCUGUCAAAGCUGACAGUGGUGAAUACACCUGCAAGGCUUCAAACCAGCAUGGCACCGACAGCUGCACUGCCUCGCUCAUUGUUACUGAAAUGUACCCACCGGUAUUUGUAUCAAAACCAGACCCAAUGACUUUAUAUGUGGGCAAACAAGCUGUGUUCCAGUGCACACUCACUGGAUCCUCACCAAUGGAAGUUGUUUGGCACAAGGACAACAUAGCCAUCUCUUCUGAAGGGAACUAUGUCAUGAAAUGUGAAAAGAACAAAUAUUCUCUUCACAUUAAAAGUCUUGAGUUGACUGAUCAGGGAGUGUUCCUAUGCAAGGCCUCCAACAGUGUCGGCACUGCUACAUUCACCACAGAACUCAAGGUUAUCAACAAGCCCAGCUUUGUUAAGAUCAUUGAGCCAGCGUCAGCUGCUAUUAAUGACCCGCUGAGGCUGGAGUGCCAAGUGGAUGAGGACACUGGUGUGACCGUCACCUGGACCAGGGAUGGCAAAAAAGUCCACCAGAGCAUGGAGUGUAAACUGUCCUUUGAGGACAAGGUGGCUGUUCUUGAGAUACCCAAGUCCAAACUGAAGGACUCUGGGAAAUAUGUGUGCACAGCCGCUAAUGAGGCUGGGAGCUCAUCCUGUGAGGCUGUGGUUACAGUUCAAGAGCCCCCUACCUUUGUCAAGAAAAUGGAACCUAAAAUUACAUGGAAACAGGGAAUAGCUGCUCGCUUACAGUGCUCCAUUAAAGGCUCACCCGAACUUCACAUCCACUGGUUCUGGAAUGAGAGAGAGCUCAGUGAUGGAGAAAAAUAUAAAAUCUCUUUCAAGAAUGGAGUUGCUACUUUGGAGAUAAUGAAUCUUAUGGUCACAGACAGUGGGAGUUACACCUGUGAGGUGUCAAAUAAUGCUGGCAGCGAGAGCUGCAACACCCUUAUAGCUGUUAAAGAGCCACCAUCUAUUAGAAAAGAGCUACGGACACUAGAGGCAGUGAAGGGAACAGCAGCUCAGCUGGAGUGUGAGAUCACAGGAACAGCUCCUUUUGAAAUAAGCUGGUUAAAGAAUAAAAAAGCAAUCACCAGUGAUCAGAAAUAUAAAAUAAUCUCCCAAGAGUCCUUGUCAAGGCUGGAGAUCCAGACCUUUGAAAGUGCAGAUGUUGGAGAUUAUCAGUGUGUCAUAACCAAUGAUGUGGGGAAAGUCACCACUAAGGCUUUAGCAAAACUUAAAGAGCCCCCAACUUUUUCAAAGAGGGUUGAGAGUGCUACAGCAGUGCUGGGAAGUAUAGUAAAACUACAAGGAACCAUUAAGGGCUCAGCUCCCAUCACUGUUAAAUGGAUGAAAGACUCUGAAAUACUGAGAGAUGAUGAUCCAAAUAUCAAGGUGGUAUUUGAGAACAAUGUUGCUAGCUUGUCGAUAACAACAGUGGCCAUCAGCCAUGGCGGCAAGUAUUUGUGCCAAGCUGAGAACGAGGCUGGGCAACAAAAAUGUGAAGCCACCUUGACUGUGCAAGAACCUGCCAGAAUCGUAGAACCUGCAGAAUCCAUUAGUGUGACUGCAGGAGAUUCAGCCACAUUGGAGUGCACACUUUCUGGAAGCCCAGAACUCAAAGUGAAAUGGUUUAAAGAUGGGAAGGAAAUGAUCAGUGGCCGUAAAUAUAAGAUGACUCUGAAGGACAAUAUUGCCACCAUGAAGAUUCUUACGGCAGAAAAAGGAGACACUUCAGAGUACAAGAUAGAGGUGUCGAAUAAAGUUGGAAAAGACCAGUGCACAUGCUCAGUCACUGUCUUAGAGCCCCCAGUGUUCACCGUGAAACCAGACAACCAGGAUGUUAUACCAGGAACCACUGUUUCCUUCAAAGCAGCCUUCACUGGAACAGCUCCUUUGGCUGUUAAGUGGUUCAGAGAGGAAAAAGAGAUUCUAACUGGAGGCACAUAUUUCAUAAAGAAAGAUGCCUCCUCAAGCUCUUUGGAGAUUCACUCUGUGAAACCCAGUGAUUCCGCUAAAUACACUUGCCAAGUAUCCAACGAUGCUGGGAAGGUGGAUUGCACCACAGUGCUCUUUGUGAAAGAACCUCCUGUGUUUGUGAGGAAGCUUGAGGCGGCCAAGCUCGUCACCAGUGGUGACACUGCCAGACUGGAGUGCAAAGUGACAGGCAGCCCUGUCAUCAGUUUCAAGUGGUUCAAAGAUGAGAUGGAGAUCAGCUCCAGUCCUAAAUACACAAUGGCCGUAACUGACUUAAUGGCAUCCCUGGAAAUGGUUAAUUGUACAGUAGGAGAUAGUGGAGAUUAUGUCUGUGUGGCAUCCAGCGAGGCUGGUAGUGACCGCUGCAGCAGCACAGUUACAGUCAAAGAACCACCAUUGUUUGUGCGUAGCUUGGAGCCCAAAGAUGUGGUGAAAGGUUCUGAGAUGAUGCUGGAAGGCCAAGUCACUGGUUCUGCCCCUUUCACUGUUUCGUUUUAUAAAAACACAAAGCUAAUUAGGAAUGACAAGAGACACAGGAUUACGGUGAAAGAUGACCUGGUAGCCCUGCAGGUGCUGGCAGUAGAGGCAGGGGAUGUUGGCUUGUACCAGUGUACUGUUGAGAAUGAAGUAGGGAAGGCCUCCUGUGAUUGUCAAGUAACACUAAAAGAACCACCAUCAUUUGUGCAAAAGCUGGAGAAACUCAGUUCGUUGGUGGGUAGCGAGGUUUCUCUGAAGUGCACACUGAAGGGCUCAGAGCCCAUGACUGUGUCCUGGCUUAAAGACAACCAUGAGCUCAAAGAGGCCGAAAACAUUCAGAUUACACAUGAGAACAGGACUGCUCUGCUGCACAUCACCAACUUACAGAGCAAACAUGGCGGCAAAUACUCUUGCCAGGUGCAGAAUCAGGCUGGGAGCCAAAUGUGCUCUGCUGUGUUGACAGUCAAAGAGCCAGCUAAGGUCACAGAGGAGGCCAAGUCUAUCAGUGUGACUCAGGGGGAUCCAGCCACGCUGGAGGCCAGGUUCUCAGGCACAAAACCCCUGAAGGCCAAAUGGCUAAAGGCUGGCAAGGAGCUGACCUCAGGCCAGAGAUAUAAAGUACAGAGCACAGACACCAGCUCUGUGCUUAAGAUUAUUAAAACUGAGAAAAGUGACGGUGGUGAAUACACCUUUAAUGUUUCAAAUGAUGUCGGCCAAAGUUCUUGUGAGGCCACACUCACCAUUCUUGAUCAAAUAAUUCCACCGUCUUUUACAAGAAAACUGAAGCAAACAGAAGGUAUCAAAGGAUCGUUUGCUCACCUGGAAUGUCUUGUAUCUGGCUCCCUGCCAAUAACCAUACAGUGGUACAAAGAUAAAAAAGAGAUCCACACCGAUGAGAAACACAAGUGCACAUUCUUUGAGAAUGUUGCUUUUCUGGAAAUCUCUAAUCUUGGCAGUAAAGAUAGCGGCAACUAUACCUGCAUUGCUACCAACAAAGCAGGAACGGUCCAGUGCUCUGGGAUCUUGUUUGUGAAAGAACCACCAUGUAUUCUUGAAAAGCCUGAAUCCAUGAAUGUUCUGCCUGGCUCAAAGGUUCUGUUUAACGUGUUGCUCUCUGGCACGCCGCCACUGACCAUCAAAUGGUUUAAAAACAAGAAAGAGAUUUUAUCCAGUGCUGACUGCUCUGUGAUCAAAGAUAACACCUCAAGCUCACUGGAGCUCUUCUUUGCCAAAACCUCAGAUUCUGGAGACUAUGUGUGUGAAAUACAGAAUGAUGUCGGCUCCACUUCAUGCCAAGCAACACUCUUUGUCAAAGAGCCGCCUAAGUUCACACGUACUCCGGCCCGUGUGUCUGUGGUCCGUCCCAGUCAGAGUAAAGCCUUUGAGUGCCAGGUGACUGGCACACCUGAGAUAGACAUCUACUGGUUCAAAGAAGGCUCUGAGAUCAGCCCCAGUGAUCGCUACAAGAUGGCUUUUGUUAACUCUGUGGCCACUCUGGAAGUCUGUGGGGCUGAUACCAAAGACAGUGGGAUUUACUACUGUGAGGCUCGCAAUGAGGCUGGCAGUGAGAGCUGCAGCAUGGAGCUCAAGGUCAAAGAACCACCAUCAUUUAUUAGAGAUCUGGCUCCAUCUGAUGUUGUGAAGGGCUCCAGUGCCUGUUUCGAGUGUCAUGUUUCUGGGACAGGUCCAUUUGAGAUAACAUGGCACAAAGAUGCAAAAGCGAUCAAACCCAGUGCUAAACAUGGCUUCUCCCAGAUGAACGGCACUCUGGGUCUAGAGGUGCACAGAUGUGAUACUGUAGAUGUUGGUGAAUAUCAGUGUACUGUUGCUAAUGAGGUGGGAAGCUGUACUUGUAAGACUACACUAAACCUCAAAGAACCACCAACAUUUACAAAGACAAUUGAGAACACUGCCACUGUUCUGGGUAAAAAGGCAGAGUUUCAGUGUAUUGUGGCAGGCUCGCCCAAUCUCUCUGUGCAAUGGCAAAAAGAUGAGAACUGGAUUUUGGAGGAUGCAAAGAUUGAAAGAACAUUUGAGAACAAUGUGGCCACUCUCAGGAUUCCUGUCUGUGAGGCGACACACAGCGGGAGGUAUUCCUGCCAGGUGGUAAAUGAGGCUGGGCAGGAUAAGUGCUUUGCUACCCUCACAGUGCAAGAGCCUCCUCAGAUCACUGAGAAACCUGAGGUGAUAAGGGUUACAGUUGGAGAUCCAGUCAGUCUGGACUGUAGAGUAACAGGCUCCCGUGAGCUCAGAGUGAAGUGGAUGAAAGAUGGCAGGGAGCUUCAGUCCAUCAGGCAGCAUAAGCUGAGCUUUGAGAACAACGUCAGCAGCCUAAAGAUUCAGUCCGCUCAGCGAGAGGACGAAGGAGAGUAUGUCUUCGAGGUGGCAAAUCACAUCAGUAGCUGCACCUGCAAAGUCAAAGUGAUCGUACUAGAGCAAGUAAUUCCUCCGAGCUUCAUCAAACCCCUGGUAGACAUGCAAGAGAUAUUGGGGUCCUUUGUUCAGAUAUGUUGCAAAAUAUCUGGUUCCCUCCCCAUCAGUGUGGAAUGGCAGAAAGACAAGAGCAAAAUCUCUAGUGGUGUAAAACACAAACUCAUUCAGCAGGACAAUGCUGUGUCCAUUGAAAUUGAGCAGCUAGAGAGAUCUGACGCCGGCUCCUACUCUUGCAAACUAACCAAUGCAGCGGGAAGUUGUGAAUGCAGUGGAUCCCUAAUGGUCAAAGAACCUCCAAGCUUUGUGACAAUGCCUGAAUCCCAGGUGGCUCUACCCAAUGCCACUGUCCGCUUCAAAGGAUCAUUUAAGGGAACUCCUCCAUUCACAGUCAAAUGGUUCAAGGACGACACCGAGCUCAUGACUGGGCCGACUUGUUUUACGGGGCUGGAGGGACUAUCUUGCUUCUUAGAACUCUACUCAGUGGGCGUCAACCAGAGUGGAGUUUUCUCUUGCCAAGUCAGCAAUGAUGCUGAACCACCAGAGUUUGUGCUGAAACUCCCCGCCACUAAGUGUGUUAAGCUGGGUGAGUCACUCCGCCUGGAGUGCAAAGUCAAUGGCACAGCUCCUCUGAAAAUUACCUGGUACAAACAGGAUGCUAAGGUCACAGAUGGGGACAACUACAGGACAUCAUUUGUUGACUCAGUGGCAGUCCUGGAAUUGCUCUCCACCAGCUUUGAUGAUGAUGGAGUUUACACCUGUGAAGCUCAGAAUGAUGCUGGCAGUGUCAGUUGCAGCAGCACAAUUGCCGUUAAAGACGCCCCAUCUUUUGUCAAAGUACCUCAGCCUGUUGAGGGGCUUAAGGGUAAGGACGUGAGUUUGUACUGCGAGAUGAGCGGUACAGCUCCGUUCCAGGUCACCUGGUUCAAAGACAGGAAACCUCUGAUGGAGAGCAGGAAGUAUAAGAUGGUGAGCGAGGGCAGCUCAGCGACGCUGCAUGUCAUUGGGAUAGAGCCCUCAGAUGCCGGCGAAUAUGAGUGCAAAGUGUCAAACAGUGUAGGAAGUGACACCUGCCAGACAACAGUUAAACUCAGAGAGCCGCCAUCAUUUGUGAAGAAACUGUCAAACAUGACAGUGAUACUGGGAGAGGAGGUGACCCUUGUGGCCACUGUUAAAGGCUCUGAACCCAUUACUGUGUCCUGGGUUCAAGACAAGGAUCACAUUCUCAGGGACGGUGACAACAGGAAAAUCACCUUUGAGAACAACCAGGUCGCACUUAAAGUCUUUAAGGCAGAUGCAACCACGGCAGGCAAAUACACCUGCCAACUCAGAAACGAUGCUGGGAGUGUGGAGUGUUUCGCUAAGUUGACUGUUCUAGAACCUGCUAAAAUAGUGGAUAAGCCCGAUACUCUGAGCGUGACGGCAGGUGAUAUCGCCGCCCUUGAGGUCAAAGUGUGUGGAACCCCAGAGCUCAAACCUAAGUGGUUCAAGGACGGUGUGGAGCUGGCCUCUGGGAGGAAAUACAAAAUCUCAUUUUCUCGGAUGAUUUCCAGCCUAAACGUGCUCUCUGCUGAGAAAAUGGACUCUGGAGAAUAUACAUUUGAGGUUAUGAACGAGGUUGGGAAGGACCUGAGUAAAAUUAAUCUCACCGUUUUAGAUAAGAUCAUACCUCCAACAUUCUCAAGGAAGUUAAGGGAUUGUAACACAAUUGUUGGAAACCCUGGAGAGAUGGAGUGCAAAGUGUCAGGCUCCCCACCUUUUACCAUCUCAUGGUACCAUGAUGGGGAGGAGAUACAGAGUGGGCCAAAUUAUGAAAUUUCAUUCAGUGACAACAGCUGCAUGCUCAAAGUGCCCACACUGAAGCUGUCCGACUCCGGAGUGUACAAAUGCAAAGCUGUCAACAAGGCAGGAUCCAGUGAAACCAUGGCCUCAUUGGUUGUCAAAGAACCUCCAUCUUUCGUGGUGCCACCACAGCCAGUGGAGGCAAUGCCAGGCUCUACCGUGACUUUCUCAGCCAUGGUGAAAGGCAGCGCCCCGCUCAAGCUGAAGUGGUUCAGAGGAACGAAGGAGAUCCUGUCAGGACAGGGUUGUGAUUUCUCGCUGAAGGACAACCAAGUCCUUUUGGAGCUCUUCAACGUGGACAGAUCAUACACUGGAGAGUACACCUGUCAGAUCAUUAAUGAUGCAGGAAAGGAAAACUGCCCCGUUAAUCUCACUGUCAAAGAGCCUGCAGCCUUCUCCAAGAAGCUGAAGGACGUGUCAGUUGAGAAGGGAAAACCAUUAACGCUGGAGUGCACGUACACUGGAACUCCAAAGAUCACAGUGAACUGGUACAAAGACAGACAGCAGAUCUUUGCUUCUUACAAAUAUAACAUCACCACGACUGAGAGCUCCUGCAUCUUGGAGUGUCUCAGCACGGACGACAAGGAAGCCGCAGGAAGAUACAGCUGCGAAGUGUCCAACGAUGCUGGAAAGGACACUUGUGAGGCAGCUGUGUCCAUCCUCGAGCCGCCAUACUUUGUUGAGUCUCUGGAGCCCAUGGAUGUGACCGCUGGAGACGCCGUGUGUCUGAAGUGUCAGGUGGCAGGCACACCGGAGAUUAAAGUGUCCUGGUUCAAGGCCGACGGCAAAGUCCGGUCCAGCCCCACCUGUAAAUUGGAGUACUCAAAGGGUGUCGCCUGUCUGAAGCUCAGCAAAGCCACCAAGGCCGACAUCGGAGAGUACACCUGCAAGGCAGAGAACCGGAUCGGCUCUGCCUCCUCCACCUGUAAACUCAAUGUGCAAGAGGCCAAAACGCCUCCGACCUUCCCCAAGAAAAUCACCAGCCUGCAGCAGACGGAGGGUCAGGCUGUCAGGUUCGAGUGCCGUGUCGCCGGCUCGUCACCCAUCGAGGUGUCGUGGCUAAAGGACGGCGAGCCUCUGAGGCAGGGAGAUGAGUUCUCCAUGCUGUACGACGACAACACAGCCGUGCUGGAGAUCAACCACAGCGAGAUGAGGCACUCUGGGGAAUACACCUGCGUGGCCACCAACAGCGUGGGCUCGGCCUCCUGCAGAGCCAAGCUCACCCUGCAAGAACCCAGAUACCCUCCGGUCUUUGACAGGAAGUUGUCACCACAGGAGGUGACGGUGGGUGACAGCAUUGAGCUGGAGUGUCACAUGACCGGCUCAGGCCCCAUUAAAGUCACAUGGUCUAAAGACCAUAAAGACAUUCGCUCUGGGGGGAAUUAUAAGAUCAGCUGUGUGGAGAACACGCCCCACCUGACCAUUCUGAAGGCAGAUAAAGGCGACACAGGGAGAUACUUCUGCCAUGCCUCUAAUGACAUGGGGAAGGACUCUUGUUCCUCAAAUAUCACUGUCAAAGAGCGUAAAAACCCUCCGGUGUUCACCAAAAAGCCCUCGGAGCAGAUCGAGGACAUGGAGGGCAAACUGGUGAAGAUCGAGGGCCGAGUCUCUGGCUCGCAGCCCAUGUCUGUCAGCUGGUUCAAAGACAGCACAGAGAUCCACAGCUCAGACAAAUAUGACAUCAGCUUUAAGAGUAAUGUGGCCGUGCUGUGCAUUAAGAGCAGCCAGAUGAGUGACAGCGGCAGGUACUCCUGCCAGGCCUCCAACGAAGCUGGAAGAGCCUCAUGCGACGUCACUGUGGGCAUCACAGAGGCCAAGAAGCCUCCAGUCUUUGACGUCCCUCUCAAACCGGUGACUGUGAACGAGGGCGAUAAGCUCAGCCUCAGGUGUCACGUCUGCGGGUCUCCUCCUCUGAAGAUCCAGUGGAUGAAGGACAGGAAGGACCUGACUUCGGCCGGCAGCACCAGGAUCAGCUUCUCUGAUGGGACGGCCUGCCUGGAGAUCAGCCCGGCCUCUAGACACGACGCCGGCGAUUACCUCUGCAAGGCCACCAAUGACGCCGGCAAGAAACCAGGAGCAGCUACGCCUCCUGCUGAAGCUCCAGCUGCGGCUCCGACUAAAAAACUUGACAACCUGUUCUUCAUCGAGGAGCCUAAAACUGCACACAUCACUGAGAAGGGCACCGCUACCUUCAUCGCCAAGGUGGGUGGCGACCCCAUCCCCAGUGUGAAGUGGAUGAAGGGCAAAUGGAGGCAGAUCAAUCACGGCGGCCGCAUCUCCAUCGAACAGAAGGGUCAGGAGGCCAAACUGGAGAUCAGGGAAGUGACCAAGUCGGACUCCGGUCAGUACAGGUGCGUCGCCUCCAACAAGCACGGAGAGAUCGAGUGCAGCACCGACAUGCACGUGGACGAAAAGAAAGAGGUGGUGCAGCUCGAGGGAGACCUCCGAGCCAAACUGAAGAAGACGCCAUCAAAGCAGAAGAGUCCACAGGAGGAGAAGGACAUUGACAUUGUGGAGCUGUUGAGGAACGUGGACCCUAAAGAGUAUGAGAAGUACGCCCGAAUGUACGGCAUCACCGACUACCGCGGCCUGCUGCAGGCCAUCGAGCAGCUGAAGAAGGAGAAAGCUGAAGAAAGUGGAAGACCGGAACUGGAACGUGGAGACAGAGAGUCUGAUGAGGACAUGGCCCGACUAGUGGCUGAUCUGCAGAAGAGGAUGGAGCGGACAGAGCCUGUCACCGUGGUGAAGGAUAUCUCCGAUCGGUCCGUCUUCACCAACAAGGAGGUGGUGUUUGAGUGCGAGGUCAAGAUCAAUUACCCGGAGAUCACCCUAUCCUGGUACAAGGGCACGCAGAAACUGGACACCAGUGACAAGUACGACAUCAGCAUUAGUGGCGACCGCCACCUGCUCAAGAUCAAGAAAUGCCAGUCGUCCGACCAGGGCAACUACCGGGUGGUCUGCGGGCCACACAUCUCCAGCGCCAAGCUCACUGUCAUGGAGGCGGAGGUUGAGAAGCAUCUGCAGGACACAUCGGGUAAGGAAGGGCACUCAUGUACUCUUUCUUGUCAGUUGUCCAUCCCUAACGUAGAGGCUCAGUGGUUUAAAAACGGCACGCAGUUAGAGAUGAAGGGCAGGUACACCUCCGAGGUGAAACACAAGGUUCAGAAGCUUCUGAUCAGGGACCUGAAGCCUGAAGACCAGGGUCGAUACAGCUGCAGGUACCAGCACCUGGAGUCCUCGGCAGACCUCUGGGUGGAAGCUGAACAAAUUCAUUUCACCAAACGCAUCCACAACGUUGAAGUCAACGAGCGCCAGUCGGCCACCUUUGAGUGCGAGGUGUCCUUCGACAACGCGAUCGUUUCGUGGUACAAAGACACCUGGGAACUGAAAGAGAGCCCUAAGUACAACUUCACAAGCGAGGGCCGAAGACAUUUCAUGGUCAUCCGAAACGUGACCAUCGAAGACGAAGGCGUGUACUCAGUGAUUGUGAGGUUGGAGCCCAGAGGAGAGGCUAAGAGCACAGCUGAGCUUUAUUUGUCUGGCAAAGCUGCCAGAGUUCCCAUUGAGGAGACAGUGGAGACCAAGAAAGUUGAAAUGAGAGAGGAAAUCCCAACAAAAGUUCCCAAAGCUGAGAAAAAGCCUGAAGAGAAGCCGACACCAGCUGUGAAGGAGCCGGCGCCACCUAAAGUAGUGGAGGCCAAAAAGCUGGUGGAGGAAAAGGUUCCUGUAGUUACAGCCCCAGAGAAGAAGGAAGUUCCUGCUCCCAAAGAACCUGAGGAGGUCAAGAAGCCUGCUGUUGCUCCCUCGCUGCCUGCUGAGAAGCCUGGAGUGCCAAAGAAAGAUGAACCCAAGCCUCAGGUACCGGCAGAGCCCAAAAAAGUGGUACCUGCAGCUAAGCCUGAACCUGAACCCAAGCCCAAACCAAAAGCAGAACCUGAACCAAAGCCUAAGCCCGCACCGGCUCCCAAAGCAGAACCAGAAGCCAAACCUGCAAAGAUUGAGCUGGAGCCUGAGGCUAAACCGGCGGCAGUAAAGAAGCCAACGACGCCACCGUCCAAAGUCCCUGAAGAAACUGCAAAGCCAGAGCUGGCAAAGGUCAAACCUGAACCGGCAGUCACAAAGCCAGAACCAGAAGCCCGAAAACCAAAGCAAGAACCAGAAAAACUAAAGCCAGAGGUCCGUAAACCUGAACCUCCUGUACCAAAGCCAGAACCAGCCAUCGCCAAGCCAGAACCUCCAGCUCCAAAAGCAGAACCUGCGGUGGUUCUCAAACCUGAACCGGCAGUGAAAAAAGCUGAGCCUGAAGUGAAAGUCCCAAAACCAGAACCUCCAAAGGCCAAACCAGAACCGACACCUGCUCCAAAGGAACCUCCAAAGGCCAAACCAGAACCGACACCUGCUCCAAAGGAACCUCCAAAGAAAGUACCUGAAACACCAACCAAGAAGGAGGUGGUUGCACCUCCACCACCACCUACAGUCCCACAAAAGGUGGAGAGAGAGGAAGAAGCACCACAGAAGAAGCCUGUGGCAGCUAAAGCCUUGAAGCCCAAACCUAAACUCGUACCAGAAGAGGUACCUGAAAAAGUACUUCAGAAGGUGUUUGAAGAGGUUGUUGUGUCGAAGACUGAAGUUGAGAGCCUGCCUGAUGAAAUACCUGAGAUAGUACCAGAAAGACGGCCUCCAGGGAAAACUGAGGUGAGGGAAAAGUCCCAUGAGAGGGUUCCAGAGAAAGUACUGGCACCUGAGAGAAAAGUGGAGGAAAUUCCAAAGAUGGUGCCAGAAAAGGUUCAAGAGAAACCACCAGAGGAAAAAGUUCCAGAGAUGGUUCGUCCUGUGAGGAAGCCUGAAACACUUCCUCGAAAGGCGGCUGAAGAAGAGAGGAUACCUGAGAAGAAGCCAGCUGAGCAGCUUCCUGUUGAAGUUGAGGAAGUAAAAGUUAAAAAGGUGUUGAAGAAACAAACAGAGAGGAUCUCUGUAGCGAAAACAAUGCCUACAAAGACCCCUGAUAAAACACCUGAGAAGAUACCUGAAGCUAAACCCAAACGACAGGCUGAAGAAACUCUUCCUAAAGGUAAAAUUCAGUUGGAAGAGGAUGGAACGUUUGAGAUUCCCACCUUGAGGAAAACAACCAGAGUCAUGAGGGAAGUGGAAGAAGAACUGGAGAUUAUUAAACUGAAGAAGAUUCCAUCAGUUCCAAUUAAAGAGGCUGAAGAAGAGGAAAAACCUCAGAAGGUCACCAAGACCACUGUGUUCAGUGUUGAGGAGAUGGUGCAUAAGGAAGAGAUGAUUGAGAUGUCAGUCGCCACCAGGAGACCUGUGGAGGAGAGGAAGCCUCGAGAGAAAGCAGAUGUGGUGAAAAAGCCAGAUAUUAUUAAACCUAAAGAAAAGACAGAAGCAGAGGCUCCUAAAGAUGCGUGGACCCGCCAGAAACCCACCCCAAAAGACGAGAAACCAGAAGAUAAGAUCACUCUUAAGAAAACUCCCAAAGCACUAAAGGAAGAGGAACCUGCACCACCUAGUGCAGCCUUGAAGAAAGUUAAAAAAUUGCCUUCAGAUGAAGUGGAACCAGAAGUAGUCAAAUUAAAACCAUUUGAAAAGCCUGUUAAAACAGCAGAGGAGCCAGAGAAAGACAAAAAGGAGAGGGCAGACAGGGACACUGUGCCUUUCCAGAAAGGAGAGAGGAUCCCCAGAGAGGUGGAAACCAAAGAACCUCCCAAAAAACCUGAGAAAACACCUCCAGAGAUAAAGGAGCCACCGGCCAAGGUGUCAAAGCCAGUAGAUAAAAAGAAAACUCCAGAGAAAGAGCCAGAGGAGAUUAAAGCCCCCACCAAGGUGAAGCAAAUCCCAACACAGGAACAAGAGAUAGAAAGUGUCAAGCUGAAGCCCUUUUCCAGGCCCUCCAAAGAGGCUGCAGAGCCUGAGAAGAAGCCAUCAGAGGAGAAAGAGAAGAAGCCAACCGACGACCUGCACCGUCGUCGCAUAAGUCCAGAUGAAAAACCAAAAGAACGAGAGCCAGAGGCAAGACUGAAGAAACCUGAGAUCCUGGAGGCUCCGGAGAAGAAGCCGGAGAAGCCAAAGGAAGUAGAGGCAGUUCCAGUGGAGAAGACAGCGUCUCCGGUGCCAGCUUCUGUUAAGAGACCGGAGAAGGCUCCUGAGGAACCCAAACCUAUGCAGCUGAAGAAGGGAUUCACACCUAAGGCAAAAGAGGAGAAGGAAGAAAUUUCUCUGAAGCCUGUGGAGAGGCUUAAGAAGGUUGAGCUGAAAAAGACACCAUCUCCUAAAGUUGAAAAGCUUAAAGAAUCAGAGUCGGUCCCUGUUGAGAGGAUUCCAAGUGUUGAUAAACUCAAAAAGGUUCCUAAAACAGUUUCACCAAAAGACACUAUUGAACCUGUGACUCUUAAAAAGGUCCCAAAGAAGCCAUCACCAGAAGAGGAGAAGAGUGCAGAACCAGCAAAACCUGGCAAAGGGAAGGUCCCACUGGUGAAGGAGAUCUCUCCUGGAGCUGUGCAGAUGAAGAAGGUUGACACCCAGCCAGAGGAGGAGGUCUUUGAAGAAGAGUUUGAAGCCGAGGGAGAGGCAACACAGGAGGAAGAGGAGGCCUGGGGCUGGGAGAUGGUUCCCAGAGAGAGUUACGGCUCAGAGGACUGGGAAGGUGAAGGAGAAGAAGGUGCUCUGGAGGUUCCAGGGGUAACCAGGAGAGCCAAGCAGACCCCGUCCCCUGGAGAAGGCAGGGGCCGGGGCCUGAGGCCUGGUGGAAAGGGCCCAUCGCCUCCAGAGGAUCCCUUCGGAGGAUUCAAGCUCAAAGCCGUCCCUCUGAAGUUCAUCAAGAAGCUUCAGGACAUCGUGCUGAAGGAAGCCGAGUCUAUUGGCUCGGCUGCUGUGUUUGACUGUGAGGUCUCACCUUCCACCGCCAUCACUUCAUGGAUGAAAGAUGGCAGCAACCUGCGUGAGAGCCCCAAGCACAAGUUUACUUCUGAUGGCAAGGAUCGCAAGUUGAACAUUAUUGAUGUCCAGCUGUCUGACACUGGUGAAUACACCUGUGUGGCCAAGAACGCUGGCAAGGAAAUAUCAUGCACAGCCAAGCUCAUUGUUGAAGAGCUCCCUGUGAAAUGGAUCAAAGAGCUAGAGGAGGAGACUUCGGCUCUGAAGGGUCAGCCUUUGUACAUGACCUGUGAGUUGAACAAAGAGAGAGAUGUGGUGUGGAAGAAGAAUGGCGAGGUCCUGAAGAAAAAGGCCAACAAGGUCCAGAUCAAUGUCAUUGGUAUGCAGCACGCUGUGACCAUCCAGAACUCCACUGAUGAAGAUUCUGGUUCCUACUCAUGUGAAGUGGCCAACCAGGAGGAUGUCAAGACUACAACAAGUGUCAAAGUGAUUGAAAUUAUCAAAGACUGGAUUGUGAAACCACUGAGAGACCAGCAUGUGAAACCGAAGGCAGCCGCUAUAUUUAAAUGCGAGUUGUUCAAGGAGACUCCCAACUGGAAGUGGCUCAAAGGAGAGAAUGAGAUCACUCCUUCUGACAAGGUUGAAAUCAAGAAGGAAGGAAAGCAGCUGACUCUCACUAUCAAGAAUUGUCAGCCUGAGGACGUGGCAGAAUAUGCCAUGGAGGUGGAAGGACGUGUCUACACUGCGAAGCUGACACUAGGAGAGCGCGAGGCUGAGAUCCUGAGGCCCUUGGCCAGCAUUGAGGUGACUGAGAAGGAAGAUGCUGUAUUUGAGACAGAGAUCUCUGAGGAUGAUGUUCCAGGGGAAUGGAAGCUCAAAGGAGAGGUUUUGACCAGAUCCCCGAUGUGCGACAUCCAGAUGGAGGGUACAGUGCGUAGGCUCAUCUUGAAAAAUUGCCAACUGGACCAGGCUGGAGAAGUGUCCUACCAGGCUCUGAAUGCUGUAACCAAUGCAAUGCUCAAUGUCAAAGAAAUCGAAAUGGACUUUGUUGUCCCACUGAAGGAUGUUUCUGUGCCUGAAAAGAAACAGGCUAAGUUUGAAUGCACCAUCACGAAGGAUGUCUCUAAGGUCAUGUGGUAUAGAGGGGCUGACAUCAUCACCCCAGACCAAAAGUAUGACAUCAUCGAUGAUGGAAAGAAGCAUAUGCUGAUCAUAAACUGCUGUGAGUUUGAUGAUGAGGACGAAUAUACGAUUGAGGUUUUGGGCAAAACUUCAACAGCUAGACUCACAGUGGAGGGUAUCAGGCUCAAAUUUAUCUCACCAAUAAAGGACCAAACUCUAAAAGAAGGCAAAACGGCUUGGUUCGAGCUGGAACUCUCUCAUGAGAACAUCCCCGUCACCUGGUACAAGAACGACAUUAAAAUUCAUCCGAGCAGAACAGUGCUCACUCAAGUGGACGGAAAGAAACACGUGCUAGAAAUAAGGGAAGUGACUCUAGAUGAUACGUGCCAGAUUAAGGCUGAGGCCAAAGGAAUUCCUUCCAUGGCCAACCUGACAGUCAUAGAGGGAGACGCGUACUUCACGGUUAAGCUGCAGGACUAUACUGCAGUGGAGAAAGACGAGGUGGUUCUAGAUUGUGAGCUCAGCAAAGACGUCAAUGUCAUGUGGUACCACAAUGAGGCCGAGAUCAAGGCCUCUAAGACGGUGACUAUUAAGGCUGAGGACAAACGCAGAAGCCUUGUGAUCAAGAGAGUUGGGGACAAAGACAAAGGACAGUACGUAUGUGACUGUGGAACAGACAAGACGACUGCAACACUGCACAUUGAAGCUCGCCACAUCAAGGUGGUUCGACCGCUGUAUGGCGUUGAAGUUUUUGACGGAGAGACGGCUCGAUUUGAGGUCGAGCUCAGUGAGGACGACGUCCACGGCCAGUGGAAAUUGAAUGGAGAGAUCCUCAGUCCAUCCGCCGAUGUUGAGAUUGUGGAGGACGGAGCCAAACACACUCUGGUCUUGUACAACUGCAAAGUGCCGCAGACAGGCGAGGUGGCGUUUGCUGCUGCCAACGCCAAGUGUUCUGCUAACCUGAAAGUGAAGGAACUCCCAGUGUCAUUCAUUACACCACUGGCUGAUGUGCAUGUGUACGAAAAGGAUGAGGCAAAGUUUGAACUGGAAAUUUCUAGAGAGCCCAAAAGCUUCCGUUGGCUAAAGGGAUCUCAGGAGUUAUCAAGUGAUGACAAGUUUGAACUCCUGAUGGAUGGAAAGAGGCACACGCUUAUUGUCAAAUCUGCCAAAUAUGAGGACGAAGCCAAAUACAUGUUUGAGGCUGAAGAUAAGAGGACGUCUGGAAAGUUGAUUAUCAAAGGUAUUCGCCUCGAAUUUAUCAAGCCGAUUAAAGAUGUGACUGUGAAGGAACGAGAAACUGCAGAGUUCAGCGUUGAACUCUCGCAUGAAAAAAUCCCAGUGGUCUGGUACAAAAACGACGUCCGUCUGCACCCGAGCAAGGUGGUGCACAUGUCGGAGGAUGGGAAAGUCCACACGCUGGCCUUCAAGGAGGUCACCACCGACGACACCUCCAUGAUCAGAGUGGAGGCCAUGGCCAAGACGUCAGAGGCCAUGCUCACGGUGCUCGAGGGCGACCUGUACUUCACAGCCAAGCUCCAGAACUACACUGCCGUCGAGAAGGACGAGGUGAUUUUGUCCUGCGAGCUGAGCAAAGCGUCCGGUGAGGUCCGAUGGUUCAAGGACGGGAACGAAAUCUUUCCCUCCAAGAAAAUUCUCCUCCAGUCGGACGGCAAGAAGCGCAUGUUGGUCAUCAAGAAGGCGGCGAAGAGCGACAUGGGAGUGUUCACCUGUGACUGUGGCACCGACAAAACCACAGCCGAGCUGAACAUCGAAGAGCGCGACAUCAAGUUCGUUCGCCCGCUGUACAGCGUGGAGGUCACGGAGACGGAGAUGGCCACGUUUGAGACGGAGAUCUCUGAGGAGGACCUCCACGCCACCUGGAAACUGAAGGGAGAGGCGCUCCACCCGUCUGCUGUAAGAUUCAUCACCGAACCUUUAUUUAUUUAAACCAUGUCUCAGGAGGUGGAGAUCAAGGAGGAGGGAGCCCGACACGUGUUGAUCCUCCUCAACUGCAAAAUGGACAUGGCUGGAAGUAUCGACUUCUCGGCAGCGAAUGCAAAAUCCACAGCUCAGCUCAGGGUCAAAGCCCGAGUGAUCGGCCUGAUGAGGCCUCUGAAGGAUGCCACCGUGACCGCCGGGGAGACUGCCACCUUCGAGUGCGAGCUGUCAUACGAAGGCAUUGCUGUCGAGUGGUUCCUGGAGGGAACAAAGCUGGAACCAAGCGACAGAGUGGUGCUGAAGUCGGAUGGUAAAGUCCACAGCCUGACUCUGAGAGACGUGCAGCUGAAUGAAGCCGGACAGGUCAAACUCACCGCCAAAGACUUCCAGACCGAGGCCAACCUCACUGUCAACGAGCCGCCGGUGGAGUUCACGAAGCCGCUGGAGGACCAGACGGUGGAGGAAGAGGCCACCGCCACGCUGGAGUGUGAAGUCUCCAGAGAGAACGCAGAGGUACAAUGGUUCAGGGACGGACAGGAGAUCAGGAAGACCAAGAAGUAUGAGAUGAUCGUCGACGGACGCAAGAGAGCGCUGCUCAUCCACGACUGCGCUCUGGACGACUCCAGGACGUACACCUGCGACGCCAAAGACUUCAAAACCUCCUGCUUCCUCAAUGUGGAACCGCCACACAUCGAGUUCUCGAAGCCGCUGCAUGACGUCGAGGUGAAGGAGAAGGAAUCCGCCAGGUUUGAAUGUGAAGUCUCCAGAGAGAACGUCAAAGUCCACUGGUUUAAGGAUGGAAGUGAAAUCAGAAAGGGGAAGAAGUACGAAAUUAUCGCUCAAGGUCGCCAACACGCCCUCGUCAUCCACAAGUCCGUGUUCGACGAUGAGGCUGAAUACGAAUGUGACGCAAAGACCUCCAAGUCCUCCGGCAUGCUCACUGUCAUCGAGGAGGAGGCCAGGUUCACCAAGAACCUCUCCAACGUGGAGGGAACAGAGACGGACAGCGUGAAACUGAUCUGCGAGGUGUCCAAACCCAGCGCCGACGUCACCUGGUACAAAGGAGACGAGGAGCUGCCGGAGGGCGGCCGCUACGACCACAUCGUGGACGGGAAGAGGAGGAUCCUCCUCAUCCAGGACCUAAAGAUGGACGACGCCGGAGAGUACAACUGCAGGCUGAGUCCCAGCAACAAAACCUCUGCAAACCUCAAGAUUAAUGAACUUGCUGCUGAGUUCAUCUCCAGGCCGAGCAGCCAGGAGGUGGUGGAGGGCCAUAAGGCGGAGUUCACCUGCUCCGUCUCCAAGGAAACCUUCGAGGUCAAAUGGAUGAAGGGCGAUCAGGAGCUGGAGGCCGGAGACAAAUACCAGAUGGUCAGCGACGGCAAGAGACGGACUCUGGUCAUCAUGAACAGCGAGCUGAAAGACGAGGGCGGGUACACGGUGGUGAUCGGAGCGACCAGAGCGAGCGCCGACCUCACCGUGCUCGAGAAACUGAAGAUCAUCACGCCGCUGAAGGACACGGAGGGUAAAGAAGGUCAGGAGGUCGUCCUGAACUGCGAGGUGAACACGGAGGGAGCAAAGGCCAAGUGGCUGAAGAACGACGACACGGUGUUCGAGAGCAGCAAGUUCGUCGUGGUCCAGAGAGACAACGUCUUCUCCCUGAGGAUCAGAGACGCCCAGAAGGGAGACGAAGCCAACUACAGCAUCAACCUGACCAAUCACAGAGGAGAGCAUGCCAAGAGCGCCUGCAACCUCACCGUCAAAGAGGAGAGUCUGAGGAUCGUGGUUCCUCUGGAGGACAUCGACACUCAGGAGAAGAAGACCGUCAGCUUCACCUGCAAGGUCAACAGGCCCAACGCCACCCUGAAGUGGAUGAAGGGGGGCGAGGAGAUCGUCUUCAGCAAACGCAUCGUCUACAGAGUGGACAAAGACAAGCACACGCUAACCAUCAAAGACUGCACCUUGGCCGACGAGGGCGAGUACACCGCCGUGGCUGGAGACAACAAGUCCACCGCCGAGCUGAUCAUCAGCGAGGCGCCGACGGACUUCAGCAUGCACCUGAAGGACCAGACCAUCACCGAGUUUGAGGACGCCGAGUUCUCAUGCAAGCUGACCAAAGAGAAAGCAGAAGUCAAGUGGUACAGGAACGGACGCGAGAUCAGAGAAGGACCCAGAUACACAUUUGAGAAAGUUGGAAAGAUCUGCACCCUUCGUAUCAAGGAGUGCAGACCUGAUGAUGAGUGUGAAUACGCCUGUGGUGUGGACGACAAGAGAUCCAGAGCCAGGCUCUUUGUUGAAGAGACCCCCGUGGAGAUCAUCAGACCACCACAGGACGCGUUUGAACCUCCAGGCUCGGACGUGGUGUUCGAGGUGGAGCUCAACAAGGACAGAGUGGAGGUGAAGUGGUUGAGGAACAAUAUGACGGUUGUCCAGGGAGACAAAUACCAGAUGAUGAGCGAGGGGAAAGUCCACAGACUGCAGGUCUGCGAGAUCAGACCCCGAGACCAGGGAGAGUACAGAGUCAUCGUCAAGGACAAAGACGCCAAGGCCAAGCUGGAGCUGGCAGCUGUGCCUCAGAUAAAGACCACAGACCAGAACUACGUCACAGACACCGGGAAGCCCAUCGUCAUGGCCGUCCCCUACAGCGCCUACCCGAAGGCCGAGGCCGACUGGCUGUACGACAACACCAGUCUGCCCAAAGACAACAUCCACACCUCGGCCGACCGGACAGAGUACCGGCUGAAGGACCCCAAGAAGUCCGACGAGGGCCGCUACAAGAUCCAUAUCAAGAACAAACACGGAGAGGGGGAGGCCUUCAUCAAGCUGGACGUCAUCGACGUCCCGGGACCCGUGAAGAACCUGCAGGUGGUGGACACCGCCGACGGCGAGGUCAGCCUGGCAUGGGAGGAGCCCGAGAGCGACGGCGGUAGCAAGGUCAUCGGCUACGUGGUGGAGAGACGCGAUGUGAAGCGUAAGACCUGGACGCUGGCCACCGACCACAUCGACAGUCCCGAGUACACGGUGACCGGCCUCCAGAGGGACUCUAUGUACCUGUUCAGGGUCUGCGCCCGAAACCGGGUCGGCAGCGGACCCAACGUAGAUACCGACAAACCCGUACAGGCCAAGAACAAGUUUGACGUCCCUGAGGCUCCUCUCAACGUCAUCGUGGGGAACGUCACCAAGUUCGGCUGCACCGUCUCCUGGGAGCCUCCCGAGUCGGACGGAGGUUCUCCCAUCACCUCCUACAUUGUGGAGCUGCGUGACCGCACGUCGGUGAAGUGGUCGCCCGUCCAGGUGACCAAGGCCGACGAACUCAGCGCCAUCAUCAACGAUGUCAUCGAGAACAAAGAGUACAUCUUCAGAGUCAAGGCCGAGAACAAAGCCGGCGUCGGCAAGCCCAGCGCCGCCUCCCAGCCCGUCAAGAUCAUGGACCCCAUCGAGCGUCCCAGUCCCCCUCUGAACCUGUCCUGGCAGGACCAGAACAAGAACUCGGUGCAGCUCACCUGGGAGACUCCUCUGAGGAACGGAGGCAGCAUGAUCACCGGGUACAUCAUCGAGCGCUGCGAGGACGGCAGCGACAAGUGGCUCCGCUGCAACGCCCGCCUCUGCCCCGACCUCUUCUACAAGGUGUCUGGUCUGAAAUACGGAACCAAGUACAACUACAGAGCGUUCGCUGAAAACGCCGCCGGAGUCUCCGACCCGUCCAACCUCCUCGGACCUCUGCUGGCUGACGACCUGCACGUUGGCCCGACCUUUGACCUCAGUGCUUUCAAAGACGGCCUGGAGGUGAUCGUCCCUCAGCCUCUGACCAUCAGAGUCCCCAUCACUGGAUACCCGACCCCCGUCGCCAAGUGGACGUUUGGUGAGAAGGAGCUGACGACCGCCGACGAGCGCGUCUCCCUGAUGACCAAGUCCACGUUCACAGAGCUGAUGGUCACGCCAAGCGUCCGCCCGGACAAAGGCAUCUACACCCUGCACCUGGAGAACGAUGUCACAUCCGUGUCUGGAGAGAUCGAAGUCAAUGUCAUCGCUGCGCCCAGCGCUCCAAAGGACUUCAAGGUCCUGGAGGUGACACGACAGCACGUCCACCUGAGCUGGGAGGCUCCCGAGCACGACGGAGGAAGUCCUCUGACUGGAUACCAGGUGGAGAAACGGGACAUGUCCCGCAAGACCUGGGUCAAGGUGGCCUCAGGAGUCCAGGAUCUGGAGUUCACCGUCACCGACGUGGUUGAAGGGAAGGAGUAUCUGUUCAGAGUCACCGCCUGCAACAAGUGUGGACCAGGAGAGCCGGCAUACAUUGACGAGCCCGUCAACGUCUCCUCUCCCGCCACCGUCCCCGACCCUCCAGAGAACCUGAGGUGGAGAGACAAGUCCGCCAGUGGCAUCUUCCUGACCUGGGAGCCACCGAAGUACGACGGCGGCAGCAGCAUCCGCGGCUACAACGUGGACCGUUGCCAGAGAGGAACCGAUAAGUGGGAGCCCUGUGGCGACAUGGUGCCCGAGCUGAAGUGCCAGGUGACCGGUCUGAUCGAGGGCCAGUGGUACGCCUACAGAGUCCGAGCCCUGAACCGACUCGGAGCCGGACGGCCCUGCAAGGCCACCGACGAGAUCCAGGCCGUGGAUCCCAAAGAACCUCCAGAGAUCCAGCUGGACGCCAAACUGCUGGCUGGUCUGACCGCCAAGGCCGGCAGCAAGAUCGAACUCCCCGCCGAGGUGACGGGUAAACCUGAGCCCCGGGUGAAGUGGACCAAGGCCGACCUGGUCCUGAAACCGGACGACAGGGUGACCAUUGACACCAAGCCGGGACACUCCACCGUCACCAUCGCCAAGACCAAGAGAGACGAUAGCUCCACCUACAUCAUCGAAGCCACCAACAGCAGCGGCCGCGCCACCGCCACCGUCGACGUCAACAUCCUCGAUAAGCCUGGUCCUCCCGCCGCCUUCGACAUCUCCGAGAUCACUAACGAGACCUGCUUCCUGGCCUGGAACCCUCCGCGCGACGACGGCGGCUCCAGAGUCACCAACUACAUUGUCGAGCGCCGAGCCACCGACAGCGAGAUCUGGCACCGGCUGUCGUCCACCAUCAAACAUACCACAUACAAAGCUGUGGAUCUGGUCAAGUUCAAGGAGUACAUCUUCAGAGUCUUCGCUGAGAACCAGUUUGGUGUCGGCCCACCAGCUGAGCACCUGCCCAUCAUCGCCAGAUACCCCUUCGAUACUCCCGGAGCUCCUUAUAAGUUGGAGGGUUCGGACAUCGCCAAGGACUCGCUGACCCUGACCUGGUACGAGCCUGAUGAGGAUGGAGGAAGCCCCAUCACAGGAUACUGGGUGGAGAGAUACGAACCUGACCACGACAAGUGGAUCAGGUGCAACAAGCUGCCCAUCAAAGACACCAACUACAGAGUCAAAGGUCUUCCCACCAGGAAGAAGUACAAGUUCAGAGUCCUGGCUGAGAAUCUGGCCGGAACUGGAAAACCCAGCAAAGAGACAGACCCGAUCCUCGUCAAGGAUCCAAUCGAUCCUCCAUGGCCUCCCGGUAAACCCACGGUGAAGGACGUGGCCAAGACUUCCUGCUUCCUGAUGUGGACCAAGCCAGAGCACGAUGGCGGAGCCAAGAUUGACGGCUACGUCAUUGAGAUGCUGAAGAGCGGCACCAUGGACUGGAUCCGCGUGGCGGAGAACGUCAACGUCCUGGAGCACUUCCUGAAGGGCCUGAUGGAGAAGCAGGAGUAUUCGUUCAGGGUGCGGGCCGUGAACGUGGCCGGAGAGAGCGAGCCCAGCGAACCCAGCGAUCCGGUGCUCUGCAAGGAGAGACUCAACCCUCCUUCAGCUCCUCGCUGGUUGGACGUCGUCAGCAUCAGCAGGAACAACGCCGAGUUGAAGUGGACGGCGCCCGAGCGCGACGGCGGCUCCCCCAUCACCAACUACGUGGUGGAGAAGCGUGACGUCAGGCGUAAAGGCUGGCAGACCGUGGACACCACAGUCAAGGAGCUGAAGUACACCGUGACUCCACUCAACGAAGGGUCGCUGUACGUGUUCCGCGUCGCUGCUGAGAACGCCGUGGGCCUCGGACCGUUCUGCGAGCUGGAGGACUCCGUGCUGGCCAAAGACACUUUCACCACUCCUGGGCCACCGUACGCCCUCGCCGUCAUCGCUGUGUCCAAGAGAUACGUGGACCUUCAGUGGGAGGCACCUAAAAAUGAUGGUGGCCGACCCAUCCUCAGGUAUUCCAUUGAGAAGAAGGAGAAGCUCGGAACUCGCUGGGUUAAAUGCGGGAAGACUUCAGGUCCGGACUGUAAGUACCGAGUGACAGACGUCAUCGAGGGAACUGAGGUCCAGUUCCUGGUCCGAGCCGAGAACGAGGCCGGCAUCGGACAUCCGAGCGAACCCACCGAGAUCCUCACCAUCGAAGACCCAACAGGUGUCCCGUCACCGCCCAUCGAGCUGCACGUCACCGGAGCCAGCCGGGACUUCCUGUCCAUCGCCUGGAAACCUCCGCAGAGAGAUGGCGGCUGCCCCAUCACCGGCUACCACAUCGAGAUGUGCGAGGCUGGAACAGAGAAGUGGAUGAGGGUCAACUCCCGUCCAGUGAAGGAGCUGAAGUUCCGCGUGGAGGAGGGCGUGGUCCCCGAGAAGGAGUACAUCCUGAGAGUGAGGGCCAUCAACGCCAUCGGAGUGAGCGAGCCCUCCGACAUCUCCGAGAACGUCUUCGCCAAAGAGUCCGACUGUAACCCUAUGCUGGAGUUCCAGACUCUGGACCUGGUCGUCGUGGAAACAGAGAAGAUGCACAUCCCAGUUCCCUUCAGAGCCGUCCCCUCCCCCAGAAUCACCUGGCACAAAGACGGCAAGGAGCUGAAGGCCGACGAGCGCCUCGGCUUCAGGUCAGAGUAUACUUCCUGUCACCUAGAGGUUGAGAGCAGCCUUCACGCUGACGCCGGAGUCUACAAAGUGACUCUGGAGAACAAACUGGGAGCCGCCAGCGCCACCAUCAACGUCAAAGUCAUCGGACUUCCUGGUCCCUGUAAGGAGAUUGUGGCCUCUGAGAUCACAAAGAGCUCCUGUAAAGUGUCCUGGGAUCCUCCAGACUAUGACGGCGGCAGCCCGAUCAUUCACUACGUCCUGCAGCGGCGUGAGGCCGGCAGGAGGACGUACGUCAACAUGAUGUCCGGAGAGAACAAGGUGAGCUGGAACAUCAAAGACCUCAUCCCCAACGGAGAGUACUACUUCAGAGUCCAGGCCGUCAACAAGAUCGGAGGAGGAGAGUUCAUCGAGCUCCGCAACCCAGUCAUCGCAGAGGACCAGAAACACGCUCCCGACGCCCCCGUGGACGUGGAGACCCACAAUCCCACAUCCAGCACCGUCACCCUGACCUGGAAGCCUCCCAUGUACGACGGCGGCGCCAAGAUCAUGGGCUACAUCCUGGAGAAGCAGCAGAAGGGUGAGGACAAGUGGGAGAGGUGCAACGACUUCCUGGUGCCCGUCCUGUCCUACACCGUCAGGGGACUGACCGAGGGCAAGAACUACACCUUCAGAGUCAAGGCCGAGAACGCAGCCGGGGUCAGCGAGCCAUCGCGCAACACGCCGUUCGUCAAGGCCUCAAACGCUGUUGACGCGCCGAAGGUUUUCCUCAGUGGCAGUCUGCAGUCCGGUCUCAGCGUGAAGCGAGGCUGCGAGAUCCUCCUGGACGCCAACAUCUCCGGCUCACCCUACCCUCAGAUCACCUGGUACUGGAACAACCAGGUGAUCCGCCCAGAGCCGCUCCGCAAGAGGCCCGAGAGGCCCCUGAAGAAGAAGGUGGAGAAGAAGGAAGAGGAGAAGAAGGAGGAGGAGAAGAAGGAAGGAGAAGCCGAGAAGAAAGAGGAGAAGAAGGAGGGUGAAGUGAAGGAAGGAGAAGAGAAGAAAGAAGGAAAAGAGAAGGAGGAGAAGAAGGAGGAGGAGGCUGCAGAGCCGGAGCUGGAGGAGUUCGACUACCCGACGAUUAACGAGCGUCUCGCCAUCGACAACAGCCACAGGGGCACGUCCUCCGUCGUCAUCACGGACUCGUUCCGCGCCGACCACGGCGUCUACAUGGUGAAGGUGGAGAACGACCACGGCAUCGCCUCAGCAACCUGCGAGGUCAACGUGCUUGAUACUCCCGGUCCUCCUGUGAACUUCAGAUUCGAGGAGGUGAGGAAGAACUCUGUGAUCUGCAAGUGGGAUCCACCUCUGGACGAUGGCGGCAGCGAGAUCCUCAACUACACUCUGGAGAAGAAGGACAACUCCAAGCUGGAGUUCGGCUGGAGCAGCGUCACCUCCACGCUGAGAGGAUGCCGCUACCUGGUGCCCAAACUCAUCGAGAAGAAGGAAUACAUCUUCAGGGUCGUGGCCGAGAACAAGUUCGGCGCCGGUCCUCCCUGCAUCUCCAAACCACUCAUCGCCAAGAAUCCCUUCGAACCUCCUGAGGCGCCUGAUAAGCCACAGAUUGAAGACAUCACAGCCAACAGCAUGCUGGUCACCUGGAAUGAGCCAAAUGACAACGGCAGCCCCAUCCUGGGAUACUGGGUGGAGCGUCGUGAGAUCAACAGCUCCCACUGGGCACGUGUGAACAGGAACCUUGUCCCCGACACUGAGCUGGACGUUGUGGGUCUGCUGGAGGGGCUGACGUACAUCUUCAGGGUCGCCGCUGAAAACCAGGCUGGCCCAGGAAAGUUCAGCAUCCCCUCCGAACCCAAGACAGCCCAUGCUCCGAUCCUACCUCCUGGACCUCCAGUCGCCCGAGUGGUGGCGACCACCGACCACUCCAUCGACGUGGAGUGGGACCCUCCUGCUGACAACGGUGGAGGGGAGAUCCUGGGAUACCACGUGGAUAAGGCCAUGGCUGGUACCAAGGACUGGGGUAGGUCUACAGAGCGCCCCUGGAAGACCCGCGCAUUCACUGUCUAUGGAGUCCGAGAGGGAGCCAAGUACCUGGUCAGAGUCAUCGCCUGCAACGCUGCUGGAGAGGGAACACCAGGAUUCACAGAGUCAGUGUUCGUCAGGAAUCCAGCAGAGAUACCUGUGAUUGAACUGGACCUGUCCGUCAAGAACGGCGUGGUCAUCAGAGCUGGAGAGACUCUCCGUGUACCUGCUACAGUCACAGGUAAACCCUACCCGUCCAUCACCUGGACCAAGGAUGACGCUAAACCUGACAAAGACAGCGUGGAGAUCCUCACUGAGGGCAACGACAGCAUCGUUUCAAUCAAGAACGUCCAGAGGAAGGACUGUGGCAAAUACCAGAUCUCCGCUUGCAACCCCAGCGGUACCAAGUCUGCUUGGACCAGAGUGGAGGUCAUGGACGUCCCGGGACCCGUCACAGACCUGAAACCCGUCGUCGUCACUCGUAAGAUGAUCUUCCUGAACUGGGACGAUCCCGUGGACGAUGGAGGCAGCGACCUGACCGGCUUCAUUGUGGAGCGAAAAGACGCUAAGAUGCACACAUGGAGGCAACCCGUUGAAACCGCCUCAUCCAAGUGCGAGUGUGUGGGCAUCAUGGAGGGACAGGAGUACAUGUUCCGUGUCAUUGCCAAGAACAAGUAUGGCCUGGGACCGCCUGUUGAGCUGGGGCCCAUCAAGGCUGUGGACCCACAGGGUCCUCCAUCGUACCCUGAGAAGUUCCAUUACACUGAACGCACCAAGAACUCCAUCACACUGGCCUGGAAGCCUCCUCGUAAUGACGGCGGCAGCCCGGUCAUUGGCUACUUUGUUGAGAAGAAGAGACAGGACCAGCAGGCCUUCGAGCCCUGCAACACCGAGAUCUGUCCCAACAUGACCAUGACUGUGGAGGGCCUGGAUGAGGCCUGGUUGUAUGAGUUCAGGAUCAAGUGUGCCAACCUCAUCGGAGAGAGUGAGCCAUCCAUCCCACUCACUGUGGUCAUCCAGGAUGAUGAAGUGGCUCCUGAGGUCCACAUGCUGAAGCACUUCAAGGGUGACUGCAUCACCGUGAAGAAGGGUGAACCCAUCGAGAUCCCCGCCGACAUCCUGGGACUUCCCAUCCCCAAGGUUGAGUGGUCCAAGGACGACUUGGUGAUAGAGAAGCCCACCGAGACUCUGCUGAUGGAGACGGAGGUGACCGGCAGGAUGAACUGCAAGACUGUACUGUCCAUCCCAGCAGCCAACAGGAAAGACCGCGGCAGCUACACUGUGACCGCCAACAACAACAUGGGCUCAGCCAAGCACACCAUCACUGUCAUGGUGCUGGACCGACCACUUCCACCCAGGAAUGUGACGGUGUCCAACAUCAAGGCAGAGUCCUGCUACCUGACGUGGGAUCCACCACUUGAUGACGGUGGCAGCGAACUCACCAACUACAUUGUUGAAAGGAAGGAUGUGGUGACAGAGGAACCAGAGCUGGAGGAGGGAGAGGAAGCCACACCUGAACCGCAGUGGGUGGAGGUCACCAACAGCAUCAUUGAGAAGAAAUACGGGAUGUGGAAUCUGGAGACCAACAAGACCUACAUGUUCCGAGUCCGAGCUGAGAACCGCUACGGUAAAUCUGACCCAUGUACCACAGAGGAGGUCCAGAUCACAGACCCCUUCGGCCUCCCUGGCCCACCAGAGAAACCAACCAUCGCAGAGUACUCCAAAACCUCCAUGACCCUGACCUGGGAGCCUCCCAGGGAUAACGGUGGCUCCAUGAUCAUCGGCUACUGGCUGGAGAAGAGGGAGAAAGGCACAGGCUACUGGGCCAGAGUCAACAAGAUGCCAGUCACCAAGAGGGGCAUGAAAGGCUGGGAGUACCAGGUGACUCGUCUGUUCGAAGGAACAGAGUAUGAGUUCAGAGUUGCUGCCAGCAAUUCUGCAGGAAUUGGACCAUUCAGCUCACCGUCCGACUCCGCCUUUGCUGUUGAUCCACUGACUCCUCCGGGCAUGCCUGCUGCUCCUGAGGUGGCUGACAAGACAAAGCACAACGUCACGUUGUCCUGGAAACCACCAGAGAAGGACGGAGGAAGCCCCAUCAAGGGCUACAUCAUCCAGAUCCAGGAUGAGGGCACAUCUGAGUGGGUGAGGGUGAACGACCCCGAAACCCUUCACCCCACCACUGAGUUCACCGUGCCCAGCCUCCGUGAGCUGAAACGCUACCGCUUCAGGAUCAUUGCUGUCAACGACAUCGGCGAGUCCGACCCCAGUCCCCGCACCAGCGAGGUCCUGAUUGAGGAUAUCCAGCUUCCUCCUUCCAUCACCCUCGACGUCAUGGCCGAUGACCUGCUGGUCAUCCGUGCUGGAGAUCCAAUCAAGAUUCCCGCCACCAUCAAGGGUCGCCCUGUUCCCAAGGUGACCUGGGACUUUGAUGGCAAGGCUAAGUCACACAAGAAGAAUAAAUUGCACACACUGCCCGUGGACUCCGAGGUUGAGUCCACAGACACCAAGUCCAUUGUGACCAUCCCUGUAAGUCUGAGGAGCCACUCCGGACGCUAUACCAUCACGGCCAAGAACAAGUCCGGACAGAAACACAUCAACGUCAGAGUCAACGUCCUCGACGUCCCUGGACCUCCAAAGGAUCUGAGGGUUACUGACAUAACUCGGGCUACUAUGAGGCUGAUCUGGAAACUUCCAGACAACGAUGGAGGAGAGAGAAUUAAGAGCUACUUCAUCGAGAAGAAGAAUGUCACUGAUAAGGCCUGGACCAAGGUGAAUGCGGCCUGUGCCAGCCAGGCUUUUGUGGUCCCCGGUCUGCUGGAGGGUCAGGACUACCUGUUCAGGGUCAGGGCCGAGAACAGACUUGGAUUUGGUCCGUUCACCGUCACUACCGAGCCUGCCCGGGCCAGAGACCCCAUCUACCCCCCCGACCCCCCUACCAAGCUGAAGGUCAACCUGGUGACGAAGACCACCGUCACCCUGAGCUGGGAGCCUCCCAAAAACAACGGCGGCUCUCCGGUGAAGCAUUACAUCAUCGAGCGUUUGAGCUGGGACACCAGCGGCAAGGAGAAGGAGACCUGGAAACAGUGCAACAAGAGAGACGUGGAGGAUCUCACCUUCGUGGUGGAGGACCUGAAGGAGGGAGGAGAAUACGAGUUCAGAGUAAAAGCCGUGAACGCAGCUGGACCCAGCCGACCCUCCGCCACCGUUGGACCCAUGGUCAUCAAAGAUCAGACAUGUGCUCCCACCAUCGUGCUGCGUGAGGCCAUGGAGGGCGAGGAGGGCUGCGACGUCAGCAUCGUGGCAAAGGUGAGCGGCUGUCCGUUCCCCACACUCACCUGGCACAAGGCCAGUGUGGCCAAACCCGAAGAGAAGGCCGCCGUCCAGUACGACCAGCACAUGAACAAACUGGUGACCCACGACAAGUGUACACUGCUGAUCCAGCAGGCCAGCAGGCACGACAGCGCCCUCUACAGCCUGACAGCCAGCAACAGCCUGGGCACCGUCACCAAGGACAUCAAGCUCUCAGUGCUGGGUGAGACACGCAGACGUCUCGGACCACUCAAGUUCACCGAGGUGUUUGCGGAGAGGAUCGGCCUGGCCUGGAGCCCUCCCACGGACGACGGUGGAUCCAAGAUCACCAACUAUGUGGUGGAGAAGCGCGAGGAGAACAGGAAGUCCUGGGUCCACGUCUCCACCGACCCCAAGGAGUGCGCGUACGUGGUGACCCGUCUGACGGAGAACCACGAGUACGAGUUCAGAGUCAUGGCCCAGAACAAGUUUGGAGUCGGGCCUCCGCUGGUCAGCGAGCCGGAGAAAGCCAGAAACCUCUUCAAGCCCCCUGGCCCGCCCACUCCCAAGGUGACAGACUGGACCAGGUCGACGGUGGAGCUGGAGUGGAUCCCUCCCACACUGGAUGGAGGGUCAAAGGUCACCGGCUACAUCGUGGAGUUCAAGGAGCCUGAGGGUGACGAAGGAUGGGAGAAGGCAAAGGACACAGAGAUCAGAGGAACCAAGUUCGUGGUGGAUGGUCUGAAGGAAGGCGGUCUUUACCGCUUCAGAGUCCGAGCUGUGAACGCCGCCGGAGUGGGAGACCCGGGACUGGUGUCGGAGCUGAUUGAGGUCAAAGACAGAACAAUUCCUCCUGAGAUGGACCUGGACGCCUCCGUGAAGGAGAAGAUCGUGGUCCACGCUGGCGGCACCAUCCGCAUCAUUGCCUACGUGUCUGGUAAACCUGCCCCGCAGAUCACCUGGUGCAGAGACGACGGCGAGGUGCCCAAAGAGGCCGUGGUGGAGACGACGGGCAUCUCCAACUCGCUGGUUAUCAAGAACUGCAGACGCCAGCACCAGGGCAUCUACACACUGAGCGCCAAGAACGAGGGCGGAGAGAGGAAGAAGGCCGUCAUCGUCGAGGUCCUGGACGUCCCUGGACCAGUAGGUCUUCCCUUCGCCGGCGAGAAUCUGACAACCGACUCCUGCAAGCUGACCUGGUACUCCCCCGAGGACGACGGUGGCUCGACGAUCACCAACUACAUCAUUGAGAAGAGGGAGUCGGACCGCAUGGGCUGGACCUCGGUGUCCUACACUGUGACGAGGAACAACGCUGUGGUUCAGGGGCUCAUCGAUGGCAAGGGUUACUUCUUUAGGAUCGCAGCCGAGAACAUCAUCGGCAUGGGACCGUUCAUCGAGACCGACAGGAUGGUUCUUAUCAAAGACCCCAUCUCCGUUCCAGAGCGUCCAGAGGAUCUGAUCAUUACCGCAGUUACCAAAGACUCCAUCUCUGUUGCCUGGAGACCGCCCAAGUACGACGGAGGCGCCGAGGUGACCGCGUACGUCCUGGAGUCCCGUAUGGUCGGCCGUGACAACUUCACACGCGUAGGCGGCGAGGACAAGCUGAUGGAAAGGAAGUUCACACUGACCGGGCUGAAGGACGGCUCGAGCCACGAGUUCAGAGUCUCCGCUGUCAACCAGGUGGGACAGGGCAAACCGUCCUUCGCCACCAAACCUGUGCAGUGCAAGGACGAGCUUGAACCACCCAACCUGGACCUGGACUUCAGGGACAAGAUGAUGGUGAAGGUGGGAGACAGCUGCACGCUGUCGGGACGCUACAGCGGCAAACCAACCCCGGCCAUCACCUGGAAGAAGAACGACGAGGAGCUGAAGGCGGAUGAGGAGAUCGGCCUCCACAGCACCACCCGCCACCUCAGCCUCAACAUCGGCAAGGCCAAGAGAGAGCACAGCGGGUGCUACUGCGUCAGCGUGGAGAACGCCGCCGGAGCUCGCACAGGAAUCUGCACCAUCACUGUGGUCGACCGCCCUCAGCCACCAGAGGGCCCUGUGGUGUUCAAUGAGGUCUACAGGAACUACAUGGUGAUCUCCUGGAACCCUCCUCUGGACGACGGAGGCUGCGCCAUCUCCAACUACAUCAUUGAGAAGAGAGACACCAACAGAGACCUGUGGAUGCCCGUCACCUCGUCCUGCACCAGGACGACUUGCAAGGUACCGAAGCUGAUCGAGGGUCGUGAGUACAUCAUCAGGAUCAUGGCUCAGAACAUCUACGGCAUCAGCGACCCCCUCCUGUCUGCAGAGACCAAGGCCAGAGACGUCUUCAAGGUGCCUGAUGCCCCCAAACAGCCCACAGUGAAGGAGGUUUACCACGACUCCGCCCUCAUCAGCUGGGAGCCUCCUGCCGACGGAGGAAAACCAAUCACAGGCUACAUCGUGGAGAGGAAGGAGACCAUGGCCAACAGGUGGGUUCGCUGCAACACAGAGAGGAUCUAUCCCAAGGUGGAGUACUGGGUGACCGAGCUGUUGCAAGGUUGUGAGUACGAGUUCAGAGUCAGCGCUGAGAACGUGGUGGGAGCCGGAGACCCGAGCCCACCCUCCAAACCCGUCUUCGCCAAAGACCCCAUUGUGAAACCCGGUCCACCAGUGAAGUUCCGGGCCAUCGAUCACACCAAGGAAUCAGUGACUCUGUCCUGGGAGCCGCCCACCGACACCGGCAGAGGAAAGAUCUUCGGAUACCUGCUGGAGUUCCAGAAGGCUGGAGAGGAGGAGUGGCAGAAGGUGAACCAGACUCCAGACUCCUGCCAGGAGACCAAGUUUAAGGUGAUAGGCCUGGAUGAAGGUUCUCUUUACCGCUUCAGAGUCAUGGCCGUCAACGCUGCCGGAGAGUCUGAUCCGGCUAACGCGAGGGAGCCAGUCAGAGCCCAGGACAGACUUGAGCCCCCAGAGUUGAUUCUGGAUGCUGGAAUGACCCGGGAGGUGAAGGCCAUGGCCGGCACUCACAUUACUCUGAUGGCCGCCAUCAAAGGCAUCCCGUUCCCCACGGUUACCUGGAAGAAGAAUGAUGCUGAGGUUCCCACCAGGGCCGACAUCGAGACCAACCAGGCUGGCACUAAGCUGGAGAUGAGGUUCUGUAACCGUGGUGACUGUGGAGACUACACCCUAACUGUGGAGAAUCCAGCUGGAUCCAAGACCGUCACGUGCACCGUGCUGGUCUUCGACAAACCUGGUCCCAUCCAGCACCUCCGGGUGUCUGACAUCAGGAGCGACUCCGCCUACCUGUCCUGGAAGGACCCGGAGGACAACGGUGGCACUCGCAUCACAAACUUUGUGGUGGAGAAGAAGGACACAGCGUCCACUCAGUGGGUCCCCGUCUGCUCCACAUCCAAGAAACGCAGCAUGAUGCUGAAGCACCUGAUGGAGGGAACGUCCUACGUGUUCAGAGUUGCCGCUGAGAACCAGUACGGCCGCAGCGAAUAUGUGGAGACGCCAAAGGCCAUCAAGGCCAUGAACCCGCUCUUCCCUCCUGGUCCCCCCAAAGACUUGCACCACGUCGACGUGGACAAGACCGAGGUGUGGUUGGUCUGGAACUGGCCUGACCGCAACGGAGGAAGCGAUAUCACAGGCUUCCUGGUUGAGUAUCAGGAAGAAGGAGAGAAGGAGUGGGACGAGUGGAAGACCGUCAGCAUCCCCGAGAGUCAUGUGACCGGCCUGGAGGAAGGAAAGACCUACCGCUUCAGAGUGAGGGCUGAGAACGCCAUCGGCCUCAGCAGACCUGACACCACCGUGCCGAUCCUCUGCCAUGAGAAACUGGUGCCUCCGAUUGUGGAAGUGGAUGUGAAGCUGAUUGAAGGCAUCAUCGUGAAGGCCGGCACCACCAUCAGGCUGCCAGCUAUCAUGAGAGGAAUCCCCGUCCCCACCGCCAAGUGGUCCAUCGAAGGAGAGGAGAUCCUCAGUGAGGGCAACGUCAAGAUCGACACUGAUAACUUUUCGACCGUGCUGAGCAUUAACGACUGCACCAGGAACCACACGGGCACCUACCUUCUCACUGUGUCCAACCCAGCUGGAUCCAAGACGGUGGCCUUGAACGUCACUGUCUUGGAUGUUCCCGCCGCUCCCAUCGGACCCGCCAACAUUCUGGAGGUCACUCCUGACUCCAUGAUGAUCGAGUGGCGUCCUCCCAAGGACGACGGUGGCAGCCCCAUCACCAACUACAUCGUGGAGAAGAGAGAGUCCAACAAGGAGACGUGGGGAGGUGUGAGCUCCGGCAGCCUCGCCACCCAGCUCAGUAUCACACGCCUGCAGAGGGGGGCGGAGUACGUCGUUCGCAUUCGUGCUGAGAACAAGAUGGGCAUCGGUGGUCCUCUAGAGAGCAAACCCACCGUGGCUGAGCACACCUUCAUGCCACCCAGCCCUCCCGGUAAGCCCCAGACAUCAGACCUCUCAGAGGAUGCUGUGACAGUCGGCUGGACCAUGCCCCUAAGUGAUGGCGGCAGCCAGAUCACCGGCUACAUCAUUGAGCGCAGACACAAGGGAGGAAAGUGGAUCCGUGUCAAUAAGAAACCCUGCAAGGACCUGAGGUACAGAGUCCUGGGUCUGUUUGAGGGCAGCGAGUAUGAAUUCAGAGUGUUUGCUGAGAAUAUCGCUGGCUACAGUGGCCCCUCUCCCAUCUCUGACCCCUGCAAGCCCUGCAGGCCCAUCACCGUCCCCAGUCCCCCUGUCAACCCCAGAGUUAAAGACUACAGCAAGACUACCGCCGACCUGGUGUGGAUCAAACCCAACAAGGACGGAGGCAGCCCUAUCCUCGGCUACAUUGUGGAGAUGAAGAAAGCAGAUACUGAAGAAUGGAAGAAAGUGAACCUGGACGACUUCAUCAAGCAGUGCGCCUACAGGGUGAAGGGUCUGGAGGAGGGCGUGACCUACAGAUUCAGAGUCCGCGCCUCAAACAUGAUCGGAGAUGGAGAGCCCAGAGAAAUCCCAGAGUCUGUCACUGCGAAGGACAUCCUCAUCCCUCCGGAGAUUGAGAUGGAGGUCACCUGCCGUGAGCGUGUCACUGUACGUGCCGGACACAACAUCAAUAUCAUCGGCUACAUUAAGGCCCGCCCUGACCCCGAAGUGCUUUGGAUGAAGGAGGAGGCGGUUCUGGAGAACAGCAAGCGCAUCACCAUCGUUCAGAACCUGCCUGUGACCCACCUGAAGAUCAAAGAGGCCACACGAACCGACCAUGGCAAAUACACCAUCAAGGCUUCAAACGAGGGCGGCGAGGCCUCCUGCACCAUCACAGUCAAUGUACUGGACAGACCUAGCCACUGCCAGAACCUGCACAUUACCUACGCAACCAAAGACUCCUGCAUGAUCAACUGGGAGGCCCCUAAAGACAACGGUGGAUCCGAGAUCACCAACUACAUCGUGGAGUGCCGUGAGCCCAGCAUUAGCAUGUGGUCCAUGAUCUCUUCCAACUGCACCAAUCGCAAGAUCAAGGCCAAGCUGAUGGAGGGCCACGAAUACCUGUUCCGCGUCUGCGCUGAGAACAAGAUCGGACCUGGACCCUCCGUGGAGACCAGGACCCCUCUGCUGGCAAUCGACCCCAUCGAGAAGCCCGGUGAGCCUGAGAACUUCAGAGCCACUGACGUCGGUAAGAACCACGUCUAUCUGAGGUGGAGGAAGCCUGACUAUGACGGUGGCAGUCCCAACCUCUCCUACAACCUGGAGUGCAAAGCCAAAGAUGCUGAAGAGUGGACGAAACUCAACACCGGCGUGCUCACAGACACCUUCUUCCUGGCUGACAAGUGUGUGGAGAAUCAGACGUACACCUUCAGGGUGCAGACCGUCAAUGAAGGAGGUGAAAGUGCCUGGGUGAAGAUAGAUGUUCUGGUGAAGGAGGAGCUCCAGAAGCCCGUCAUUGACCUGAAGCUGGCCGGAGCUCUGACAGUGAAGGCCGGAGAGUCGGUGAGGAUGGAGGCCGCUCUGAGAGGAAAGCCCCAGCCUGAGGUCAAAUGGAUCAAAGACAAGGCAGUUGGAGACAACCCCAGAAUCAGCUAUGAGACUGGUUCAGACUACUCAAAGUUCCUCCUGACCAAGUCCAGACGCACUGACACCGGAAAGUACAUCAUCACCGCCACCAACGCGGCCGGCACCUUCACAGCGUACGCCAACGUUAACGUCCUGGAUGUCCCCGGGCCGGUGAGGAACCUCAGGAUCACCGGCAUUGGAGCUGACAAGUGCAGAGUAGUGUGGGACGGUCCGGAGGAUGACGGAGGUUGUGAGGUGGACAGCUACAUCCUGGAGAAAUGCGAGACCAGGAGGAUGGUCUGGUCCACGUACUCCGCCACUGUGGUCACACCAUACUGUAACGUCACUCGUCUAGUGGAGGGGAACGAGUACAUCUUCAGAGUGAGGGCUGAGAAUAAGAUGGGAACCGGCCCCCCCAUGGAGAGCAAGCCUGUAACUGUCAAGACUCAGUUCAACAAACCUGGACCCCCUGAGGCCCCAGAGGUCACCAAGGUGAGUAAAGAUGAGAUGACGGUGGUCUGGGCUCCUCCCGAGAACGACGGAGGGAAGUCGAUCACCGGUUACAUCCUGGAGAGGAAAGAGAAGAGGGCGGUGCGCUGGGUGCCCUGCACCAAGAGCCCCAUCUCUGAGAGACGCAUGAAAGUCACCAACCUGAUCCCCAACCACGAGUACCAGUUCAGGGUGAAGGCUGAGAACGAAGUCGGUCUGGGAGAGCCCAGCAAACCCUGCAGGCCCGUCGCAGCCAAAGAUCCCAUCGAGCCCCCUGGCCCCCCUGCAGGCCUGAAAGUGUCUGACAGCACCAAGACUUCUAUCACUCUGUCCUGGUCUAAGCCUGUGUAUGAUGGCGGUGCCCCCAUCAUCGGCUACAGCUUGGACAUGAGGCUGAAGAGCGAGGCGGACCCUGAGAAGCCCUCAGAGGGCUGGAAGAGGAUUGACACUCAUGGCCCACUGGUGCUCACAGAGUUCACUAUUGGCCAGCUGGAUGAGAAGCAGGAGUACGAGUUCAAGGUAUCCGCCCAGAACCAGGUGGGCUGGGGACGCCACGCUUACACGAAGGAGGCCGUCUUCCCCAAGGAGAUUCUGGAGGCUCCAGAGAUUGAGCUGGACGCCAGUCUGAGGAAAGGCCUGGCCGUCAGAGCCGGCUGUCCAAUCAGGUUGUUCGCUGUGAUCAGAGGAAGGCCCGCCCCCAAAGUCACAUGGAAGCGCAUAGGUGUGGACAAUGUGGUCCGCCGAGGCCACGUGGACCAGGUUGACACCAUGUCCUUCCUGGUCAUCCCUGAAAGCACCAGAGAGGAUUCUGGGAAAUACUCGCUGACUCUGUCUAACUCAGCUGGAGAGAAAGCGAUAUUCGUCCGCGUCAAAGUGCUCGACACUCCUGGUCCCGUUGGCGGCCUGGAGGCAACCAACAUCACCAAGACGACGGCUCAGCUGUCCUGGUUGCCACCGGAGAAUGACGGUGGCAGCCCCAUCCUCAACUACAUUGUGGAGAAACGGGAGGUGGACAGGAAGACCUGGACCAAGUGCACAGAGGACUUGAAGAAGACCAGCUUCAAGGUGACCAACAUGACACCUGGCAUCGAGUACUACUUCAGAGUCAUGGCCUGCAACAAGUACGGCAUCGGUGUUCCUCAGGACUCACCCAGGUCCUACUUGGCUGUUGAUCCCAUCAGUGAGCCUGACCCUCCAAAGAAGAUGGACGUGUUGGAGAUCACCAAGAACAGCGCCACGCUUGGUUGGCUGAAGCCGCUCAGAGACGGUGGGGCCAAGAUCAACGGCUAUGUGGUUGACUACCAGGAGGAGGGCGCACCUGAAGACAAGUGGACACCUUACUCUGUGGUCAAAGACCUGACCAUUGUGGUGGUCGGUCUCAAGGAAGGAACCAAGUACAAGUUCAGAGUGGCAGCCAGGAACUCAGUGGGAGUCAGUCUCGCCCGAGAGGCCGAGGGAGUGUUUGAGGUCAAGGAGCAGCUCAUGGCUCCUAAGAUCAUCAUGCCCGACAUUGUGACAGUCAGAGCUGGAUCCAAGAUGGUGAUUGAGGCCAUUGUGGCAGGUAAACCCGCUCCCUUCUGCAAGUGGAAGCAGGGCAACGAGGACGUGCUGACCUCCGACCGGCUGUCUGUCGUAAAGACGCUGACAACCUGCACGCUAAUCAUCAAGAAUGUGAACAGAAAAGACAGCGGCUACUACAGCCUGUCAGCCGAGAACAGCACCGCCAAGAUCAACCAGAUCCUCAAAGUCAUCGUCAUGGACAUCCCUGGACCCCCUGAGGCUCCUCUGGAGAUCACUGAGCAGGACAUUGAUGCCUGCACACUGCUGUGGAACUCCCCUCAGGAGGACGGCGGCAGCAACAUCACCAACUACAUCGUGGAGAAGUGUGACGUCAGCCAGGGCGACUGGAUCACCGUGUCCGCAUCCUGCACCAAAACCAGCUUCAGAAUGACCAAACUGACGACCGGCAAAGAGUACGGCUUCAGAGUCCGUGCUGAGAACAGGUUUGGCAUCUCACAGCCCAUCUACUCUGAGAAGAUGAUUGCCAGACAUCCAUUUGAUCCUCCCAGCGAGCCCAGAAACCUGCAGAUCAACAAGAUCAACAAGGACUUCGUCAUCCUGUCGUGGGAGCGUCCCAGCAGCGACGGCGGCAGCCCCAUCACCGGAUACUGCAUUGAAAAGAAAGAGAGGAACAGCCUUCUAUGGGUGAAGGCCAACGAAUCCCUGAUCAAAGCCACCCAGUACACCUGCACCAACCUGAUCGAGGGCCUGGAGUACACCUUCAGGGUGUCCGCUCUCAACAUGGCCGGACAGGGAAAACCUUGCAAACAGACAGACUUCAUCACUGCCAGGACUGCUGUUGACCCACCAGGUAAACCCGAACCCAUGGAUGUGACCAAGAACUCUGUGUCACUGGUCUGGAGCCGUCCCAAGCAUGAUGGCGGCAGCAAGCUGAUUGGCUACUAUGUGGAGUACGCAAAGCUUCCGGAGGAGAAAUGGACUCGCUGUAACGCCAACUGCAUGAACAUCCAGACGGAGAACUACGUGGCGACUGGCCUGGAAGAAGGCCAACAGUACCAGUUCAGAGUCAUCGCCAAGACGGCCGUCAACAUCAGCCUGCCGUCAGAGCUGUCCGACCCCAUCCCCGUCAUCGCAGAGAACGUUCCUCCUCGUGUGGAACUGGGCCUCAACAUGAAGAACCUGAUCGUGGUGAAAGCCGGAGAGAACGUCCUCCUGGACGCCGAAGUGUUCGGCAAGCCGCUGCCCAAGGUGAGCUGGAAGAGAGACGGAGCGCCUCUGGUCCUCACCGAGGGAAUGAAGAUGAGCCAGAAGAAACAUGUCCACCUGCUGGAGCUCUACUCCGUCACCAGGAAGGAGUCUGGAGACUACAGCAUCACCGCCGAGAACAUCAAUGGCAGCAAGUACGCUACCAUCAAGGUCAAGGUCUUGGACAAACCCGGCCCUCCAGCUUCGGUGAAAAUCUCCAAAGUGUUUGCCGACCGUGUGAAGCUGCGGUGGGAGCCCCCGCUCGCAGACGGCGGGUCUGAGAUCACCAACUACAUCAUCGAGAAGCGUGAGACCAGCAGGGCCAACUGGGCACUGGUCACCUCAAACAUCCACGGACACAUGACCGACUGCUCCGUGGAGAAACUCAUCGAAGGACAUGAGUACCAGUUCAGAGUCAGUGCUGAGAACCAGUACGGUGUGGGAGACGCCAUCAUGACUGACGGCGUCAUGGUCAAGAACCCGUACGAUGUUCCCGGUCCAUGUGAGCCACCAGUCAUCACCAACAUUACCAAAAAUUCCAUGACAGUCAGCUGGAAGGCUCCAGCUAACGACGGCAAAGCUCCCAUCCUGGGCUACAUGGUGGAGAAGCGUGAGGCCACUGAGUUGACAUGGGCAAAGGUCAACCGCCGGCCCGUCAUCGACAGGACCAUCAAGGCCGCUCAGCUGACUGAGGGCUCUGAGUAUGAGUUCAGAGUCAUCGCCUUGAACAAGGCCGGUCUGGGCAAACCCAGCGAUGCAUCCAACGCUGCGCUGGCUGUUGAUCCUGUCUAUCCUCCUGGCCCACCUGCCUUCCCUAAAGUGGUGGACUCCACCAAGAGCUCCAUCAGCCUUAGCUGGACCAAGCCCGCCUACGACGGUGGCUGUGAGAUCAUUGGCUACCUGGUGGAGUGCAAGAGAGUAGAGGCUGAGGACUGGACCAAGUGCAAUGUCCCGAAAAAGCUCCAGGCCACCAAACUGCUGGUGACGGGCCUGAUGGACAACACAGAGUACCAGUUCAGAGUCACUGCCGUCAACAAGAUCGGCUACAGCGAGCCCAGCGAGGUCCCUGGAAACCACAUGCCCAAGGACAUCCUGAUUGCUCCUGAGGCUGAGCUGGAUGCCGACCUGAGAAAGGCUUUGGUUCUUCGAGCUGGUGUCACAAUGAGACUCUACGUCCCGCUAAGAGGACGCCCCGCACCCAAGGUGACGUGGACAAAGGUGAACGCCAACCUGAAGGAGAGGCAGGGCCUGCUGAUCAAGACCUCAGACUGGGACACGCUGCUGAUGAUCGAGGGCGUCAACAGAUACGAUGCUGGCAAAUACGUCCUGACUCUGGAGAACAGCAGCGGCUCCAAGAGCUACACCAUCGUGGUCAAGGUCCUCGAUUCUCCUGGACCACCUGUGAACCUGAUUGUGAAGGAGACCUCCAGAAGCCACGCCUGCAUCACCUGGGACGCCCCGCUGAUCGAUGGCGGCGGCCCAGUGAAGAGCUACAUCGUAGAGAAACGUCUGGCAGAGAGGAAGGCCUGGACCUGCGUGUCGGCAGAGUGCCCCAAGACCUCGUUCAGGAUUACCAACCUGGAGGGCGGACAGGCCUACUGCUUCAGAGUGUUGGCCGAGAACGCGUACGGAAUCGGAGAGGGCUGCGAGACUGCCGGCAGCGUCCGCGCAUCCGAGCAACCUGGUCCAGUGACAGAUUUCAAACCUCAGAAGACCACCAAGGACUCCAUCACUCUGGGCUGGAAGAAGCCCAUCAGCGACGGCGGAAGCCACGUUACUGCUUACAUCCUGGAGCAGAGUGAAGGCGAGGAGAAGUGGAAGCAGAUCAUGAAGGGCAAGAACACCUCACACAUCAUCGGCGAGCUGACUGAGGGCAAGGAGUACUUGUUCAGAGUCAAGGCUCUCAACGAGUCCGGGGAGGGACCGCCCACCGAGCUCGCUGUUGUCGCUAAAGACCAGUUUGUGCUGCCUAACUGCAACUUGAGCAGUCUGCAAGACGGCUGCUGCGUGGUGAAGGAGGGCAGCACCACACGUAUCAACAUCCCCAUCAUUGGAGUGCCCUACCCCACCGCCACCUGGAAGAAGGGCGACAUGGCACUUGGAGACACCGGCCGGAUGUGCGUGGAGGCGUCUCAGGGCGUCACCACCCUGCUGAUCAGAGACUGCCAGAGAGGAGAUGCCGAAACCUACACCAUCAACGUCAGGAACAGCGCUGGCUCCAAGGACUGCAAGUUCCAGCUGAAGGUGGUCGGCAAGCCCGGCAUCUGCACCGGACCCAUCAAGUUCGACGAGAUCACCGCCGACAGCCUCACCCUGGAGUGGGGACCGCCCAAAGAUGACGGCGGUGCAGAGGUGUCUAACUACAUCGUGGAGAAGAGGAGGACGACAGACAAUAAAUGGGCCACAGUGGCUUCAGCCAUCCAGAAGACGACCAUGAGGGUGAUCAGGCUCCACGAUGGAGUCGAGUACAUCUUCAGAGUCUUCGCUGAGAACAAGUAUGGGGUUGGAGAGUAUCUGAGGUCUGACGCUGUCAUCGCCCAGCAUCCAUUCAGAUAUCAUGUGGAGUUUAAGGAGAGGAACAGUCUGAUGUGGAAACGGGCCAGUAAGACUCCUUUGAGAGUGAAGGAGUGCAGAGUCACUGGCCUGAUAGAGGGAUUAGAGUAUGAGUUCAGGGUGAUGGCCAUGAACAUGGCCGGCCUGGGAAAGGCAAGCAAGGUCACUGAGGCUGUGGUUGCCCUGGAUCCUAUUGAUCCUCCUGGCAAGCCUGAAGUGAUUAACGUCACCAGGACCAUGGUCACUCUGAUUUGGACCGCCCCCAAAUAUGACGGCGGAUACAAGCUGACUGGCUACAUGGUGGAGAAGCUGGAGGCUGGUGGCAAGGCCUGGAUGAAGGCCAAUCAUGUCAACAUACAGGGCUGUGCCUUCACUGUGACUGAUCUGACAGAAGGAUCUCAGUAUCAGUUCAGGAUCAGGGCCAAGAACUCUGCUGGGGCUAUCAGUGUUCCCUCAGAGUCCACUGACCUUCUGACCUGCAAGGAUGAGUACGAGCCUCCAAGCAUCACUAUCGACCCAGACAUGAAGGACGGUGUAUCGGUUAGGGCAGGAGAUACCAUUGUGGUCUCAGCCUCCAAGAUUAUGGGCAAACCUCCACCCACCGCAGUCUGGUCCAAGGGAGGCCGUGAGUUCAAGACCUCUGACAUUGUCACCAUUACCAGCACCCCUACCUCUUCUACUCUGUCCAUCAAGUACGCAAGCCGGAAGAACACAGGCGAAUACACCAUCACCGCCAGCAAUCCCUUUGGCAUUAAGGAAGAACAUGUAAAGGUGAAGGUCUUGGAUGUGCCUGGACCUCCGGGCCCCAUUGAAGCCAGUAACAUUUCAGCUGAGAAGUGCACUCUGACCUGGCUUCCACCAGAGGAGGAUGGAGGCUGCUCCAUCAAGUCCUACAUCCUUGAGAAGAGAGAGACCAGCCGCCUGCAGUGGACCAAGCUAGCAGAGAAUGUCAUGGACUGCAGAUAUGUAGCCAGCAAACUGAUCAAGGGCAACGAGUACAUCUUCAGAGUGUCUGCUGUGAACCAGUACGGCACUGGAGACUCAAGCCAGUCUGGUCCAGUCAAAAUGGUUGACAGCUACCGCCCACCAGGCCCGCCCUCAAUCCCAGAGAUUGAUAACGUCAGUAGAAAUGCUGUCACCAUUUCAUGGAAGAGACCAGCACAGGACGGUGGAAGUGACAUCAGAGGAUAUUGUGUAGAGAGGAAAGAGAGGAGAGGAAUGAGAUGGGUGAGAGCCUGUAAGAGGACAGUCCCUGACCUGCGCUUCAAGGUGCAAGGCCUGAGUGAGGGAGUAGAGUAUGAGUUUAGAGUCACUGCUGAGAACAAGGCUGGAUUUGGGGAGCCUAGCGAGCCAUCACGCCCUGUGAUGACUAAGGACAUUGUGUAUCCACCUGGUCCUCCAUCCAAUCCCAGAAUUACAGACACCACAAAAACCACAGCCACCUUUGCCUGGGGCCGACCCCAUUAUGAUGGUGGUCUGCCAGUAGAGGGAUAUAUUGUUGAGUACAAAAAGGAGGGCCAUGAUGACUGGGAGACAGAGACACAGUACCCAUUGAAAGCUACUGAAUAUGUUAUUGGUAAACUUCAAAAACGUGGCAAAUACCACUUCAGAGUCAGCGCUGUAAACUCUGAGGGAGUCGGUGAGCCUGCAGAGGUUGAGAAAGUGACUGAACUGGUGGACCAGGAGGCGCUGCCAGACUUUGAGCUGGAUGCUGAACUCAGGAGAACCCUGGUGGUCAGGUCCCGUGCUUCAAUUCGUAUGUUUGUUCCCAUCAGGGGCCGUCCUGUUCCUGAGGUAACAUGGAGCAAAGAUGAUACCAACCUGAAAACCCGUGCACACAUUGACACCACAGAGUCCUACACUCUACUGGUUAUUCCUGACUGCACCAGAUACGAUGCUGGAAAGUACAACCUCUGUCUGGAGAAUGUUGCUGGAAAGAAGACAGGCUUUGUUAAUGUGAGAGUUCUGGACACACCAGGACCACCAGUCAACCUCAAACCUAGAGAGAUCACCAAGAACAGCAUCACCCUCCAGUGGGAAAUCCCCAUAAUCGAUGGUGGUUCCAAGAUUCAUAACUACAUUAUUGAAAAGAGAGAGGCUACCAAGAAGGCCUACACAGUGCUUACCACCACAUGGCAGAAGUGUUCCUUCAAAUUUACAGACCUUGACGAGGGAGCUUACUACUACUUCCGUGUCUCUGCUGAGAAUGACCUAGGCGUGGGUGAGCCCGCUGAAACCCCUGAGCCAAUCAGGGUGUCCCAAGCCCCCUCUGCACCAGAGAACUUGUAUGUCACAGAUGUGACUGCUGACAGUGCCAGCCUUGCAUGGGUCAAGCCCCUGCACGAUGGUGGCAGCUUGAUCACUGGAUAUGUCAUUGAAACCCAGAAGAAGGACACUGACCAGUGGGUCCAUGUGGCCACCAUCAAGGCUCUGGACUACACUGUCACAGAUCUGACUGAGGGGGCAGAAUAUACCUUCCGCAUAAUGGCUGUCAAUGCAUCAGGUAGGAGCGACCCCCGUGAGAGCAGGCCUGCAGUCAUCAGAGAGCAGACUUCUGCUCCCUCCUUUGAUCUGCGUGGAGUCUACCAGAAGACGGUCAUCGCCAAGGCAGGAGACCGCGUCAAGGUGGAGAUUCCAGUGCUUGGCAAACCCAGGCCUGUGGUUUCCUGGAAGAAGGGAGACAUGGCUCUCAAGGAGACACAAAGAAUCAACACUGAAACCACACCAACAUCAACUAUCCUCAACAUUGGUGAGAUCAAGAGGACUGAUGGAGGCCAGUAUUCCAUGACUGGAAAGAACAUGUUGGGUACGGUGACUGAGACAAUCACAGUCCUAGUCCAUGACAUUCCAGGUCCUCCCACUGGUCCCAUUAAGCUGGAAGAGGUCUCAUGUGAUUAUGUUCUUAUGUCCUGGGAGGCACCAGAGAAUGAUGGAGGCGUUCCCAUCAAUAACUAUAUUGUUGAGAUGCGAGAGACUAUCGGUACUUCAUGGGUGGAGUUGGCAGCUACAGUGAUCCGUACAACAUUCAAGGCCGCUCGACUCAACACUGGAACCGGAUAUCAGUUCCGUGUCAAAGCCCAGAAUCGAUAUGGCAUUGGACCAUGCAUUGUCUCCGAGCCAGUUGUGGCUGCCUAUCCAUUUGAUGUGCCAGGUCAGCCAGGCACUCCUGUGGUUACAUCUUUCAACAAAGAUGCAAUGACUCUGAGUUGGAAUGAGCCAUCCUCUGAUGGAGGCAGUGCUAUCCUUGGCUAUCAUGUGGACAGAAAAGAGAGAAACAGCAUUCUGUGGCAGAGAAUCAGCAAAGCUCUUGUUGUUGGAAAUAUCUUCAAAUCAACAGGCCUUGUUGAUGGAAUCGCAUAUGAACACCGUGUUACUGCUGAAAACAUGGCCGGUCUCAGCAAGCCAAGCAAACCCUCUGAGCCUAUGUAUGCUUUGGACCCAGUUGACCCACCAGGCAGGCCUGUGGCACUGAAUAUCACCAGACAUGAGGUCACUGUGUCAUGGACCAAACCAGAGGGAGAUGGUGGAUUUUCCAUCACAGGAUACACAGUGGAGAGGAGAGAGAUGCCAAAUGGACGCUGGCUCAAAGCCAACUUCAACAACAUCCUCGAAACCAUCUAUACAGUCAGUGGUCUGAUUGAAGAUGCAACUUAUGAAUUCCGUGUCUUUGCUAGAAACUCAGCUGGUUCUAUCAGUGCUCCAUCCCAGCCAUCUGAGGCAAUCACAUGCAGAGAUGAUAUUGAAGAGCCCAGACUUGAUGUUGACGCAUCGUAUAGCAGCAAUGUUGUUGUCAUGGCAGGGGAGGUAUUCAAGCUGGAGGCCAAUGUGACUGGCAGGCCAAUCCCAUCUCUGGUAUGGACCAAAGAAGGAAAGGAGCUUGAGGAUACAGGCAAGCUAGAGAUAAAGACAUCUGACUUCCAUACAACUCUAAUAAACAAAGAUUCCCUCAGGAGAGAUGGUGGUGCUUUUACUCUGACUGCUAGCAAUCCAGGUGGAUUUGCCAAGUUCACAUUCAAUGUCAAGGUGCUCGACAGACCUGGACCACCCGACUCCCUGACAGUAACUGAUGUCACGGCUGAGAAGUGUGUCCUGAAUUGGCUGCAUCCAACACACGAUGGUGGUGCCAAAAUCGAGUACUUUAUUAUUCAGAGGCGUGAGACCAGUAGGUUGGCCUGGACAAAUGUGGCCACAGACCUUCAAGCAAAUAGAUUCAAGGUCACCAAACUUCUGAAAGGCAAUGAGUACAUCUUCAGAGUCAUGGCUGUUAACAAGUAUGGCGUUGGUGAACCCCUGGAAUCUGAACCUGUCAUCUGUGCCAACCCCUAUGUCGCCAGUGAUGCACCACAGCAGCCUGAAGUCACCACCAUUACCAAGGACUCCAUGGUUGUCUGCUGGGAGCGCCCUGAACAUGAUGGAGGCAGCAGAAUAAACACCUACAUAAUUGAGAGAAGGGAUAAGACUGGCCUGCGCUGGGUGAAGUGCAACAAGAGGACUGUUACUGACCUGCGAUUCAAGGUCUCUGGCCUCACACCAGGACAUGAGUAUGAAUUCAGAGUUUUUGCUGAGAACAAUGCUGGUCUGAGCCAACCUAGUCCUUCCAGUCCAUUCUACAAAGCAGUAGACACAAUCUUCCAGCCUGGACCUCCAGGGAACCCCAGGGUGCUGGACACAACCAAGUCUUCUAUCACCCUUGCUUGGAACAAGCCUGUGUACGAUGGUGGUUCUGAAAUCACUGGUUACAUUGUGGAAACCUGCCUGCCUGAGGAGGAUGAGUGGACAAUUCACACUCCCAAGAAGGGCUGGACAGCCACUUCCUUCACCAUCACUAACUUGAAGGAAAACCAAGAGUAUAAAAUUAACAUCUGUGCCACUAAUUGUGAAGGAGUAGGAGAGCCUGCUGCUGUUCCUGGUACCCCCAAGGCUGAAGACAGACUGCUUCCUCCAGAAGUUGAGCUUGGAGCAGAGCUGCGUAAGGUGGUGUGCAUCAGAGCCUGCAGCACACUUAGACUCUUCGUCCCCAUCAAGGGCAGACCAGCACCUGAAGUAAAAUGGUCGAGAGAGCAUGGAGAAUCCCUAGACAAAGCAAACAUUGAAAUCACCUCAUCAUUUACCACUCUUCACGUAGAAAAUGUUGACAGGUUUGAUGGAGGUAAAUACAUGGUGACUGUAGAGAAUGCCUCAGGAAGCAAGACAGCUUUUGUUAAUGUCAGGGUACUAGAUACUCCUGGAGCACCUCAGAAUCUGAUCAUCAAGGAGGUCACAAGAGAUUCAGUAUCCCUCGUUUGGGAUGCACCUCUCAUUGAUGGUGGCUCCAGAGUUCGCAACUACAUUGUAGAGAAGCGUGAGUCAACCAGAAAGGCCUACUCAACUGUCUGUGCAAGCUGCCAUAAGUCAAGUUGGAAAAUUGGAGAGCUGGAGGAAGGAAAGAUGUACUUCUUUAGAAUCCUGGCUGAGAAUGAAUAUGGUGUUGGCCUCCCGGUGGAGACUGUUGAACCAAUUAAAGUGUCAGAGAGGCCUCUACCUCCUGGUAAAGUGUCCCUCCGUGAAGUUACAAGCACCAGUGUCACGCUAAGUUGGGAAAAACCUGACCAUGAUGGUGGCAGCAGAAUCACAGGCUAUAUUGUUGAGAUGCAAGGUAAAGGCAGUGAGAAGUGGACCCAGGUCAUGGUGGUAAAGACCAAUGAAGCUGUUGUAACUGGCCUUACACAUGGAGAGGAGUACAUGUUCCGUAUUUCAGCCACCAAUGAAAAGGGAGCUAGUGACCCACGUUCUCUCAAUGUGCCUGUGGUGGCAAAAGACCUUGUUAUCUCACCGACCUUCAAACUGCUUUUUAGCACAUUCAGUGUGCUGGCAGGAGAUGAUCUGAAGAUAGAUGUACCAUAUGCUGCAUGUCCCAAGGCCACAGCAACUUGGCUCAAAGACGGUGUUGUUCUCAAGGAGACAACAAGAGUUAAUGCUGAGGCCACAGACAAAAACCUUCUCCUGGUCAUCAAGGAGGCUUGCAGAGAUGACGUGGGCACAUACACUAUCAAACUAACUAACAAAGUUGGCGAGGCAUCCACAGACAUCAGUGUUGUUGUUCUAGAUAAGCCUGGUCCUCCAACAGGCCCAAUUAAGUUGGAUGAAGUCACUGCUGACAGUGUGGUGCUGUCCUGGAAUCCACCAGAGUAUGAUGGUGGUUGCGCCAUCAACAAUUACAUCGUUGAGAAGAGAGACACAUCUACUACAAACUGGCAGAUUGUGUCAGCUACAGUUGCCAGAACCACCAUUAAGGCAGCCCGUCUGAAGACUGGAUCUGAGUACCAAUUUAGGAUUGCUGCAGAGAAUAGAUACGGCAAGUCCUCAGCUCUGCUCUCUGAAAGCAUUGUUGCUCAGUAUCCAUUUGAAGUGCCCAGUCAGCCACGUUCUGUUACGGUCCAGUCAGCCACCAGGGAAAGCAUGGUGGUUGUAUGGGAGAAACCCAGUAAUGAUGGUGGAAGCAAAAUUCUGGGCUAUCAUGUAGAGCUCAAAGAGAGAAACAGUAUACUGUGGGUGAAACAGAACAAACAACUCAUCCCAGAGACCAGAUUCAAGGCUGUUGGUCUUGAGGAGGGUAUUGAAUAUGAGUACAGAGUCUAUGCUGAGAACAUUGUCGGCCUCAGCAAAGCCAGCAAACUGAGUGAAAUGCAAGUGGCCAGAGAUCCUUGCGACAGACCGGGAAAACCAGAGGCUGUUAUUGUAACAAGAAACCAAGUGACACUCAGAUGGACCAAACCUGAGUAUGAUGGCGGCAUCAAGAUCACAGGUUAUGUGGUUGAGAAGAAGGAAGCAACAGGCCGCUGGAUGAAGGCCAGUUUCACCAACAUCAUUGAGACUGAAUUUGUUGUGACAGGACUUACUGAAGAUCAGGUUUAUGAGUUCCGUGUCAUUGCCAGGAAUUCAGCAGGUGUCUUCAGUCAGCCCUCUGAUUCAACUGGAGCUAUCACUGCCAAGGAUGAGGUGGAUCCACCCAAGAUUGACUUGGAAGCUAAAUACUCCCAGGCUGUGGUGGUAAAUGCAGGGGAAACAUUCAGGCUUGAGGCUGUUGUCGCUGGUAAGCCUGUGCCCACAAUACACUGGCUGAAGGAAGGUCAAGAGAUCACUGAAGCAGCUCGCUUAGAAGUCAAGAACACAGACUUUAUAGCUUGUAUAGUUGUUAAAGAAGCCAUUCGUGUUGAUGGAGGUCAGUACACUUUGCUGGUGAAGAAUGUUGGAGGAGAGAAAUCUGUUAACAUUAAUGUCAAGGUCCUGGACAGACCAGGUCCUCCCGAGGGCCCUAUCUCCAUCUAUGGGGUCACCAGUGAGAAAUGCUCAAUUUCCUGGAAAUCUCCCAUGCAAGACGGAGGUAGUGAUGUUUCCCAUUACAUAGUUGAGAGGAGGGAAACCAGCAGACUGGUUUGGACUGUAGUUGAGCCAAAAGUUCAGACACUGAACUUGAAGAUUACCAAACUUCUUCCUGGUAAUGAGUACAUCUUCAGAGUGAUUCCAGUCAACAAAUACGGAGUUGGUGAGCCUCUGGAAUCUGAGCCGAUGAUUGCCAGAAAUCCAUUUGUCACUGCCAAACCACCAACAGAGGUAGAAGUCAGUACAAUCACCAAGGACUCCAUGGUGGUGACCUGGGAGAGACCAACUAAUGAUGGUGGUAGUCCCAUCCAGGGAUAUAUUGUUGAGAAACGUGACAAGGACGGUGUAAGAUGGACCAGGUGCAACAAGCGCACAGUGAGUGAGCUGCGCUUCAGAGUGACUGGACUCCUAGAAAAUCAUAGCUAUGAAUUCAGAGUUGCUGCUGAGAAUGCUGCAGGUGUUGGCACACCUAGUGCACCAACAGUGUACUACAAAGCAUUGGAUCCUAUCUUCAAACCAGGCCCACCAAACAACCCCAAAGUAGUCGACUCAUCUAGGUCCACUGUUUCCUUGACAUGGGGCAAACCCAUCUAUGAUGGUGGCUGUGAGAUUAAAGCGUACAUUGUGGAGGCCUGCAAUGGGGCAUCUGAUGAGUGGUUUAUGUGCACUCCUCCCACUGGAAUCACAGAUACUAUGUUUACAGUGAAAAAGCUUCUCGAGAAGCAUGAGUACCAGUUCAGAGUAUGUGCCAUCAACAAAAUUGGUGUUGGUGAACAUGCUGAUGUUCCAGGAAAGAUUCUCCUGGAGGAGAAGCUUGAGGCUCCUGAUCUUGACCUGGAUGCUGAUAUGAGAAAGAUGAUCAACAUUAGGUCAGCAAGCACUCUCAGGCUGUUCGUUCCUGUGAGAGGUCGUCCAGCCCCUGAGGUGAAAUGGGGUAAGGCAGACGGUGAGAUUAAGGAGACUGCCCAGAUUGAUAAUACAGGCAGUUAUGCUUCACUUGUCAUUGAGAAUGUUGACAGAUUUGACAGUGGCAAGUACACCCUGACAGCAGAAAAUGCCAGUGGAGUGAAGUCAGUUUUCAUCAGUGUCAGGGUCCUGGACUCACCUAGUCCACCAACUAACUUCAUGGUGAAAGAGAUUACCAAAACUUCUGUCACUCUCACAUGGGAGCCUCCACUUCUGGAUGGUGGCUCAAAGAUUAAGCAUUAUAUUGUUGAGAAGCGUGAGAGCACCAGGAAAGUUUACUCUCCCAUCACCACCUGCAAUAGGAUGUCAUGGAAAGUUGAGCCUCUUCCGGAGGGUGGAAUCUUCUUCUUCAGAGUCCUGGCUGAGAAUGAAUAUGGUGUGGGUCUCCCCGCCAAAACGUUGGAACCCAUUAAGAUCUCUGAGAAGCCUCAGCCACCUGGUAAAGUCAGUGUUGUUGAUGUUACUCAUAGCACUGUAACCCUCACCUGGGAGAAGCCGGAACAUGAUGGCGGCAGUAGGAUCAGUCAUUAUGAAAUCGAAUUGUCACCUAAGGACAGUGAGGCCUGGUCUGUGUGUGCUAGUGUGAAGGCACUGGAGACUGUAGUGACAAACCUACUCAAGGGAGAGGAGUAUCAGUUCAGAGUUGUAGCUGUAAAUGACAAGGGCAAGAGUGACCCCAGACAACUGGUUCAUUCAGUUGUAGCAAAGGAUCUUGUGAUUGAGCCUGCUGUUAGACCCAAAGUGAGCACCUACAGUGUCCAGGUGGGCCAUGACCUCAAGAUAGAGGUCCCAAUUGCUGGUCAUCCAAAGCCAACCAUCACCUGGACCAAGGACGGUGCUGCUCUUAAGCAGACCACCAGAGUUAAUGUCACUGACACAAAACAUCAAACCACCCUCACCAUAAAGGAUGCCACAAGAGAGGACGGAGGCAUGUAUAGCAUCAAUAUCUCUAAUGCCCUGGGAUCCAAGGAUGCCACUAUUGAGGUGAUCACCCUGGACAAACCAGGCCCCCCAACAGGCCCUGUCAAGUUGGAUGACAUAAGUGCUGAAAGUAUCACUCUUAGCUGGGAACCUCCUACAUACACAGGUGGCUGCCAAAUCUCCAACUAUGUGGUAGAGAAGAGAGAUACAACCACAACCAACUGGGUGGUCGUAUCUGCUACUGUGGCCAGAACCACACUGAAAGUGGCUAAUCUGAAGACAGGUGCUGAAUACCAGUUCAGAAUCUAUGCUGAGAAUAGAUAUGGAAAGAGUUACGCAAUUGAUUCAGAGGCUGUUUUGGCACAGUAUCCAUUCCAGGAGCCUGGGCCACCAGGAACACCAUUUGUGGCUUCAUACACCAAAGACUAUAUGGUGGUUGAGUGGCACAAACCCCCAUCUGAUGGAGGCAGUGCCAUCUUGGGCUACCAUCUGGAGAGGAAAGAGAAGAACAGUAUCCUCUGGACAAAGAUCAACAAAAUGCUCAUUCAAGACUGCAGGUUUAAAUCUACUCCUCUUGAGGAAGGCAUUGAGUAUGAGUAUAGAGUCUAUGCUGAGAAUAUUGUUGGCAUUGGAAAAUGCAGCAAAGUUUCUGAGGUUUAUGUAGCCCGUGACCCAUGUGAUCCCCCUGGCCGCCCUGAGGCUCUGAUUGUGACCAGGCACUCGGUGAAGCUGAGGUGGACCUCUCCAGAGUAUGAUGGUGGAAGCUUAGUUACUGGCUAUUUAGUGGAGAAACGUGACCUUCCUGAAGGAAAGUGGAUGAAGGCUAGCUUUACAAACAUCAUUGAGCAUGAAUUCACAGUUACUGGCCUGACAGAAGACAGUAAAUAUGACUUCAGAGUAAUAGCCAGGAAUGCAGCUGGUGCUGUCAGCAAGCCAUCUGAGUGCACAGGAUCCAUCACAGCCAAGGAUGAAGUUGAACCACCAAAGUGUGAGACAGAUCCUAUGUACAACCAGACCAUUGUUAUCAAUGCUGGAGAGACUUUCAGUCUGGAGGCCAGUGUGGAAGGAAAGCCCAUCCCCACAGCUCAGUGGUUCAAGGGAGCUGUUGAAGUUGAAAACUCAGCAAGGGCUGAAAUCAAAAAUACAGAUUUUAAGGCAUUGUUAGUUGUGAAGGAUGCCAUCAGAGUGGAUGGUGGACAGUACACUCUGGUUCUGACUAAUGUGGCUGGAACAAAGACUGUCCCAUUCAGUGUGAAGGUUCUGGACAGACCAGGACCCUCAGAAGGACCUCUUACUGUCAGCAAUGUCACUGAGGAGAAAUGCUCACUAUCAUGGCUGCCACCCAGGCAUGAUGGAGGAGCUAGCAUUUCUCACUACAUCAUUCAGAAGCGAGAAACCAGCCGCCUGGCAUGGACUGUGGUCUCCAGUGACUGUGGAGCUACCAUGUUCAAGGUUACCAAACUGUUGAAAGGCAAUGAGUACAUCUUUAGAGUCAUGGCUGUUAACAAGUAUGGUGUGGGUGAGCCUCUCGAGUCAGCACCAGUUAUCAUGAGAAAUCCAUUUGUUCCUCCUGGUGCCCCUCAGGAGCUUGAGAUUACUAACAUUACUAGAGACUCCAUGACUGUCUGCUGGAACCGCCCUGAGACCACAGGAGGCAGCGAGAUUGUUGGUUACAUUGUUGAGAAGAGAGACAGAGCUGGAGUGAGGUGGACCAAGUGUAACAAACGCAGGGUGACAGACUUGCGUUUUAGAGUAACAGGACUAACUGAAGACCAUGAAUAUGAAUUCAAGGUAUCUGCUGAGAAUGCAGCUGGAGUGGGUCAGUCAAGCCCAGCUUCACCCUAUCUCAAAGCCUGUGAUCCCACCUUUGAACCAGGCUGUCCCACCAAUGCCCAUGUGGUCGACACAACUAAAGACUCGAUCAGUCUGGCCUGGCAUAGGCCCAUCUAUGAUGGUGGUUGUGAGAUUCAAGGAUAUGCUGUUGAAAUUACCAAGGCUGAUGAGGAGGAAUGGACCAUAUGCACCCCACCCUCUGGAGUUAGUGCUACCAAGUUUACCAUCACCAAGUUGGUGGAGCACCAAGAAUACAAAGUCCGCGUCUGUGCAAUCAAUAAGCUGGGUGUUGGUGAGCCCAUUGAGAUCCAGGGAGUCGUGAAACCUCUGGAUAAAAUUAAUCCUCCAGAGAUGACCCUGGAUUCAGAACUCAGGAAGGGAAUAGUUGUCCGUGCAGGUGGCUCAAUGAGAAUCUGCAUUCCAUUCAAGGGCCGUCCUACUCCUGAGAUCAGCUGGGCCAAGGAGGAUGGAGAACUGCCCAGUAAAGUCCAGAUAGAGACAGGCGAAGAUUACACACAGCUCUCCAUUGACAUCUGUGACAGAUAUGAUGCUGGAAAAUACAUCCUCAACCUGGAGAAUAGCGCUGGCACCAAGUCAGCCUUUGUCUCUGUCAAGGUUCUGGACACUCCAGGGUCCCCUCUAAAUUUGACAGUCAAAGACAUCAAGAGAGAAAGUGUUACUGUGACCUGGGAGCCUCCUCUUAUUGAUGGUGGUGCAAGAAUCAAGAAUUACCUGGUUGAAAAGCGGGAGUCCACCAGGAAGGUUUAUUCUAAUGUGGAUAACAAGUGCACAAAGACAAGCUACCGUAUCACUGGCCUCACUGAAGGAACUAUCUACUAUUUUAGAGUCUUAGCUGAGAACGAGUUUGGAGUGGGACAGCCAGCUGAGACAGAGAAAGCAGUAAAGACAUCCGAGCCUCCUCUGCCUGUGGGUAAGGUUACUUUGACUGCAGUGACCAAAACCACUGCUUCACUCUCCUGGGAGAAGCCAGACCAUGAUGGAGGCAGCAGGAUCAUGGGCUACUACAUUGAGAUGCAGCCUGUGGGCUCAGAGGAGUGGGUGGUGGCCGCUACAACCAAAACUUGUGAGGGCACUGUUACAGGCCUUAGUGCAGGACAUGAGUACUUGUUUAGAGUGUUAGCUUUCAAUGAGAAGGGCAAGAGUGACCCCAGGGCUCUGGCUGCACCAGUCACUGCUAAAGAUGUAACUAUCGAGCCCGGAUUCAAGAUGGCAUUCAACACUUACAGUUUACAGCAUGGUGAUGAUCUGAAGAUUGAGAUUCCAGUGAUUGGACGCCCUGUUCCCAAGGUUGAAUGGAAAAAGGAUGGACAUGCUCUAAAAGAGACAACCAGACUAAAUGUAUCUAGCACUCAAUCAUCAACUAAGCUGUACAUAAAGGAUGCAAAUAAGGAAGACUCUGGUAAAUACAUUCUCACAGCCACCAGCAGUGUUGGAACAGCUACAGAGGAGCUUACUGUUAUUAUUCUUGAUAAACCUGGCCCACCCACAGGCCCUGUGAAGAUUGAAGAGGUGAGCUCUAAUUAUGUCACUCUCUCCUGGGAGCCACCAGAGUACACUGGAGGCUGUCAGAUCAACAACUACAUUGUGGAGAAGAGAGACACCACCACGACAGCAUGGCAGAUUGUGUCUGCUACUAUUGCCAGGACAACCAUCAAAGUCACCAACUUGAAGACUGGAGUUGAGUAUCAGUUCAGAGUGUCUGCUGAGAAUAGAUAUGGAAAGAGUUCUGCCAUUGUUUCUGCCGCUGUUGUUGCUCAGUAUCCAUUCAGUGAGCCUGCUGCUCCAGGAACACCAAUUAUUUCUGCAGCAACCAAGGAUAACAUGGUUGUUGAGUGGAAACCACCGACCAACAAUGGAGGCAGCCCCAUCCUAGGCUAUCACCUCGAGAGAAAGGAGAAGAACAGCCUGUUGUGGACUAUGCUCAACAAGCUUUUAAUCCCAGACACACGUUUCAAGACUACAGAGCUGGAAGAAGGUAUUGAGUAUGAAUUCAGAGUUUAUGCUGAGAACAUUGCUGGAAUCAGCCCGGCUAGCAAGAUCUCUGAGGCCACAGUUGCUAGGGACCCCUGUGACCCACCAGGCACUCCUGAGGCUAUUGAAAUCACCAGAAACCAUGUGACACUCCAGUGGACCAGGCCUCAGUAUGAUGGAGGCAGUGCAAUUACUGGCUAUGUGGUUGAGAGAAGGAAGCACCCAGAUACCCGCUGGAUGAAGGCCAGCUUCACCAACAUCAUUGAUACCCAGUUCACAUACAGUGGCAUGACUGAGGACUGUGUUUACGAGUUCAGAGUCAUUGCCAGAAAUGCUGCUGGCAUUUCUAGCCGUCCCUCUCAGACCACAGGAGAAAUUACUGCUAAAGAUGAGAUUGAGGCUCCAGAAGCCACCAUGGAUUCUAAAUUCAAGGAUCUGACAGUUGUUCAUGCUGGUGAAACAUUCGUCAUUGAUGCUGAUUACACUGGCAAGCCAAUGCCUGAGGUUGUUUGGUUAAAGGAUGGAAAGGAGAUUGACCAAACCACACCAAGAAUGGAGGUUAAGACCACACUCACACGUACCAUCCUGACAGUGAAGGAUUGCAUUAGAAUUGAUGGAGGCCACUUUGUUCUCAAGCUUGUCAAUGUGGGAGGAGUUAAGAUGAUCCCAAUCAAUGUUAAAGUUCUGGAUAGACCUGGUCCUCCAGAUGGCCCACUAGAAGUCAAAGGUGUAACAGCUGAGAAAUGCUAUCUUCACUGGAACCAUCCUUCACAUGAUGGUGGAGCCAGCAUCUCUCACUACAUUAUUGAGAAGAGAGAGACUAGUCGUUUGUCAUGGACCGUGGUUGAGCCCAAGAUCCAGGCCAUCAGCUACAAAAUCACAAAACUGCUGCCUGGCAAUGAAUACAUCUUCAGAGUCACUGCAGUGAAUAAAUUCGGUGUUGGUGAGCCUUUGGAAUCUGAGCCUGUUAUUGCUCGUAACCCCUUCACCACUCCCAGUGCUCCCUCCACCCCAGAGGCCAGUGCUAUCACUAGGGAUUCCAUUGUACUUACCUGGGAGAGGCCAGGUGAUAAUGGAGGAGCUGAGAUUGAUGGAUAUGUCCUUGAAAAACGUGAUAAAGAUGGCAUCAGAUGGACUAAGUGCAACAAGAAGAGGCUGAAUGACCUGAGAUUCAGAUGCACUGGUCUCACAGAGGGCCACUCCUAUGAAUUCAGAGUCUCAGCUGAAAAUGCUGCUGGUGUGGGAAAACCUAGCGCACCAACUGAAUACAUCAAGGCCUGUGAUGCCACUUAUCCACCAGGACCUCCAAAUAAUCCCAAAGUCCUCGACCAUUCAAGCACCAGUGUCUCCCUGUCCUGGUCCAGGCCUAUCUAUGAUGGCGGAGCACAGAUCAGCGGAUACAUUGUUGAAAUGAAGGAGGCAGCAGAUGAUGAAUGGAUUACUUGCACACCAUACACUGGUGUUCAGGCUACUCAUUACACAGUGAAGAAACUUAAAGAGAAUGCAGAGUACAACUUCCGCAUCUGUGCUGUUAACUGUGAGGGAGUAGGAGAGCAUGUGGACCUACCUGGGUCUGUGAUUGCUGCAGAGAAGCUGGAAGCUCCUGAAAUUGAACUAGACGCUGACCUAAGGAAGAUGGUCAAUAUUCGCGCCACUGCAACCCUCCGUCUGUUUGUGACAAUCAGGGGAAAGCCCGAGCCUGAGGUCAGGUGGUCAAAGGCUGAUGGCACUUUGAAUGAGCGUGCCCAGAUUGAUGUCACAAGCUCUUACACAAUGCUAGUGAUUGAAAAUGUUGACAGAUUCGACACUGGCAAAUAUAUACUGACCCUUGAGAACCUCAGUGGCUCUAAAUCAGCCUUCAUCAAUGUCAGAGUUCUUGACUCACCCAGUGCUCCUAUCAACCUGGAGGUGAAGGAUGUGAAGAGGAAUUCUGUCUCUCUCUCUUGGGAGCCUCCUCUAAUCGAUGGUGGGGCUAAGAUAUCACACUAUAUUGUGGAAAAGAGGGAGCAGAAAAGAAUGGCUUUCACCAGUGUUUGCACAAACUGUGUGAGGAACUCCUACAUUAUUUCUGACCUGCAGGAGGGAGAACGAUACUAUUUCCGUGUAUUGGCUGUGAAUGAGCUUGGAGUAGGUCUGCCUGCUUCCACAGAUCAAGUCAAGGUGUCUGAAGCUCCUCUGCCUCCUGGUAAGAUUGUCCUGGUUGAUGUGACUCGUCAUACUGUCACUCUUUCUUGGGAGAAACCUGAUCAUGAUGGAGGCAGCAAGAUCACAAACUAUAUUGUGGAGAUGCAGCCCAAGGGAGAUGACAAAUGGACUGUGUGCAGUGAAGUCAAAGCACUGGAAGCUACUAUUGAAGGACUUGUAACUGGAGAGGAAUACUCCUUCAGGGUGUUUGCUGUGAAUGAUAAGGGCAAGAGUGAUGCCAAACCUCUGGCUGCCCCUGUGGUGGUCAAGGACAUCACAGUAGAGCCCAUUAUCAACCUCCUGUUCAACACAUACAGUGUAAAGGCAGGAGAUGACUUGAAGAUUGAUGUUCCCUUCAAGGGAAGACCUCAACCAGAGGUGUCCUGGAAGAAGGAUGGCCAGGCGCUUAAGCAGACAACCAGGGUCAAUGUUCUUAACUCCAAGACCUCAUCCAAGAUUACCAUCAAGGAUGCAACCAAGGAGGAUGUAGGAAAGUAUGAGAUCACUUUGACUAACUCAGUUGGCACCAAGACAGCUGAAAUCUCUGUUAUAAUCCUGGACAAACCUGGCUCACCUAGCAACAUUAAGGUGGAUGAGGUGAGUGCUGACUUCAUCUGCCUGUCUUGGGAUCCUCCAACCUAUGACGGUGGAUGCCAGAUUAACAACUACGUGGUGGAGAAGAGAGACACUACCACAACCACAUGGCAGAUAGUCUCAGCCACAGUAGCCAGGACAUCUAUUAAGGUGACUCGCCUCAAUCAGGGAACUGAGUACCAGUUCCGUAUUGCAGCUGAGAAUCGUUACGGCAAGAGUCAUGCUAUUGACUCGGGUCCUGUUGUUGCUCAGUAUCCAUUCGAGCCUCCUGGCCCUCCAACCAACCUCCAUGUUGCCCAUGCCACUAAGACUGGCAUGCUUGUAGUAUGGGGCAGACCUGCCAGUGAUGGGGGAAGCCCUGUUAUUGGUUAUCACAUUGAAUGCAAAGACCAAAGUAGCUUACUGUGGACUAAGGUCAACAGAGGACUGUUGGCUGAAAACCAGUUUAAGAUGACAGGCAUUGAAGAAAGUCUGCUGUAUCAGUUCAGAGUCUAUGCUGAGAAUAUUGCUGGCAUUGGUCCAUGCUCUAAACCCAGUGAGCCUGUGGCAGCCAGAGAUCCAUGUGAAUCUCCACAUAACCUUAGAGUCACCAACAUUACCAGGACCUCAGUUUCUCUAUUCUGGGAGAAGCCAGAGUAUGAUGGUGGAGUAAAGAUUACUGGUUACAUUGUUGAGCGUAAAGAACUUCCCAAUGGCCGCUGGCUGAAAUGCAACUUCACCAACCUUCAGGAUACCUACUUUGAUGUUACAGGCCUCACUGAAGAUGUCCAGUAUGACUUCCGUGUCAUCGCUAAGAAUUCCGCAGAGAUGUUGAGUGCUCCUUCUGAGAGCACUGGUCCUGUCACAGUUAAGGAUGAUGUAGACCCUCCCACUAUUAUCCUGGAAGACAAGCUCAGACAGCUGGUUGUCAUUAAAGCUGGGGAGAUCAUCAAAAUUGAUGCUGAAAUUACAGGACGUCCACUUCCAGUUGUCUCAUGGUCUAAGGAUGGAAAGGAGAUUGUGGCCAAGGCCAGGUGUGAAAUCACCUCCACCAACUUCGCAACCACCCUGAUUGUCAGAGAUGCUAUCAGGAGGGAUUCUGGCCAAUAUGUUCUGACCCUGCACAAUGUGGCAGGAACCAGGUCUGUGGCUAUCAACUGUAAGGUUCUGGACAGACCUGGACCGUCCUCGGGACCUUUGGCGGUGUCUGGACUCACAGCAGAGAAAUGCACCAUAACAUGGGGACCCCCUCAGGAGAAUGGCGGUGCUGAAAUUAUGCACUACAUUGUGGAAAAACGCGAGACAAGUCGCCUUGCCUGGACUCUUGUCUAUGGAGACAUGAAAGCAACCACCUGUAAAGUGACGAAGCUGCUCAAAGGAAAUGAAUACAUCUUCAGAGUCAGGGGAGUCAACAAAUAUGGGGAUGGCGAGGCCCUGGAGAGUGAGCCAGUGAAGGCCAUGGAUCCAUUUACUGUGCCUGCAGCUCCCACUAAUGUCCAGGUCACCUCAGUUACUAGUGAGGCAAUGACCAUCUGUUGGGAGAGACCCGUUUCUGAUGGUGGAAGCAGUAUCGCUGGCUAUGUCAUUGAAAAACGAGAGAAGACCGGUCUUCGCUGGUGCCGUGUUAACAAGAAGCCUGUUUAUGACCUUAGAGUCAAAGCCUCAAACCUUCGUGAUGGUUGUGAGUAUGAGUACAGAGUGUUUGCAGAGAAUGCUGCUGGCCUCAGUGCUCCUAGCAACCCUUGCCCACUCACCAAGGCUGAAGACCCACAGUUCCUGCCUUCACCUCCUGCUAAGCCCAAAAUCAUUGACUCUACAAAGACCACAGUCACCCUGUCAUGGAACAAGCCACUAUUUGAUGGUGGAGCACCUGUGACUGGUUACAGAGUAGAAUAUAGGAAGUCUUUCGAUGAUGAAUGGUUUAUUGGAGUCCAGAACACCAAAAACACAGAGUUUACAGUGGUGGGAUUGACUCCUGGGGCUGAAUAUGUGUUUGUUGUCAAGUCCAUUAACAAGAUUGGUGUCAGCGAGCCCAGUUCUGAGUCUGACAGACAGGUUGCCAAAGAGAGAGAGGAGGAGCCAGUCUUUGACAUCAGCAAUGAGAUGAGGAAGACUCUUAUUGUGAAAGAUGGAAGCUCAUUUACUAUGACAGUGCCCUUCAGAGGUAAACCCAUCCCCAGUGUCACAUGGACUAAACCUGAUGUUGACCUUAGAGUCCGUGCUGUCAUUGACACCACAGACACCUUCACCUCCAUCACCUUAGAGAAGGCAACUCGCAACGACUCUGGCAAAUACACCGUCACCUUGUCCAGUGUAGCUGGAACCUCCUCCUUGACACUCAGUGUCAGAGUCCUGGACUCCCCUGGACCACCUACCCAUGUAGAAGUCAAGGAUGUGACCAAAACCUCUGCUACUGUAACCUGGGACACUCCUGAGAAUGAGGGAGGAGGACCAGUCAAGAAUUACCUUGUUGAUAUCCGUGAGGCCAGCAAGAAAGGCUGGACUAGGUUGACUGACACAUGCCACAGACUGACAUACAAAUUGACAGAUCUCCAGGAGGGAGAAGUUUACUACUUCAGAGUGACAGGCGAGAAUGAGUAUGGUGUUGGUGUUCCUGCUGAGACCAAAGAGGGAACCAAGAUCACAGAAAAACCAACCCCCCCACCAAAGCUUGGUGUGACUGAUGUGUCCAAGGAGAGUGUGUCCUUGGCCUGGGCCAAACCAGAACAAGAUGGAGGAAGCAGAAUUACUGGAUACUUAGUGGAAGCUCUGGAGAAAGGCCAGGAGAAGUGGGUUAAGUGUGGUGUAACCAAGUCCAUCCACCUCACAGUGUCUGGUCUGAGGGAGAACGCUGAGUACUUCUUCAGGGUCAGAGCUGAGAACCACGCUGGAUUCAGUGACGUUAAAGAAAUGGUCAACCCCGUAUUAGUCAAAGACCAGCUUGAAUCUCCUGAGAUCAACAUGAAGGACUUCCCUCACAAUACAGUGUAUGUCAGAGCCGGCUCCACCCUCAAGUGUGAGAUCCCACUGACAGGCCGACCUCUGCCUAAAGUCACUCUGUCCAAGGAUAAUGUGCUGCUCAAGUCAACAAUGAGGUUCAACUCUGAGGUCACCCCUGACAGCAUCAAGAUCACUUUGCGCGAGAGCAUUGCUGGAGACUCAGGACGCUAUGACAUCACUGCCUCUAACUCAAGUGGAACCACUAAGUCCUUUGUAAACAUCGUGGUUCUGGACCGUCCUAGUGCCCCAGUUGGACCUGUGGAGCUGUUUGACAUCACAGAGGACAGCGUUAGCCUGAAGUGGCUCCCGCCAGCAUAUGAGGGUGGCAGCCCCAUCACCAACUACAUUAUCCAGAAGAGAGAGACCACCACAGCCAACUGGAUGGAUGUCUCUUCUGCUGUGGCCCGCUGCACCAUGAAGAUCAUGAAGCUGACCACUGGCCUGGAGUACCAGUUCAGAAUCAGGGCUGAGAACAGAUAUGGAGUCAGCGAGCAUAUUGACUCACCGACCGUCGCUGUCAGCCUUCCUUACACUAUUCCUGAGGCUCCAUCGACUCCAGAGAUCACUGCUGUAACCAGGGAGACAGUCACUGUAGCCUGGAAGGAGCCCAAGUCAGAUGGUGGUAGCCACGUGUUUGGCUAUCACCUCCAGAUGAAGGACAGGAACAGCAUCCUUUGGCAGAGAGUCAACAAGAUGGUGAUCCGUGCUACACACUUCAAGGUCACCAACAUCAAUGCCGGACUUAUUUAUGAGUUCAAGGUGGCAGCAGAGAAUGCUGCUGGAAUAAGUGCCUUCAGCAAGGUUUCAGAUGCAGUGCUGGCUAUUGAUGCCUGUGAGCCACCGAUCAACUUGCGCAUCAGUGACAUCACCAAGAACUCCAUCAGCCUGGCCUGGCAGAAACCCAACUACGACGGUGGAUCCCCGAUCACUGGCUACAUCAUUGAGAAGAGAGAAGGUGUUAGUGCCAGGUGGUCCAAGGCUAACCUCACCAAUGUCACAGACACCCGUUUCACUGUGACUGGCCUCACCCAGGACGAGACAUAUGAGUUCAGAGUCAAGGCCAAGAAUGCUGUCGGUUCAGUGAGCAACCCGUCCAUGACUGCUGGACCAGCCACAUGCGUCGACACCUACGGUGCCCCAGAGAUUGAAAUACCUCAGGAGUACCUUAGUGAGGUCAAACACAAGGCUGGCUCUAAUGUGGAGCUCAAGUUUAAUAUCAUAGCCAAACCUGCUCCCACUAUUGAGUGGUUUAAGGAUGGCAGAGAGCUUGAACCCACCUCCCAGCUCUCUUUCAAACACACAUUUGAGUACACCAGUUUGUUCCUGAAGGAAACCACUCGUCUGAAUUCUGGUACCUAUGAGGUCAAGGUGAAGAACUCUCUGGGAUCUGCAUGUGGUGUCGUCAGGCUGCUCAUUCAAGACAAACCAGGCCCUCCUGCUGGAGAGAUCCAGUUUAAGAAGGUUACUGCUGACAACAUAACCAUCAUGUGGUCCCCACCUGCCGAUGAGGGUGGUGCCAUGGUAACUCAUUACAUUGUGGAGAAGAGAGAGACCAGCAGGGUCAUGUGGUCUAUUGUCUCAGAGAAACUGGUCGACUGCAUCGUUAAUGUGCCCAGACUCAUCCAGGGCAAUGAGUACAUCUUCAGAGUCCGUGGAAUAAACAAGUACGGCAUUGGAGACCCACUGGAGUCCGAGCCUGUAAUUGCAAAGAAUGCAUUUGUUCCUCCUAGCGAGCCAUCCAAGCCUAAAGUGACAAUGAUCACCAAGUCCACCAUGACAGUCAUCUGGGAAAGACCAGCAUUAGAUGGAGGCAGCGACAUCGACGGCUACUACCUGGAGAAGAGGGAGAAGAGGAGUCUUCAGUGGUUCAAGGUGGUGAAGGGCACCAUCAGAGACACCAGGCAGAAAGUCUCCAACCUGGCGGAGAACAAUGAGUACCAGUACAGAGUUUGUGCUGUCAACAAAGCUGGAGCAGGAAACUACUCAGAGGCUUCUGACCUCUACAAAGCCUAUGACCCCAUUGAUCUGCCUGGUGAGCCAUCCAAGCUACGUGUGGUUGACUCCACAAAGACUUCCAUCACCCUCGGCUGGGAGAAGCCUGUCUACGAUGGCGGCAGUGAAGUCACACACUACACUUUGGACCAGAUGAACACAGAGGAGAGAGAAUGGGUGACCAUCAACCCACAGGUCAAGACCUGCGAGUAUGUGGUGUCACACCUCAAACCUGGACAAUACUACUUCUUCAGAGUCUGUGCUGUCAACUGCAAGGGCAAAGGAGAGGACAUCAAAAUGUACCAGCCUGUGCAAGCCAAAGAUAUCUUGGAGGAGGCUGAUUUGGACUUGGAUGUUCCCAUGACAACCCAGUACACAGCCAAGGCUGGCCGUGACGUGGAGGUGUUUAUCCCCUUGAAGGGACGCCCCGCCCCAAACGUCACCUGGCGCCGAGGUGACCGCAACAUGGCUGGUGACAACCGCUACACCAUCACCAGCACUGAGCGAGCCACUACACUCCUCAUACCCAAGAUCACCCGCGAUGACUGCGGCAAGUAUCUGCUGGAAAUUGAGAAUGGCGUGGGAGAACCCAAGAUCAUUACUGUUUCCAUGAAGGUUCUGGACAGUCCAUCCACCUGUCAGAAAAUGAUGAUCAAGAACGUCACGAGAGGAAAGCUGACCCUCAGCUGGGAGGCUCCUCUCAUUGAUGGUGGUUCCCCUGUCACUAAUUACAUUGUCGAGAAGAAGGCCUCCACCAUGAAGGCUUACCAGGUGAUCACCGCUGAGUGCGCCAACACAACUUACAAGGUGUCGGGUCUGGAGGAGGAUGUAGCUUACUUCUUCCGUGUGUCUGCUGAAAAUGAGUUUGGUGUGGGUGACACCUGUGAGACCACUGAGCCGGUCAGAGCCACUGAAACUCCAGGAGCUGUUAAACAGCUGAUGAUGGUGGACUCCACAAAGACCUCUGUUACCUUGCAGUGGACCAGACCUGACCACGACGGUGGCAGCCACAUCACUGAAUACAUCAUUGAGAAGAGAACCAAGGAAGACCCCACCUGGACUUUGGGUGCUACAUGUAAGCGCUGCAGCUGCGAGGUCACGGGACUCAAGGAGAAUGCUGUCAUGGACUUCAGAGUGUUUGCCAAGAAUGAGAAGGGCAACAGCGACUUCUCCCAGAUUGGUCCAAUCACAGUGAUGGACUUCAUCAUUCCACCAGAGGCCAUCCUCAGUGACUACCCCAACGGAGAGCUUGCUGUUCGUAUUGGUCAGAACAUCCACAUUGAACUGCCCUUCAAGGGUAAACCAAGACCUGCAAUCAGCUGGCUGAAGGAUAACUUGCCGCUGAAGGAAAGCGAGAAGAUUCGCUUCAGGACCACUGACAACAAGACUGCAGUCACAGUAAGAGGAGCCAAGAAGGAGCAUGCUGGCCAAUACACCUUGGUCCUGGACAACAGAGUCAUCAAGAACUAUUUUGACAUCAAUGUGAUCACUCUGGGACCCCCCUCAGCACCUGUUGGCCCUAUCCGCUUUGAUGAAAUUAAAGCUCAGAGUAUCAUCAUCUCCUGGGAUGAACCAAAGGAGGAUGGCGGUGGCGAGAUCACGUGCUACAGCGUGGAGAAACGUGAGACCUCCCAGGCCAAUUGGAAGAUGGUCUGCUCCAGCGUUGUCAGGACCACCUUCAAGAUCCCCAACCUUGUUAAGGGAACUGAGUACCAGUUCAGGGUCCGUGCAGAGAACAAGUAUGGAGUCAGUGAAUCGCUCAACUCCUCAGACAUUGUUGCCCAACACCAGUACAAACCUCCAGGCCCCCCAGGAAAGCCAGUGGCCUUCAAUGUCACCAGUGAUGGUAUGACCAUCAGUUGGGAGGCCCCAGGUUUUGAUGGAGGAUCCCCUAUUUUGGGCUAUCAUGUUGAGAAGAAGGACAGGAAUAGCCUCUUGUGGCAGAAGGUCAACUCCACAAUCAUCUCCAACAAAGAGUACAGAAUCAUUGGUCUUGUGGAGGGACUGGAGUACUCCUUCAGAGUCUAUGCUGAGAACAAUGCUGGACUUAGCCCUGUUAGCGAACAGAGCAAACAUGCACUGGCUAUCUCCCCUGUUGAUCCACCUGGCAACCCCGUCUGUAUCGAUGUAACCAGAGACUCAGUCACCCUUCAGUGGGACAUCCCCAAGAGGGAUGGUGGCAGCAAAAUUGUAGCCUACAGUGUGGAGAGGCGCCAAGGUAGAGGCAAAUGGUUGCGGUGCAACUUCACUGAUAUCAGUGAAACCCAGUUCACUGUGACUGGUCUGUCUGCUGGAGACAGAUUCGAGUUCAGAGUGAUUGCCAGGAAUGCUGUGGGCACAGUCAGUCCACCAUCUAACUCCUCUGGAUACAUCAUGACCAAGGAUGAGAGCAUUGCUCCUGAGAUUGAAUGGUCUCCAGACCAGGUGGUCACCCUUAGGGCCGGAGAGAACGUUAAGCUCUGCUGCAGCAUCACUGGACGUCCCGUCCCCCAGGUUGUCUGGUAUAAGGAUGGCAAAGAGAUCGACAAGAGGACCAUGAUCGACAUUGAGAUUACCACUGGCAUUGGCACCAGCAGUCUGUUUAUUCGUGAUGCUGACAGGAACCACCGUGGAAUCUACACUGUAGAGGCCAAGAACAGCUCCGGUACCAGGAAAGCUGACGUCAACGUCAGAGUACAAGAUACCCCUGGACCUGUCGAGGGGCCUAUUCGUUUCACCGGCAUCACAGCUGAGAAAUGCACCGUGUGGUGGAACCCGCCGGAGAACGACGGUUGUGCUGCCAUCACCCACUAUGUGGUGGAGAAGAGGGAGACCUCCAGGAUCUCCUGGGCCAUGGUCACCUCCAAGUGUGAAGCCUGCUCUUACAAUGCCACCAACCUCAUCAAGGGCAACGAGUACCAGUUCAGAAUCUCUGCUGUCAACAAGUUUGGUGUUGGCAAACCACUGGACUCUGAUCCUAUCAUUGCACAGAUGCAAUACACUGUGCCCGAUGCCCCUGGUACUCCAGAUGCCACCCAUGUGACUGGAGACAGCAUCACCCUGUGCUGGACCAGGCCAAGGUCGGACGGAGGCAAUGAGAUCAAACACUACAUCCUGGAGAGGAGAGAGAAGAAGAGCCUGCGCUGGCUGAAGGUUUCCUCCAAGAGGUCCAUCACAGAGCUAAGGCACCGGGUCACCCACCUCAACGAGGGCAACGAGUACGAGUUCCGCGUCAUGGCUGAAAAUGGCGCCGGUGUCGGCCCAGCCAGUAGCACCUCCAGGCUCUUCAAAUGCAGAGAACCAACCAGUGCUCCUAGUGCUCCCACAGUGAUCAAGGUUAUUGACUCCACUAAGUCCUCUGUCACCCUGGAAUGGACCAAGCCAGUCUUUGAUGGUGGCAUGGAAAUCAUUGGCUACAAUAUCGACAUGUGUAAGGCCAGUCUGGAGGAGUGGCACAGAGUCAACAGCCAGAUUUGCAUCCACACCAGGUACACUACUAAGGGCCUGGUGCCUGGAGAGCUCUACAAGUUCAGGGUCAGCGCUGUAAAUGGAUCAGGAGAAGGUGAAGCCUCAGAGAUGCCCAACCCUGUUCAGGCUCUGGACAGACUUACGUCUCCUGAGAUCGACAUUGACGCCAACUUCAAGCAAACUCACAUCGUAAAGAAUGGUGGCAUGGUCACGCUUCACGUGGACUUCCGCGGCAAACCAGCUCCACUUGCUACCUGGUCUAAGGCAGACGGUGAGCUGCCUGUCAUGGCUGAUGUCAACACCACAGAUUCCUUCUCUACUCUCACCAUUGAAGGCUGCACAAGGUAUGAGGCAGGCAAAUACACCCUGUCUCUGGAGAACAACAGUGGGCGCAAGUCCAUUACAUUUACUGUCAAAGUGCUGGAUACUCCUGGACCUCCAGGUGCUAUCACCUUUAAAGACGUUACCCGGGGAGCCUUGACAAUGAUGUGGGAUGCCCCAACCAAUGACGGUGGAUCCAGAAUCCAUCAUUACAUCGUGGAUAAGCGUGAGGCCAGCCGCCUGGCCUGGCAGGAGGUCAGCAUCAAGUGCUCUCGCCAGAUGAUCAGGGUAACUGGUCUGGAGAUUGGCCUGCCAUAUCUCUUCAGGGUGAUUGCCGUUAACCAGUAUGGCCAGGGAGAACCCCAUGAGCUGACAGAGCCCAUCAUUGCCACAGAAGAACCUCCUCCACCAAAGAGACUGGAUGUUGUCGACACCACCAACUCCACAGCCUCGCUGGUUUGGCUGAAGCCAGAGCAUGAUGGAGGCAGCCGCAUCAGAGGCUACAUUGUUGAAUUCAGAGCUAAAGGCACUGACCGCUGGGUUGUUUAUGGAGAGACCAAGUCCCAGAAGAUGCUUGUGGAGGGUUUGAUCGAGAACACAGAAUAUGACUUCAGAGUCAAGGCCAAGAAUGAUGCUGGAAUCAGCGAGCCUCAGGGCACCUUCGGCUCCGUGGUCAUUAAGGAACCUCGCAUCGAACCAACCGCUGACCUCAGCAGCAUCACCAACCAGCUCAUCACCUGCAAGACCUCCAGCACCUUCACCAUCGACAUCCCUAUCAGUGGCAGGCCUGCACCCAAGGUCACCUGGAAGCUGGAGGAGAUGAAGCUGAAGGAGACUGACAGAGUGUCCAUCAAGACCACAAAGGAGAGAACCACUCUGGUGGUGAAAGACAGCAAGAGAAGCGAUAGCGGCAAGUACUACCUGACCCUGGAGAAUGCUGCUGGCGUGAAGACGUUCACAGUGACUGUAGUUGUUGUUGGCAGACCGACUCCACCAUCAGGCCCUGUGGAAAUUUCUGGAGUUUCCUCAGAGUGCUGCACCCUGUCCUGGUCUGAUCCAGCUGAUGAUGGCGGCACUGACAUCACCAACUACAUUGUGGAAAAACGAGAGUCUGGCUCUGCCUCCUGGCAAGUGGUGAACUCGAGUGUGAAGAGAACCACCAUCAAAGUGACUCAUCUUACCAAGUACAUGGAGUACACCUUCAGGGUGUGUGCUGAGAACAAGUUCGGAGUUAGCAAGUCCAUUGAGUCUGCUGCUGUUGUUAUUGAGCAUCCAUUCGUUCCUCCGAGUCCUCCAACUCGUCCAGAUGUUGUAUCUGUGUCUGCCAACGCCAUCAGCAUCAAAUGGGAUGUACCAUAUGCAGAUGGUGGCAGCAAAGUGACAGGCUACUGGAUUGAGAAGAAGGAGAGGAACACGAUCCUGUGGGUGAGGGAAAACAAACUGCCCUGCCUGGAGUGUCAUUACAAGGUAUCCAACCUGAUCGAGGGCCUGGAGUACCAGUUCAGGGUGUACGCCAUGAACAUUGCUGGACUCAGCAAGGCCAGCGAGGCCUCCAGACCUGUGGUGGCACUCAAUCCUGUUGAUCCUCCUGGUAAACCCGAGUUGACGGACAUCAGCCGCUCCUCCGUUUCAUUGUGCUGGACUGUGCCGUUCAACGAUGGCGGCAGCAAGAUUGUCGGCUACGUGGUGGAGAAGAAGGUGUACAGUACUGACGAGUGGGACGACAACCGCUGGCUGAAGUGCAACUACACCACCAUCACUGAGAACUACUUCACUGUGACUAACCUGGGAGAGGGAGAGACCUAUGAGUACCGUGUUAUCGCCAAGAAUGCUGCCGGUGUCCACAGCACUCCCUCAGAAUCCACCGGACCGGUCACAUGCAAGGAUGAAUACUCUCCUCCCAAAGCCGAGCUGGACAGCAAGCUGGUGGGUGAGACAGUCAUCGUCUCUGCCGGCUCCGACCUCGUCCUGGACGGCGUUGUAGGCGGUAAACCAGAGCCUACUGUGCACUGGUCAAAGGGCGACAAGAUUUUGGAGCUCGGGGAGAAAUACUCACUGACUUACACCUCCACCAGAGCCAUGGCUGUCAUCAAGAACUGCGACAGAUACGACACAGGCAGAUACAUCCUGACCGUCAAGAACCCCAACGGAACCAAGACUGCUGGCGUCAACGUUAAAGUUCUAGACACACCUGGAGCUCCAGCUGAUAAGAUCGUAAUCAGCAGAGUGACAGAGGAGAAGUGUACGGUGUCCUGGAAGAUUCCUCUGGAGGACGGCGGGGACUCCGUCAACCAUUACAUCGUGGAGCGUCGCGAGACCAGCCGCCUCAACUGGGUCAUCAUGGAGACUGAGUGCAAGACUCUGUCCUGUGUCAGCACCAGGCUGAUCAAGAACAAUGAGUACAUCUUCAGAGUUCGGGGAGUCAACAAGUUCGGACCCGGAGUUCCUCUGGAGUCCGAUCCCGUCAUCGCUAGGAACGCCUACACAAUCCCGUCCCAGCCGGGCACACCGGAAGCUACAGCAGUGGGCAAGGAGCACGUGAUCAUCGAGUGGCUGAAGCCCGAGAGCGACGGAGGCAGCGAGAUCAAAAACUACAUCGUGGAUAAACGAGAGAAGAGCAGCACCAGGUGGACUCGAGUGAAUAGAACUUACACCAUCUACGACACCCGUCUGAAGAUCACAGGCCUGUUGGAGGGAAGCGAGUAUCAGUUCAGAGUGACUGCUGUCAACGCUGCUGGAGACAGUCAGCCAAGCGACGCCUCGCCAUACAUCCUCUGCAAAGACCCCACAUAUACACCAGCUCCUCCAUCAAUGCCUCGCAUCAACGACACAACAAAGCACAGCAUCAGCAUGACCUGGACCAGGCCCAUGUACGAUGGCGGCUCAGACGUCACCGGCUACGUGGUGGAGAUCCUGGAGGAGGGCUCCGAGCAGUGGUACCGCGCGACUACCAAGGCACUCAAGACCAACGAGUAUGUGGCCGCGGGCCUGGCAGCCAAUAAGAAGUACAGGUUCAGGGUCGCUGCCAUCAACAACAACGGCACUGGGGAGUUCAGUGAACCGAGUGCUGAGGUUGAGCCCCUGGAGAGAAUUGAAAUGCCCGACCUGGAGCUGGCCGACGACCUGAAGAAAACCGUGUGUCUGCGCUCCGGAGGAACCCUGCGUCUGUUCGUGUUCGUCACCGGACGGCCGACACCAGUGGUGGCCUGGAGGAAGAAGGGCGUGGAGCUGCAGAGCCGCGGCUACAUUGAGACCACUGAUAGCUACACCUCACUGAUUGUGGAGAAGGUCAAUCGCUACGACUCCGGAAAAUAUGUUGUGGAGGCAGAGAACCCAUCUGGCAAGAAAACUGCCACCAUCCUGGUUAAAGUCUAUGACACUCCUGGUCCUCCAGGUUCUGUGAAGGUGAAGGACUACACCAAGGAGUCCGUUGUGAUUACCUGGGAUGUGCCGAGCAUCGAUGGUGGUGCUCACGUCAGCAACUACAUUGUAGAGAAACGUGAAGCCAACAUGAAGUCAUACAAGACCGUCACCACCGAGUGUAGGAAGACCCUGUUCAGGAUCACUGGUCUGGAGGAGGGCGUGCACUACUUCUUCAGAGUCCUGCCAGAGAAUAUCUAUGGCGUCGGUGAGCCCUGCGAGACAAGCGAGGCUGUGCUGGUGUGCGAGGUGCCGUCGGUGCCUCAGAACCUCCAGAUUGUCGAUGUCACCAAGUCCUCCGUCACACUGCACUGGGCGAAGCCACUGCACGACGGCGGCAGCAGGCUGACAGGCUAUGUCUUGGAAGCCUGCAAGGUAGGAUCAGACAGGUGGAGCACCGUGGCGACAGUCAAGUCCUCCGUGUCCCAGCACACCAUCCAAUCCCUGAUGGAGAACGACCAGUACCUGUUCAGAGUCCGAGCCACCAACAGCAGGGGAACCAGCGAGCCCAUGGACACUGUCACUCCGGUCACAAUCCAGGAUAUCAAGGUGAUGCCCAAGAUCGACAUGACCAGCAUCCCUCAAAAGAUCGUCCACGUGCACCGCGGCAAACCCAUCGACCUCAACAUCCCGAUAAAAGCCAAACCACAACCCGUCUGCUCCUGGUUCUUCAGUGGCGUCAAGCUGAAAGACAGCCUGGACCGCAUCAAGAUCGACAGCAACGGAAAAUACACCCACCUCGUCAUCCGUGAGACCACAAUCAAUGACACGGGAGACUACAAGCUGGAGGUGAAGAAUGCCAUCGGCAUAGCAACCGAGGUCAUCAAGGUCAUCAUCCUUGACAAACCUGGCAUCCCAGUUGGUCCGAUGAAGAUUGAGGAGGUCGACGGCGUGUCGGUGACAGUGAGCUGGGAACCUCCAGAGAAGGACGGCGGGGCCAAUGUCAGCGGCUAUGUUGUGGAGCAGCGUGACGCCCACCGGCCAGGCUGGACCACCAUCUCAGAGUCAGUGACCCGACCAUGCUUCAAAUUCACCAGACUCUCAGAGGGAACAGAGUAUGUGUUCCGCGUAGCCGCCAUGAACCGCUUCGGUGUAGGUGGCUUCCUGCAGUCCGAGGUGGUGGAGUGCAAGAGCGCCAAGACCAUCCCUGGACCUCCAAGCAGACCAGAGGUGCUUGACGUCACCCACGAGGGCAUGACCCUGACCUGGCAACCACCCGAGGACGAUGGUGGCUCCACCAUUGCCGGCUACAUCAUUGAACGUAAGGAGGCCCGUUCUGACAGGUGGAUGAAGAUCAACAAGAACCCCGUCACCAUGACCAGGUACCGCUCCUCCGGCCUGAUCGAGGGCCUGGAGUACGAACAUCGUAUCACCGCUAUCAACUCAAGAGGAUCCGGCAAACCCAGCGAGAGUUCCGCCAUCACCGUGGCCAUGGAUCCCAUCGAACCUCCAGGUCCUCCAGUUCAGCCCAGAGUCACUGACACCACCAGGACUUCAGUCUCUCUGGCCUGGUUGCCACCUGAAGAGGAGGGUGGUGCAGUGAUUACUGGAUACUUGAUCGAGAUGCAGAAGGUGGACCAGGUGGAAUGGACACUGUGCAACACCACACCCACCAAGAUGUGCGAGUACACCCUCACCCACAUGCCGCAGGGCGCCGAAUACAAGUUCAGGGUCAUCGCCUGCAACGCUGGUGGUGCCGGAGAGCCUGCUGAGAUUCCAGGAGUGGUUAAAGUCCAGGAGAUGCUUGGUUAUCCUGACUAUGAGCUUGAUCGUAAAUACGAGGAGGGCUAUGUGGUGCGGCAGGGCGGAGUCGUCCAUCUGUCUGUGCCCAUCAAGGGUAAACCCAUCCCCACAUGCAAGUGGACCAAGGACGGACGUGACAUCUCCCACCGCGCCAUGAUUGCCACCCAUGAUGACAUCACCGAAUUGGUCAUCAAAGAGGCGCACAAGGAUGACACUGGUACCUACGACCUGGUGCUGGAGAACAAAUGCGGCAGGAAGGCGGUGUACAUCAAGGUGAAGGUGAUCGGUCGCCCAGAUGUCCCAGAAGGCCCUCUGGAGUUUGACGACAUUCAAGCCAGAUCAGUCCGGGUCAGCUGGAGGCCACCUUCAGAUGAUGGCGGCUCCGACAUCCUGGGAUACAUCGUGGAAAGGCGGGAGGUAUCCAAGGCCGCCUGGUAUACAGUGGAUUCCCGGGUCACCGAGAACUCUCUGGUGGUGAAGGGCCUGAAGGAAAACAUGGAGUACCACUUCAAGGUUUCUGCUGAGAACCAGUUUGGAGUCAGCAGAUCUCUCAAGUCUGAUGAGUCCGUCACACCAAAGACACCACUUUGUCCACCAGAACCUCCCAGCAACCCACCAGAGAUCAUGGAUGUGACCAAGUCUACAGUGUCUCUGUCCUGGGCUCGGCCUCGGGACGACGGAGGCUCCCGCGUCACAGGAUACUAUGUGGAAAGGAGGGAGGUGUCGACAGAGAAGUGGGUGCGCCACAACAAGACCCACAUCACCACCACUAUGUACAACAUCACAGGCCUCAUCCCUGAUGCAGAGUACAUGUUCAGAGUGGUGGCUCAGAAUGACAUUGGGCAGAGUGAGCCUGGUCCAACCUCAGAGUCUGUGGUUUGCAAAGAUCCAUUUGAUAAACCCAGCCAACCAGGAGAGAUCGACAUCAUCUCUGUCACCAAAGACUGCAUCACCAUCCACUGGCUCAGGCCUGAGCAUGAUGGAGGCAAGGAGAUUCUGGGCUACUGGAUUGAGUUCAGGCAGGCUGGGGAGAGCGCCUGGAAGAAGUGCACCAAGGAGCGCUCCAAGGAUCGUCAGUUCACCAUGGGUGGCUUAAUGGAGGCCACAGAGUACGAGUUCAGGAUCUUUGCAGAGAAUGAGACAGGACUCAGCCGACCUCGUCGCACACCCAUGGGCAUCAAGACCAAACUGAGCGUUGGUGAAGCUCCAGCUUUGAAGGAAGAGAUCCAAGACGUAACCACCAAGCUUGGUGAGUCUGGCACUCUGACCUGUGGCAUUAUUGGCAGACCACUGCCUGAGAUCAAGUGGUACCGCUACGGCAAGGAACUGAUCCAGAGCCGCAAGUACAAGAUGAGCUCAGAUGGCCGUAACCACUCCCUCAGCAUUCUGACAGAAGAGCAGGAAGACGAGGGCCUGUACACCUGCAGGGCCAUCAACGAGGCCGGAGAGAUUGAAACCAGUGGCAAGCUGCGUCUGCAAGCAGCUCCUCAGUUCCAUCCCGGCUUCCCGCUCAAGGAGAAGUACUUCGCCGGGGCUGGCACAAGCCUCCGCCUGCAUGUCGUCUACAUCGGGCGUCCCAUCCCCCAGAUCAUGUGGUUCUAUGGCAAGAAGCCUCUGAAUUCAUCAGAGAAUGUGAUCAUUGAAAACACAGAGAGCUACACCCACCUGGUGGUGAGGAACGUCCAGAGAAAGACAAACGCUGGCCGCUACAAGGUGCAGCUCAGCAACGUGUUUGGAACCGUUGACACUUCGCUACGUGUUGAAAUCCAAGAUAAACCAUGCAUCCCUGAGGGCCCUAUGGUUGUCGAAGGCCUGCUGAAGAGCUCAGUUGUCAUCAGCUGGAAGGCUCCCAAGGAUGAUGGAGGCUCCAUGAUCACAAACUACAUCGUGGAGAAACGUGAGGCCAAAGAAGGUGAACAAUGGCACCUGGUGUCCUCCUCCAUCUCUGGCACCACCUGCCGUGUCCCCAACCUGAUUGAGAGCGCUGGCUACUACUUCAGAGUGUCUGCCCAGAACCAGUACGGAGUCAGUGAGCCUUUGGAGAUCCCAUCAGUGGUCAUCAUCAAGAGUCCAUUCGAAAAACCUGGCAUCCCACAGCAGCCCUUCAUCAUGAGCUCCACCAAGGACUCCUGUGUCGUCUGCUGGAAGCCUCCAAGCAGCGACGGCGGCGCCAAAAUCUCCAACUACUACUUGGAGAAACGUGAGAAGAAGCAGAACAAGUGGAUGUCAGUAACCACAAAGAAGAUCAUGGAAACCAAUUACGAGGUCACAGGCUUGAUCGAGGGCUUCGAGUACGAGUUCCGGGUCAAGUGUGAGAACGUGGGUGGCGAGAGCGACUGGAGUGAGAUCUCUGCGCCUAUCAUCCCCAAGUCUGAACAGUCUCCUCGUGCUCCCGCAUACAGGGAGGAAAUCAGGGACAUGACUGUCAAAUACCAAGCCAAUGCCACCUUUGUCACUAAGGUGGUUGGAUAUCCAAAGCCUGUGGUGAAAUGGUACCGCAGUGGAAAGGAAAUCCUGGCCGAUGGAACCAAGAUCAAAGCCCAGGAGUUCAAGGGCGGCUACUACCAGCUGGUCAUCACUUCUGCUGAUGAGAACGACGCCACAGUUUACCAAGUCAGGGCAACCAACUCCUCAGGAUCUAUCUCUACGACAGCCAACCUGGACGUGGAAGUUCCUGCUAAGAUCCACCUGCCCAAAGAGCUCCAGGGAAUGGGAGCAGUCCAUGCUGCCCGUGGUGAUCACAUCACCAUCAAGAUCCCCAUCUCUGGCAAGCCCGAGCCAGCAGUCACUUGGCAGAAGGGUCAGGAGAUCCUCUCCAACUCUCCUUAUUACCAGGUCAUCACCACCAGGUCUUUCACCUCCCUGGUCUUCCACAAGGGAGUGCAGAGGAAGGAUACUGGCUACUAUAGUAUUACUGCAAAGAACAGGUUUGGAACGGACAAGCAAACCAUAGAGGUGAACGUGGCUGACAUACCUGAAGCUCCAAAGGGACUCGUGGUCAGUGACAUUGCACGGGACUCCAUCACCCUGACCUGGGAGCCCCCUGCCCAUGAUGGUGGAAGCAACAUCAUUGGCUACAUCGUGGAGAAGUGUCCCACCACUGCUGACAGGUGGAUCCGAGCUGGACAGACCACUGACUGCAGCAUCACCAUCAUCAACAUAUUCGGAAAGACCAAGUACCAGUUCCGUGUCAUUGCCGAGAACCAGUUUGGCCUGAGCGCUCCUUCUCAGCCGACUGAGCCCAUCACUACAAAGGAAGACAAGUCUGUGAUUAGGAACUACGACGAGGAAGUGGACGAAACCAGAGAGAUCACCAAGGAGGAGGCUCUGUUCUACAAGGUGAAGGAGCUGUCCUCCAAGUACAUCAUCUCUGAGGAGCUUGCUCGCUGCCAGUUCGGAGCGGUCCACCGUUGCGUGGAGAUUGCCACAAAGAAAACCUUCAUGGCCAAGUUCAUCAAGGUCAAAGGAACUGACCGUGAGUUGGUUCUUAGGGAGAUUGAGGCCCUCAACGUGGCAAGGCACAAGAACAUUAUCUACCUGCAUGAGUACUUUGAAAGCAUGGAGGAGAUAAUCCUGAUCUUUGAAUUCAUUUCUGGAGUUGACAUCUUUGAGCGCCUUGGCACCAGCAACUUUGAGCUGACAGAGCAGGAGAUUGUCCGCUACCUGAGACAGGUCUGCUCUUCCCUCAAGUUCUUGCAUAGCCACAACUUCGGCCACUUUGAUAUCCGCCCAGACAACAUUGUCUACACCACAAGGAGAAGCACCACCAUAAAGAUUAUUGAGAUGGGCCAGGCUAGACUGUUGGCGCCUGGAGAGAACAUCAGAAUGUUGUUCUCGGCUCCGGAGUACUACGCCCCUGAGGUCCAUCGCCAUGACCUCGUCACGACAGCCACUGAUAUGUGGUCUGUUGGUGUUCUGGCCUAUGUUCUGCUCAGUGGCCUUAAUCCGUUUGCAGCAGAGUCCACUACAAAGAUGAUUGAGAACAUUUCCAACUGUGAGUACAUCUUUGAAAGUGAAGCAUUUAGGGACAUCAGCCUGGAAGCUAUGGACUUUGUGGACAGACUUCUAGUCAAGGACAGGAAGCUCCGUAUGACAGCCCAUGAAGCUCUGGAGCACCCAUGGCUCAAGAUGAAGAUUGAGCAUGUCAGCAAAAGGACAAUUAGGACCCUGAGACACAGAAGGUACUACCAGACUCUGGUGAAGAGGAUCGAUACCAUUGUAUCAGCAGCUCGCAUUGCGUAUGGCGGCGCCUUCAAGAACCAGAGAGGAUUGGCUGUGGGUAAAGUGAAGAUUGGAACUGAGUACCAUGGCCUCCGCGCUGGUCCAGUCAUGCAUGGCUCAGCCGAGGAAGGCGGCCAUGUCAGAUUCACCUGUAGUAUCGCCAGCUACGACAAGAGCACACAGGUGUCAUGGUACUUCGGGAACCGUCAGCUACACCCGAGCCCCAAGUAUGAGAUUACUUACAGUAAUGGUUUUGCCAGCAUCUAUGUAAAGGACAUUGAAGAGAGUGAUGAUGGUGUGUACAGAUGCAAGGUGGUGAGUGAUGAUGGAGAGGACAGUGCUUAUGGAGAGCUCUUUGUUGAGACAGUGAGGAGCAUCAGAGAGCACUACAUCAGCCGCUCCAUCAAGAAACUGAGGAGGAGAGUUGACAAGACUAUGGUCCUGCGGAGACCACCAGAGUUCACUUUGCCGCUCUACAACCGCUCCGCCUACAUCGGCGAAGACGUCCGCUUCGGUGUCACUAUCACUGUGCACCCAGAGCCUCAGGUAACGUGGCUCAAGAAUGGAGAGAGAAUAAAGCCAGGUGAUGAUGACAGCAAGUACACAUUCACCAGCGACAAGGGUCUGUACCAGCUGAUGAUCCACAACCUGGACAUGAGCGAUGACGCCGAAUACACCGUCAUGGCCCAUAAUAAGUUUGGAGAAGACAGCUGCAAGGCUCGUCUCACUGUAGCACCUCAUCCUGUGCUGGAGGAAACUAUGAGGCCCAUGUUCAAACGUCUGCUGGCCAAUGUUGAUUGCACCGAGGGCCACAGUGUCCGCUUUGAACUCCGAGUCUCAGGAAUCCCAAAUCCUACUCUGAAGUGGGAGAAGGACGGUCAACCACUACAGUUUGGUCCCAAGGUGGUUGUCAUACAGGAGGACGUUGACUACCACGUUCUGCACAUCAGAGAGACUCUGCUUGAGGACUCAGGUGUGUACAAGGUUACUGCAACCAACUCCACUGGCUCUGCAAGCUGCCAGGCCACACUGAAGGUCGACCGCCUCACCUACACCAGGAGAGAGUACAAGAGCGAGGAGGAGAAAUACAGACAUGUUCAGAAACAAAUUGAAAAGACGAAUAAGAUGGCUCAGCAAAUUGUCGCCACCGAGGAGCACUUACCUUUCAACCCCACAGCCCAGGAGGCCCUCAAAUUUGCUGCCGAGAUGUACAAGCCUGCAGUGAGCACCAAAAACGUCGAGGGUGAGUUCGACAUCACAGUGGAAAAGUCAGAGACCAAGAAGCUGGAGGAGGAGAGGAGGAUCUUCAUGCCAUAUGAGAUCCCUGAGCCUGUAGUCCAUGAUCCCAGAGUUCUGGAUGAAGACAAAGCCAUCAGGCAGUUUGUGCCUCUGUCGGACAUGAAGUGGUACAGAAAGCUGAGAGACCAGUAUGAGAUUCCAGAGAGGAUGGAGAGGAUUGUGCAGAAGAGGCAGAGACGUAUUCGCCUGUCCAGGUGGGAACAGUUCUAUGUCAUGCCCCUCCCCCGAAUCACCGACCAGUACAGGCCAAGAUGGCGUAUUCCAAAACUCAGUCUGGAUGAUCUGGAGACUGUCAGACCUGCACGCCGUUCACCCUCUCCCGAAUCAGAGGUGUCCUUCAGAUCCAGAAGGAGAUCUCUGGGAGACCUUAGUGAUGAGGAGCUGCUGAUGCCCGUGGACGACUACCUUUCCAUGAGGAGAACAGAAGAGGAGAAAAUGAUGCUGGAGGAUGAACUUGAGCUCGGCUUCUCCGCCUCUCCCGCUGGCAGCCCUGUCCGCAUUGAACGGCGCACCUUGGAACAUGAAGAGAGGAGGCAGGAGGUUAGACACGAGGCCGUCGAGGUUUCUGAGACAAAGAAGAAACGGACUGUUUCUCAGUUCAUGAGGAGGAGAAGGUCAUUAUCCCCUACAUACAUCGAACUGAUGCGUCCAGUCUCGGAGCUGAUCAGACCGCCACGUGUCAGGGCUCCUGUGGAGGUAGAGGGAGAGAUCGUGGAGAGGAGGUCCCCCACCCCAGAGAGGACCCGUCCCCGCUCUCCCAGCCCCAUCAGAUCAGUUGAGAGGUCAUCCCGUUCCUCCUCCAGGUUUGAGCGGUCUGCCCGCUUUGACAUCAUGUCCCGCUACGAAGCCAGAAAGGCCGCUCUGAAGUCUGAGAGGAAAUACCAGGUGGUUAGCCAGACACCUUUCAGCCUGGAUCACGCCCCCCGUGUGACCGUCAGGAUGCGCUCUCAUCGCAUACCAAUUGGUCAAGACACCAAAUUCACCCUGAACAUCCAAACCAAGCCAGAGGCCGAGGUCAAGUGGUACCACAAUGGAACCGCCAUCUCUGAAAGCAGCGAGAAAUACAUUUUCUCCAACAUGAGUGGCGUUCUGUCCAUCACUAUUCUGGAGUGCCAGGAAGAGGACAGUGGCACAUACCGCUGUGUGUGCUCCAACUCGAAGGGAGAGGCAUCAGACUAUGCCACCCUGGAUGUGUCAGGUGGCGGCUACACCACCUUCUCGUCUCGCCGCAGGGAUGAAGAAGCCCCUAAAGGCCAUGUCCCUGAAGUAACUCGAAUUGACCACUAUCACACUGCCCACUUCAAAGCUGGCUACGCCUCGCAGACACACUUUGAGGUGGAGGAGAGCAAGUCUAAGCUAACCGAGACACAUGAGGUUGUGACACGUGAAAGAUAUGCUGCUUCCUCCGAGCGCUACUCCUCUGCUGAGAGGUACGACUCAUCUGUGAAAUAUGCCUCCACUGAAUACCUAUCAUCUGGUUCCUCCUACUCAUCGGACAAAUUUUCUCUAACUGGAAAACACGCCAUAUCUGAAACUAAACUCAAAUCAUCCACUGCUGUUGUAGCUGAGGAAGUGUCUGUCCACAAGGUGAAGCCUUCUCUUCCAGCCAGAAUCCUCACCAAGCCUCAGUCUGUGACCGUCGCAGAGGGAGAGACAGCCAGAUUCUCCUGUGACAUUGAUGGGGAACCUGCACCCACUGUGACAUGGAUGCAUGAGAGCAGAACUGUUGUCUCAUCUCACCGUGUCCACGUCACCACAAGUCAGUACAAGUCCAGCCUGGAGAUCUCCUCUGUGACGUCCUCCGAUGAGGGCAGUUACACGGUGGUUGUAGAGAACUCCGCAGGCCGACAGGAGGCUCACUUCACUAUAACCAUCCGCAGAGCAGUUCACAAAGAAGAGGUGAAGGCUGUCAAAUCCCCGGAGCCAUCUGUAAAGUCACCGGAGCCUUCGGUCAAAUCACCUACUCCCUCCAUAACUUCCCCUGUCCCCAGUGUGAAGUCACCUGAACCCAGCAUCAAGUCCCCCGAGCCUUCAAUUAAAUCACCAGCUCCAAGUGUUAAGUCCCCUGAGCCAAGUGUAACAUCUCCUGCUCCAAGUGUGAAGUCACCCACACCAAGUGUGAAGUCACCUACACCAGGUGUGAAGUCACCUACACCAAGUGUGAAGUCACCUACACCAGGUGUGAAGUCACCUACACCAGGUGUGAAGUCUCCUGAACCAGAGGGAAUCAAAUCCCCUAGGAGCAUCAGGUCUCCUGAGCCUCCCUCUCCAGCACCCGGCUUAAAAUCACCAGCUCCAGGUGUCAAAUCCCCUGAACCUGAAGGAGUAAAGUGUCCACGGGGUAUUAAGUCUCCAGAACCUAGACUCAAGUCACCACCACCAACUAAGUCUCCAGAGAGAGUGAGGUCCCCAGAACCUUCAGGCAUCAAAUCACCCAGGGCCUUGAAGUCCCCUGAGCCCGAGGGAAUCAAAUCACCUCCAAGGAUGAAGUCUCCUCCACCGAUUAUGUCCCCCAAGAGGGUUGUGUCUCCACCCACGGUCAAAUCCCCAACCCCGAAACCUCCCAAGGUCCUGAGCCAACUAACAGCUGAGGCCCAUGAGGGCUCCGUGAGGAUGUCCUGCGUCUGCGAGAGCAGUGUCAGGGAGGUGGUGUGGUUUGUCAAUGGGAGGAGACUUUCGCAGAGCAGCCACUUUGAGAUGCACUACUCCGAGGGCUCCUGCAGCCUUCUCAUCCAUGAUUUGGCGGACAGUGAUAAGGGAGAGUAUAUCUGCGAGAUGACAUCAGAGGGAGGAGUAUCCAAAUCCUCCUUCUCCUUCACCGGACAGGUGUUCCAGUCCAUACGCAUGAAGAUCACAUCCUACCGUGAGCAUCACAAGGAGUCAUCAUCAUCCAUGAGCUCAGCUAUGAUGAUGAAGAAGGAAAUCCACACAAUGGAGGAGUCAUCCUCCUUUUCUUCCUCCAGCCAGCAAGCAAUGAUGUCAUCCAUGAUGGAGUCCAGCUCCUUCAGCGGCAUGGCAGCUGAGAUGAAGUUUGAGACCAUGUCCAUGUCCAGCAUGUCUUCAAUGGCAUCUGAGUCAUAUGCAAUGAGCUCCAGCAGCCUCAGUGAGAUGGCCUCCCACAUGGAGGGAUCCUCAUUUAGAGCCAUUGGUUCUGCUCCCAGGAUCGAGGCUCUGCCGGAGGACAUCAGCAUUGAGCCGGGCAAAGUCCUGACAGUCGCUUGUGCCUUCUCUGGUGACGCCAAACACAUUGAGUGGUCCCGCAGCGGUAAAACCAUCGAGGUGACUGCCGGCGGACGCUUCCACAUAGAGACCACAGAGGACCUGACCACCCUCAUCAUCACCGGAGUUAAGGAGGAAGACGCUGGAAUCUACACCCUCAAACUGUCCAACGAGCUCGGAUCGGACACAGCGAUUGUUCACAUUAGCAUUCGAUCAGUGUAAAAAAAAAAAAAUCUAAUCCUCCCCUCUUCCCUUCUUUCAUGCCUUUUUAUUUAUUAAUUAAGCAAAUUAAUCUACUUGAUAAAGAUCUGGAUUUCUCUUCUUGUAAAUAUGAACUAUUUUUGUACCAAUCUUGACAUUAAUUUAUGCCAAACUAGACUAAAGUCUAAAGUUGUUAUAAAAUGUGCCAUAUUGGACAAUUAUGACUUAGGAUUUUUGAACCACUUUUCUGUGACAUGUACAUAAUGUAUAUAGCCGAAUUUAACGGUUAUGGGAAAUGUAUGCAUUGUUAUUUAUGACAAUAAUAUUAACUGAAACAAAAUGAAACUAAAUGUAGUUUAACAGGAGAAAGUUUCACCAGGAACGAAUACCCUGUUAAACUGAGAAACUAAACUCUGUGCCUCAACGAAAAGUUGAAGUCUUAAGAUUGCCUCAACAGGUGGAGAGGCUCCCUGUUGAUGUUAACUCAAUCAGAGACAAAACUAUGAAUGCACUGCUGGAGAGUGAGAGCAGUGCUGUUACAAUCUAACGAGAGCGAGAUCCUGAGUGCUGUUUGCAUUUACCCUCAUGUAAGCAGGACGACUGGACCUCGCGCUCUGACUGAUUAUGUCAUACCGCCAUUUUGAUGACAUGCUCACAGUGCGAGCGGCCUGCACUCCCUGAGCACAAAUGUUUCUUUUUUGUUUUGAGCUCUGCUUCUGGCAAACGACCACUCACUCGGGCCCCUCAGUCGUACCAUCAACCUGGCCAAUCACAUUAAACGAGAGUCCGUCCUGUGCUUGUUUGCAGAGGCAGAGCUGUCUCUUGGAGGUCUGCAGUGUGUUUGUGUGUUAGUUUGUAGAAAUUCACCUGUCAGUCAAGCUGGGCGCCAUCAAGCAGAUGUACCGCAGCCAAAACCAACUGCUGCUGCUGCUGCAGUCACUGAGGACAAAAUGAAGCGUGGUCUUGGGUGUUGCCCUGCACUUUGGUUUGAUUGAAGUUGGAGUUGUAGAGUAGAUUAUUUUUGCAGCCUCCUUGGGUUUUUCUCCAAUUAUUGAUUUAAUAAAGCAUGAUUAUCAGCACUA